AUGAGGGAAAAAGGAAUGAAAGUCCAUAUGGUGGAACUCGGACUGUUAAUCAGAAUGUAACAUUAAGAUUCUUGGCUUAACUCCAGUUCCUGGUUAGACAGACAUUAGGCAAGAUAAUAUAUCAGAAUUAUGGCAUUACAUUGCUUAUUUUAAUAGUGAACUAGUAUAAUUAGAUAUCCAGUUACACUUGUGCACAAAAUAUAUGAGUUUCUUUCAUUCUUUCUUUCUUUCUUUCUUUCUUCCCUUUCCUUUCAAACUCAUAAUGUGGACAUCUAAAAUAAAAAAUAUAUAGAUGAUACUAUUCACUAGUCUGCUUCUUGGAACACAUUAGAUAAAAGGUUUGAAACUUCUGUUCAGCUUCAUCUAUAUUAAUAAAAAUUGAGACAUUUUUCUUUGUUAACACUGUCCGCCACUGUAGUUUAUUGAUGUUGGAGAAUUAGGAUGGUUCUUGUGAAGCAGCUUUGUAAAUUUUCCCAAGAGGUAAGUCCUAUCCUUGAAUGUCAUAUAACAUCCCAAUGCCUUAACCUUUCGAUUCUAUCUUUUAAUGUUUCUGGAGUAUCUCCCUACCAAAUCAAUGUCACUGCAUCAAUUUCUAACCUACAAAUAAAGUCAAUCUCUUUGUACUUUAAUGCAUAGAAAUAUCAAGACAAAGGCUUAGGUCACUCGAUAUUCCACAUGUGGCAGUGCAACUGGAGUAGCAUUGUUUGGGACCGGUAUUCGGUAAAAGGGUUUUCCAAAAUCGAUAAACAGAAAGUAGGAAAAAAGCAUCUUGCUUGUUCCUUGAUUUAAGACACUGAUUGGUAAAGGUUUUCUGAUCAUAAUGAGCUAAAACAUAACCUUUUACACUAGUCUUGGCUUUUACAAUGAUCUGCUGACCAAUGAAUAUGCUUUUAUUGCAUAUACAAUAGAUGGAUAUUGCAAAGCUGGCGUUCAACAACUUAUUUUGUGAAAACCUUUUGCACACAACAAUAUCUUCGUCCACUAGUCAUAUAACAUGCACAUUACCCUCCACAGAGAAUAUAAGACAAGCAGAGAGAAUACAGAAAAGGUGCACAAAUUCAAAGAAAUGCAGGAAAUAUAGUCGAAGAAAUUUAUUUAUUACUCACUUGCUUUGUUUUUUUGCAAGAGAAAUAAAAUAUGAAAGGAUAAGGUAAAUAAAAUUGACCUGAUAAGUGUAUUCCAGUCAAGUACAUGCUGGCAAUGUUGAUUCCUGUAAUAUUUGUCACAACACUUAAAAAAAGCAUAAUGAACUUCUAUCUGUCCUUUAUUAUGCACUGACACUCACCAAAAGGAAUCUCUCCAUCAACUCUCACCAGAAGCAAUUGAAUAGGGAGCCCAUUGAAUGAGAAGAGCAGGAGUCAAGUCAAUGGAAUUAUAACAAUUCAUCAAGAUCCUCUCAGCCACUGUCCCUCCUUAAACUUAAAAAUAUUGUUCCUUCACAUUAUCAGUGUUCUAAGAAUACAUUAAUAACCAUUAAGGAUUACCAAUACUACCCGGCAGGGUAUUACAAUAUAGACUGAGCCAGGGUAACAAAUAUAUACAAAAAUACUCUUUAUAUUUUAUUUUCCACCCUUCAAUUCAUGGAGCAUACCUCCCUACAUUGGAAGGGGUUACUUGAAUCAAUGGAAAUGCCGUUAAUGGGUGGGUCUGCCCACCGAAGGGGCAAGUCAGCCAGGCAUAAGACAUGCCAAGCGAACAGACUGCCCCCCAGCAAGCCCCAUUCAGAUGAAGUGAUCUUUCCAUGGUCCUAGUGCCCACUCCACACUGCAAGCACUUCUAAUGAUGUGCUCAUGCUAUGCUCUCUGGAGACAGUUUCUUCCUGUGCCCGGACAUGGGACACCAAGGAACAAAAUGUUGGUGACGCAGGCUCUAAAAUAUGGACUGUCCUAUUAAAAGUGGGGCAGUUGGGUCCAGGAAAUUGUAACAUCUGUUACAGUUCUUAUAAAGAUGGGCUUGGACAUAACGGAAAUUGAUUAUUAGAUAAUAUUCCACGUUAUCCAUCCAACCAUACAUGUUGAUGAUAGGUUGAGAACAAGCCAAGGGCUUGCAACCUAUCAUUAGCAGCAAAAGAGGUGGGAGUCCAAGGGACAACACCCAAAGACUGUUUGGACUAUAACCAAUAUAAUGUUUUGUAGUGGUUAUGGUGCUUACUGUGCUCCUUUAAAGUGAUAGCAUCCCUGUCUUCUUUCUGUAAUUUAAUCAGCCUCUUUUCUACUCUAUGUACGAGUUAAAACAAAGUAUAUUAGUGUAUGAGCACAAACAUUAGUCCUGUGAUAUGUUUGUGUGACCCAGGGUUUAAAAAAAUAUACGCCUUUUAUUAUUUACAAGUUCUACUUCAUGACAUAAUGAUCGAUUUCAGCCGGAAAAAUCAAUGGGAACACAAGCUUCUGACAAGCAACAUUCUGCAUCUGUGUCAUCACUCACAGGUGGGUAUAAUGUGGCCUUUAAUGCAUCUUGCUGUUUAAAUCCUCUGCACUUUCAGAUGGCCUUCACUGCUGGAUCAAUUUAACCGCCUCGUUGCCAGAAGGGUGGAGGUGUGAUUUCCCAUGUUUCAGGAGAUCUAUUAGACUUUCACACCAUAUAAAACCCCAAACCUUUUUUGUUUUAUUUUCCUUUUUUUUUCACCCCAUGCGUACGAUAUACAUAUUUUGUCAUUAAAAUGUUUACUCCGCUUGCAUAAAUUAAUGUCAUUUUGAUAGAUUUUACAUCAUUUAAUUGAAGGAAAGUGCACCUUAUGCAUUGUGAAAAUCAGCAGAGCACAUCAUAUUCUUUUUCUUGAAAUAAUAUUAGUGAAAGUACGUUCAUUAAAGACACUGAUUAUCCAUGAAGUUUAUCUGAUGUUUUCAGGAAUUGUAAUUUCAUCACAGGGAAACAAUGCUUUUUUAUUGUUUUAACACAAUAGGUGGUGGUUAACAGCUAACUGCUCAUCAUGGAAGCAAUUUGAUUAUUCAAUACUUUAAAUUCGUUAGCGCUGAGGACUAAGCAAGGAAUGUUUUAAGCGUGAAUGCUUGAUGGCAUUUAUAGAGAAAUAAGUAAUGAAUUAUAGAUGAAACUCGUGUUUACAUAUUAAGCAGUGUUAGAGUUCAGAAAUAGCAGCUGUGUGAUGGUUUUAUGUCUUGCAUUUGUUUUGGAAUUAAAGAACAAUCAGAAAAAAAAGCCCACUGUGAAAUAUAGCUUAAUUGAGAAAGGGUCUAAUGGGCAUAACAUUUUCACCAGUUAUUCUGAUAUUGUUUUUCACUAUUCAGUACUGGGAUUAUAACAUGGUAAAGUGAUGUAUUCUUGCCAGAAUGAGUCUAAUGGGCGUAAAAUUUCCACCAGUUAUUGUGAUAUUGGUUUUCACUAUUCAGUACUGUGAUUAUAACCUGGUAAAGUUAUAGUGGUGGUCUACCUAUUUAAUGAUGUAUAAUGCAAAGUGUAGUCUACAUGAGUGAUUCACAACCUAGUCCUUAGGGCAUACCAACAAUCCCGAAUUUAAAUGGACACAUAGAUAUCCAAGCAACUUUAACUUCAUUAAGCCAGUUUGGUGUAUAGAUCAUGGCCCUGCAGUCUCACUGCUCAAUUCUCUGCCACUGAGGAGUUAAAUCAAUUGUUUCUGUUUCUGCAGCCUUAGCCACACCUCAAUUGGCCGUGACUCACACAGCCUGCAUGAAAAAAUGGUUUCGUUUUUAAUGAGAUGCUAACUUGCUCUAGAAAUUCUCAUGCUUUGGAAAUUAAACUUUAUCACACACAGGAGGCUCCAGGAGGCUGUAGCGGAGCUAUUAACAGAGCAGGAAAUAAGAAAUUCUAAAUUAAACAGACUAUGCUAUGAAGGAAGUUUAAACAUUAGAUUUCUCUUUACAGGAAAUGUUAAGGAAGGCUGUAUGAGUCACAUGCAGGGAGGUGUGGCUAGAGCUGUAUAAAGAAAGUGAUAUAACUCCUACAAAAUUGAGCAGUGAGACUGCAGGGGCAUGACCUGUACACCAAAAAAGUGCUUCAUUAAGCUAUAGUUGUUUUGGUGACUGUAGUAUCUAUUUAACCAUUGCCUAGUGUGGAUACUUUCAAGACCUGGACUCUUGUGUGUCUUGAAGAGUACGCUGGGAACCACUGGUCUACAUUAGUUGUAGCGCCAUACCUCAGCUAUUAUUAAUACUAUAAAAUGGGUGUCCUAGUGCUUUGUCACAAGUCAUCUUUUGAAUUGUAAUGUGAGAACAUGGAGUAAUCGCUCCAGUAUAUAGUCAUAUAUAGAGCACUAAUCCAUUAUUCUUAGUCAGUAUAAGCAGUGUCUGCUCUCUGUUUUUAGUCCCAUGUACUAUCACCUAUUUAGCCCAUUAUCUUCUUUUAUUCUGUUUCAAUAGCAAAGUGUCACUCUUUGUGACCCCGAUCCUUUCUCUUGCCUUGGUGUCUUUGUUGAGUUGAAUAUCAGAAUAUUUAGUGUGAAUUGUAAGUGAAUUACAAAGCUGAUAGGCUGCAUAAAUACAAUACUUUGUACUGUUCUAUGUUUUUUGGCUAUUAUAAAUGGUGGGAUGUUUGCAGCAGUUUUAUUGCUAGUAAUAAUUAAGAAAAUAUUAUAAAAAUGUUUUUAGAAUUGUUAGAUUCAUUCAUAAACAGAACAACAGAGCAUAAGCAUAAUGCUCAACUUCAGAGAACCAAAUAAUCCAACAAUAUAGACCUUGAUCAUUUUUUAAUUUGUGGUGGUCUGGCCUUAGUUCAUUAUGAUAGUAUUGGUAUAUAUAGGUUCAUUAUGGAACAAGACAACUACAGGACAAAUAUAACCCAGUGUUGGACUUCAUUGAUACAUUAUCAGAUGUUCACCUUCUAGCCUAAUAAUGAUGCUAAACGAGUAGACAAAGCUACAUCAGAGUGGUUUAAAACCAAGAACAUGGAAUGGCUUAGUAGUACAGUGAUAUCCACAGAGCCCGGAUUUAUUUAUUUAGGAACUGAAAACUAAUUUUUGACAACAAUCUACAUCUAGCCCAGCAGAACUUUUACAAUUUUAACAAGGCGGGCCAUCUGAAAUGUCAAUACCUACAUGGGCAAAUUUGAUAAUGACUUACACCAAAAAACUCACCUGUGAGAUGGUAGUCAAAUGUGGUUCUACCAAAACUUACUCAGGGAGUUCAAUAAAACAAAUGUCUCUUUUUUGUUUCAUUGACAUUUGUAAGAAUAAAACACUUUGCUCCUUCAAAGUGUAAGAUUUCCACUUGUUUAGAGUAGAACCUUCUUUUCGUUCAGUUCUGGUUUCUACUUGCAGUUAAAUGGAUUUUUGACACACAGUUAAAUACCGUAGCUUCCAUCUGUAUAAUAAGCUAAAUGGAUAAUUCCGCUCAGUGCUCUGAGAUGCUUUAAGGACACAAAUAUGAAAAUAGAACAGCAUACAGAAGUUGAACUUCUGUUCAGGUGAACUGGCUACAAUCAUGACUACAUAUACAUUAGCAAGUGAAUACUAUAUUGCCAAAAUGCAAACACUUACUAUUAAUGUUAGUUUUCUUUCUGCCAUGCUUUUCCUGUUAUUUAUCUAAAGUCUUUCAAUAUCACCAAUGAAAGGCAAUGCAUUUUCCUAGAUCUGUUCUUUAAAUAAGCAUACUUCUUGAGUAUUUUCACAUACAGAUACCCUUGCAGACCGUCAGAAAUAGUAAUUCAUAUUUUUUUAGGGUUCUUCCAAACAGAUUGUUUCUUAAUGCCAUUGAACGUUGGAUAGUAGAGGUUCUACUUUUACAUGCUUAUCAAACAUUUGGACCUCAUAGACACAUAUUGUGAUGAAUAUUUUACAUGUCACCUACUAGACUAGACAGUAAUAGCAAUGAAAAUGGAAAAAAAAAACAUUAGGUGUAGUGAAUGUCUAUGUAGGAAACAACCUGCUGCCCCUGUUAGACAGGGCUAAUUCCAGCAGUGAAAUGCAGCAUGCCUCAGUGAAGCUGUCAGUACAUCUCUAUGGUUUCUCUAUGGUAUUUUCUGUUGGGAACUAGAAAUGGCCACCAGGGACAUUGAGACUACUAGCUCUGUUUAAUACAGGAAACAAGUACAAGGGAAAGUAUGGCUUCAAAUCCUUACAGCAAAAUGAUUCAUUAAUGGUUAGUACUUAUGAAAUAAAAUGUAAAUUUUUUUUUGUUUAAUUUACUGAAUGUUUUCUCAAAAUGAAACAAAAAUUGCAAUAUAAAAACAUAAAAGACAUAAAACAACAGAUCAUGUACUUAAAAAACAAAAUACGUUGAAAAAUGCUUUAACUUUAUAUAUUCACAUAAUAUAUUUAACUUUAUAUAUUCUCAUUAUAUAUUUAACUUUAUAUAUUCUCAUUAUAUAUUUAACUUUAUAUAUUCUCAUUUAUAUAUUUUCAUAUAGCACCAUAUCAUCAAAUAUAUCAAUACUAAAAACCAGAACAUUGUCCCUCCCCUUUGUACUCCUAUUGUUAUAUUGUAGACCCAUUUUUCUAAGCAUUAGGUAAUAAGAAACGAUAAUUCAUGUUCAAAAAGUAAAAUGGCCAUUUAUACUGCGAGCAGUGUAAGCUGUGUAUAAUCGCAGUGAACAUCAAUAAAUUUCAAGUUGUAAAAAAAUAAAUAAAAUGAAAACAUUGUCUGCAUUUUACAAAACCAAUUAUCAUACAUAUGAAAAUUAAUUGCUGACGGAGAUCAUGUGAACCUUAAUAUAUAUAUAUUAACAGAUUUACUGCACAGGUAACAAUUGCUGCUAAUAAAUACAUAUAUUUGUUUAUAUAUCCACAAGUCCUCAACAUACGAAUCACCAAGUCACUAAGCCAAUAACUGGCAUUUCACAAAGUGUGCAUAAUUUUACUUAUUGUGAUACUAAGAAUCAACGUCAUUUGUUCCGAACAGCACAUUUGCAAUGCAUUCCCUGAGCUGAGAGUAUAUUUGGGAAGCAUAUAUCAACUGAUGACACAAAAUCUAUAUAUUUAAUGUGUGGACAAUUGUUCAUUGCAAAGGGAAGACGUUGAAUACUUGAAUUUAAUAACAUAGACGUUGAAACAGCAACAACAUCCAGCUCUUUGGUUCUAAAAGUGCUUUAUAAGUGAGGAUUAGAAAUGGGUAUUAAUUAGAAUGCUCAAUCUUAGCAGUCAUAUAUUUUGUAGCCAAAGUGUAUUUCCUUAUUCACUGCUCGCUCAACAGCACAGAGGCUCUGUUUAGAAUUACAAUCUAUUGCGAUAAUAGGUAGGGGAUUAGACUUUCCUGACCAUUAUAUUACCAUGUUUUAGGUUGGAAUAUAAAACAACAAAGAUUAGUUCUCUGCAAACCUUAACAGUUUGCAUGCCUGUACAGUAAGAUUGUCUCGUUUUACAAGCAUGGCUUUUAUUAACCCAUUGCAUGCAAGCUUCUUAAAUGCAUUGCUUAACCUUUGACCCCGUAAAGGUUACGGAUACUGGUUAACCUGUACACUUUCACACAUGCACUCGCACACAAUCACUCGUUCACUCGCUCAGAUAAUCAGAUUUUUUUUUUUUUAUUCAGACUACAAUUGAUUCCAAAACCUAAAAAUAUAUUUCCAGCGAUCAGAAUCAGCGCAGUGUGUUUAUUUGCUUUUUUUUUAUAUUGACAGUUGGUAGCAUAAGCCUUUUAAACUACAAAGACUUGCAGCUCUAUAGCCAAUCUGUGAAAAAAAGGGGGAAAAAUGAAAUCACUAUGGAAACUGGAGGAAGGAUCUAAGAGCUUUCUGUCUAAAGUAAAUGUCUGAUGUUUGUGACUGCAGGGGAAUAAAAUUCAUAAAUUUGUAUGAUGUUAUCAUUUCUGUUUUGUUAUCGCAGAUUAUGGCAUUUCUAAACCAUCCGACCUUGCCUUUAUUAAGUGAUCCCUUUUUUUUUUGCAAAAAUAGUUACUGUUUAGCAGUAGAAAGAAAAAAAAAAAAGAAAAACAAGAAUGCAAUGAGGGGAGGAGUGAAAAAGCUGCUCUGCUUCUUAAAUUAUUAUUUCUUAAAUCACACAGAGCUCCUGGCUCCUGGAAUGAAGACCAGUAUGAGGCUUUCAGCAAUGCAGCAACCCAGGGAACUGAAUGCAAGACAGAAAAUACUAGUGUAUCAUCCAAUUGCAUGCCUUUCUUUGAUCUUGGACAGAAAAGCCCAGAACCUCUCCCUCCAAUCCUGAAGCAAAUAAAUACUAAGGAUAAGAGGCAUCCCUUGAUUCAGUGCACAGACUCUCAGAGACAGAAAAACCAAGUCUACUAUCAGAACACAAGCACCAAUGAACCUUGUUGGAUUGCAGACUGCAGCAAACACCUGUCUUCUCGUAGGAGUUUCCGAGUUUUUCCAACAUCAUCAGACAAUUCAGAAAGCCUUGGCUUACACAGGCCACUGUCUUUAUCUCAACACAAAGCCAGUCACUCUACCAGCUCACCUGCAAAAGAAGUGGAGCUGAGAGGGAAUAAACAUCACUCGGUCGUUACUGAAAUCCGUCCCGUCUCUAAGAAUACUCAGAAGAAAAGAAAGACCAUGAAUCUUGGUGAGUGAAUAGAACACUCUGCUAUCUGCAAAAUAGAUGUUUGCUUCUGGUUAUAUAAUACAUUAGAUUAGAUGUGUAAAAUGAAAGAAACCAUCAAUUCUAUCACUCUUCUUUUUUAAUUUUCAUUUCUUUCUUUUUUUUUUACAUAUUUUUUAUUUUUUUAUUUAAAGACAGAAUGGAUUUGCAGUUCGAUUAUGCCCCACGAUUGCUUUAAAUGUGAUAGAAGGAAAAAACUACUUUGUUUUAUUUUAGAAUAUAUUAAGUUAAUAAAUCAAGUAGUUUUUAUGCAUAGAAUAUUAAAACAUAAAUAAUAUAAAAUAUAUAUAUAUAUUUAGUUUUUUUUCAAUUUUUAUUUUAUUUCCUCUUUUUUUGACGUUUUGUUUGAUUUUUAAAAUAUAUUUUAUAAUAUUUUCUCACUCCAAUUUCUGAUGUCUUAUUAAAGUACCUUUUUAAUAACAUAUGUAUUUUUCUUACUUUCAUCAUAAGAUCCUGCAGUUGAAGACAGGAGAGAACAUGAUGCACCUACCAGAGCAGUAAUCAAUGUGUCGUUUCCCCCAUCAACAUAUUCUACACAUGGCCUCUCAAGACCAGGGACACCCUCAAAAGAACACGUAGAGAGGUGAGUGUUCAUCUAUUCUUAAUACGAGACAAUGCAGGUUUUAGAAACAGAGUAUAGCCACAUCUGCUAAUUGCAUGUAAAUACAAAACACAUAUUCAUGUUGCAUUUCAAAAUACUCCUUUUUCUCAUUGAUGCUUUUAAUUAUUUUAGUCUUGUGUUCCACUAACCUCAGAUGUAUUCAAGGAGAACACCGUAGAUUUCUGAUUAAUUUAUAGGGUUAAUGCAGAAAAUCUGUUUUCCAUUUUUUUCAGCAACAAGUCCAAGCUUUUUUAAAACUAACCUAAAGACUAAAUGUCAUAAAUGUACUGUGUUAAAAUGACUGAAAUAACCUAAGCUUUAGGUGCAUAGUUUAAGUUAUAGACAUUUAUCAUUUGUAUUUGGUUUUAAAAACACAGCUAUAAAUAUAAUAUGGUUUUAAAAAACACAUCACUUUCUCCCCGUCUGUAUCUAUAGAGAGUGGAGAAAGAGAUAAAAACAUAGUUAGAGACACAGAGGCAAAGACAGACAGAAAAACACAAAACGAAGAAAAUACAGUGUUUGUCCAAACUGAUAAAACAGGUGAAAAUGUCUACUUUAGUUUAUUUCAGACCUAUAUUGGACAUACCAGUUUUUCAUUGCCCACAGCACCAGAGGUAUCAAUGGCACAUUCAUAGCUGAUUACAAUAACAUUUUGUUUAAAGACAAGUUGUUGUAUAGGAUCCAGCAUUCAGGGCAAUUUAAGAUCAGGUACUCAAAAAGAAAUCAAUUUUUGAGAAAAAAAAACUGAAAAUCUGCACUCUUCAAAUACCACAUACAUCACACAAGUAGAAUUUUGGACAUAGAAUAUCGAUAACUGUGUAUGCAUGCAUUUCAUUUUACAAGUGGACCGAUUUCUGAUCGUCAGAAAGCUGUAAGUCAGGCAGCACAAGUGCAGGGCUAUACAGAGUUACAGAACUAUAAAUUGUACGUUACUGGUGGCACACUUGUUUGUAACAGUAGUUGUACAAUUUUUUUCCAUAGUGUUUGUAUGGAAAAAAUGACACACUCAGUGGCACACAUAAACACACACACAUGCACACACAAAUAUGCAUGUUUCUCUAAUGGCGUGAUAUAGUCAUUAUUAAUUCACAGUAACAUUAUAGUUUACAAUACACUAUCCUAUUGCAAAAUUUAUAAAGAUUUAGCAUGCAUUGGAUAAUUUAAAACUUAAGCUACCCUGUUUUUAACAAAGUGACACAAAACUAUAGGAAAAUGAUCUCCUUAUUCUGAAGUCAAGUAUUGCCAUCAGAUCUUCAAUAUCAGUGUAAUUAAUGACAGCAUUAAUGUAAGGUGCAUGAAAGUAAAAUGUGUAUUUGAACUCAUGAUCACAAGUGCAAAGAGAGAGCUUGCAUAGUGCAUGUUAUUACUAGUGUGUUUUCAUAGAUUGUAUUGCAAAUGUUGUCGUCAUUAGAGAAUUUUCUUUAGGAGUUAAGAUGCAAGGUAUACAUUUUAUAUAUUUGUAUACUGCCAUCUGAACCUGUAGGCAUUUUUCUUUCUAACUGGAAUAUAUUCUAUAGUAUGCUUUCAUUGUGUCUUGGCAUGUUCUACAUUAAACGUAUCAACCGAUUCUUCUGUAAUAUGCUGUUUGAAAUACAUUAGAGAUAAAUGAAAAAAAAUAUUAACUCCUCUACCCCAACCCUCCCUUAAUUUCAGACUAAGACAUGCUUGAAUUACAUGAAUUUGCAAAACUGUACAAGAUAUAUGUACAUGGAAUGUUUGAAUGUGUGUGUUCUGUGUGUGUGUGUGUGUUCUCUGUGUGUGUGUGUGUGUGUGUGUGUAUGUGUUUGUGCAUGUAUAAAGAGAAUGCCUUCUAGUCUUAAUUCUCAGUGUACAUUUCAAACAUAAAUUUAAAUUAAAUGACACCUUAUCUGGUAAAUUGUGCACUGAUACAAGAAGUCCAAUGUUUUCCAGAACAUAACUUACAGAUACAUAGACAGACACAUACAAACAUAUAUAAAUAGAUAGAAUGUGUGUACUGAACAGCUCAGACUGGGCUGAGACCAAUUUACCUUUCAGACAGCCAUUGACUUAGUGAGAUCUAUUCUAGUCUGAGUUGGUUGGAUUCAAGUCGGUCUCUGGAACAAUAGUUACCUGUACUCAGUAUGGAGUUCUUGGCAGACAUCAGCAAUCUGUGUACGCUUUGUCUGUGUUAGACAUUGCUGAGUAGCAAUCCCUAAUGACAGUCUAAUUUUCAGUAGAAGAAAACAAAAGACAUUUUAAAAAAAAAGCACAAAGCAAACCCUGUUGACGAAGGACAGAGCUUUGAUGCUUCUACUAUUUCAUUGUCAUUUUUAUUCAGCCUUGACUUGGCCUGGGGUUUUAGUUUUUUAGUUCCCAGCCUAGAAGUCAGCAGGCUAUGUUUUUUACUUCUACCUCCCUUUCCCCGCUGUUCUGUGCUGGGAGAUUAGUGUCACAUCUGUAACAGGGACAGCAAUAUACAUUGCAGAUAGCAUCUUCAUGGUGGCAUCACAGGGCAUGGAGAUAGAACAACAGCGAAGGACAUUUAUUUUCAAAAAUAAAAUAAAUUGUAGGUAAAAACAUUUUUGUUUUAGAUAAGCACCAUAUAUUUUGCCCAGGAGAAUGUGCUUUAUUCUGCACAGAAAAAAAACAGAUUGUUAUGCCAUGCCAAUGUAAAUAGCUUUAUUAGCAGAUACUGUCAUUGAAAUUAAGGCUUUGAUAGACAGCUUGUAGGACCCAUACAUUAUUCCAACAGCAUUUUUAAUCAUCAACAUUUUGACACAGGGCUAUGCUGUCAACAGUGUCUAUGCAAUAUUAAACAACAGCGUUGCACCAUCGAAUUUGUGACUGUGUUUACACUCUGUAAACUGUACUGAGGUCAUAUAGUUUUAAAAAUUAAUGAUGCUUACAGCUAGUUUGAAAUGCUUCACUCUGUAAGCUUGUGCAGAUAAGCAUGUUUAGAAGCACAGCUCCAUAGUAAUAACAGCCAGGCACCUAUUAAUUGGAUGUAGAGUGUUAUGAAAGACCAGAAUAUGGUCAGUUUUUUUUUUUUAGCUGAGCAACAUAUGUAUAUUUUUUAAUUAUUUAUGAAACAGAAAUACCACUGUGUCAGUGCUAUUAAAAUCGCACUCUCUCAUUUUGCUAUUAUAUUUGCUAUUAUAUACACCGCUUUUAGUAACGGUAGCAUUCAGUUGUGUAAAAAAAGAAAAAAAUAGAAAAUGUCAUAUAUAGGUAUGUCACUGUUCAGUAUUUAAAAGAUGUAACAAUGUUUAAUCCAAGUGUCCAGGGUGCUGAAUUUCAUUUGAGCUCCAUUUGUAAGUGGCAUAGUAGGAUGUAAUCUCUCUUCAUGUUAGCUUUCACACUAGUGCUGAUAAUGAAAAUGAUUGCAGUUAAUUGAGUGUAUUUUUAAUUAACGUGAUUUGUAAAAAAAUAAAAUAAAAAAAAUGCCAUGUUCAAACCAAUCUAGUUCUGAUGCUGGCUACUUUAAGGCUUUAAUUAUAAUUAUCCCUUAUCAGACACACUGUCUUAUAUACAUAGUGUAUGUGUUGAUUUAGGAAAUUUAGCAUUUGCAAGGGAAUGUAGCUCUUGGCACCCAACACAAAUGAAAUAUGUUUUUAUUUUAUCCAUGAGCAAUUAGUAUUUUAACUUAUACUGAUUAUUUUUAUCAACUUAUUUUUUUCUGUCUGUCUGUCUGUCUGUCUGUCUGUCUGUCUGUCUGUCUGUCUGUCUGUCUGUCUGUCUGUCUGUCUGUCCAUCUGUCUGUCUGUUUAUCUCUCUGCCUUUCCAUUUGUCUAUCUGUCACCUAAAGUAUGGACAUGUUUGUUUCUGUCUCUGUCUCUCUGUCUGCAAUGUGUGUGUCUAUACACAGCUUAGUUUGAUUUAUUUCUGUGCUUUAUAUGAUUGUUGUGACUUAACCAUUCUUGAGCUUAACUAGCAUACGCUAACAUGCAUUGUUUAGCCCCUCGUGGAAUAGAAUGAUAUGAAGCAGUAUAAUCUCUUUAAACAGACAUCUUAUAUUGCAAAGGAAAACAGAAAGCCAUAGCAAAGUGAUGGAGAUUGGCAUCCACUGAAAUCUAGAUUAGCAUUUCAUUUGUGCCAUCUACUCAUGAGCAGGUCUAUAGAUUGACAGAGACUGCAGGUCUUACAUAUCCUAUUCAGAGAUUUUUGUACAGCAUAUAUUUUAUGUAUGAAGAGGGAGUUUAUUCAGCAAAGAAAGUCAAGAGAAUUGUUGCAGAGGGAAUCGUACUGCUAUUAACCCUUUCAAGGACUGGAUGGAUCAGAAACAAAUGUCAUUUAUCAGUGGCAGCUAUUACACAGUAAGAGAUAGCAAUUCAAACAAAAUAUCACUGAUUUGUGUCAGCUGGCAAUUUUCUGUUUGUAGGCUAAUAGAUAAUGCUCGGACAUUCAGAAUCAUUUGGUAACAAAGUACUGUGAUUAUCGGGCUUUGAAACACUUGGGAGGGCACAACGUUAUCGUUUUCUUAGAAUAUAAGGAAAAACUGGUAUGAUUAUUUACAGAUUGUGCCCAGUGGUGCAAAAUAAUGCAGAUCAGCCCAUCUUUGAAAGGGUUAAACAGAAAAUUGAAAUAAUAUGCAAACUAUAUGCAAGGUAAUAAAUCUUUAUAAUUGGUUUAAGGGUGUCACAAACGUUGUAUGUCACUGACAUAUAGCGGAGGAAAAGAGCAACAUGCACCGUUACUUAUCAAGGUCAAUUGGCUGAAUAUACAUUAUAGCCCCUAGCAGGCUACAUUGGAGGGGUGCCGGAAUAUAUUAACCUAACAGUAAAGCAAUUACUCAUUCAGAUCACAGAACCAUCAAAUGCACAUUAUAUAUAAAUAAAGAAAAUAGUUUUAGUAAAACCUUCACUAGACAUUAAUUAGUAGAAUCUUCAGAUAGGUUCUAUCUCUACAGAAUGCAUACCCAUAGACUGUUACAGUAUCCAGAGUCUAUGUUUAUAAUGGUACAUAGUAUAGACAAAGGCUAAGCAACCAGUGGAUGUUUGAAGUUACAUCUCUCCUAUUCUAGCCGUUAAAAUUGUAACCUUUCAUCACGUAGGAUGUGACAGGUUGACUUACCCUUAUAAAAACGAUGGGUUUUGGUGAUUUGGUAUAAACAGAUAAUCUAAACAAUAAAGGAUAAAAUAAAAACUAAAAAAUAAUCCGCAACUAGAACUUUAUUUAUGGAAGCCAAUUUGUGAAACAGAUUUGUUACUAAAAUAUUAUACAUUUUUUUUUUUUACAAUUCUAAAAUCUUUUUAAAUCUUAUCUUUCGUAUAAUUUACCAAUAUGUUUUCUAUGUUUGAUACCCAAAGGCAAAAAUAAGUAAGUUGUCUAGAAUAAAGCCCAAAUAAAUCAUUGAUGACUCCCUAAUGAUGCGCAAAAUCUAUGUUCAACACUGUAUUUACAUCUUUUAUUUAUUCAUUUCUGUUGGAUUGUGUAGCAGCAAUUGUUUGGUAAAUGGAAAAGUCAUACAUGACAAAGAGGCAAACGAGGUGAAAGACACUAGCUCUGUGUAAGCAUAACUCGCCUAAUUUAUUUUUUAUGCAAAGAUUAAUGUGCACCCAGCGUGAAUGUUUUGGUCUCCUCUAUCAUUAUGAGAGGGAACUUUGGAUCUGCAUUACCUAGCCAUGUUACAUCAAUCAAUCAGCAGGGUAUGGCUGGAAAAAUUCAGCAGGAAAUCACACCUGAGCCUGAACACAUCCAUUUCACUAAUGGACUGUCCCUUUUCAUAUUAAAGCUGAACAGCAUUUCUUUGCCUAAAAAAGUUUUUUUUUUGUUUUUUUUCUAAAGUUCACCCAUAUGCACAGAAAAAAUUACCUUUGCUACUGUUCACUUAUUGAAUAUUAAAAAAUAUAUAUAUAUAUAUAUAUUUUAAUUUAUAUAUAUAUAUAUAUAUAUAUAUAUAUAUAUAUAAAUUUAAAAAAAAUAAAAUAAAAAAUAUAUAUUAAUAAUGGAAAAUAGUAAAGAGUUUUCACAAGACACAAUAUAGAUAGAUAGAUAAAGUACAUUUAUUAAAAUGCACAAAAUGUCAAAUAGAAAUAGCUUUUAAUAAUAUUUAUAAUAUGUUCUAUAACUAAAUCAUGUAGUUUAAUUCUGUCAAUUAUUUAAAAAAAUAUACAGUAUUUUUUAAACCUUCUAUUUCAGAAUUUGUUUUGUCGUUUAAUAAUAUUUUAAACAACAAAUUAAAUAUUCUACUUUGCAGGUGAAUUCUCAACAAACCAGGUCUUAAGACAUUUCCACGUUAAUAACCUUAAGCUUUACCCCUAUAUUUAGGAUUGCACAAAAUGUUAUGUUGUAUACAGCAAAACAUGUUAUGUUGUAUACAGUGAAGUUAUACCCCAUCAGACUUAGUUUAAAGCGACAAUACAGGCUGAGUAGCCUUCAUUUUUAAUACAUUGUGGUUUUUGCACAUGAAAACCAUGCAAAUUAAAGAAUAAUAUUGAUAAUAACAACAAAUAUACUCAGCCCCUUCAUUUCCUAAAAGGUAUGAGUGUGCUUAUGUUAUUCACCUAUAAGUAAGGAAGGUGUGCUGUACAAGAUCUUGUAUGAGUCAAUGAAAGCUAUGCUUCUUGUUGCAUAUGAUGGGAAGCAAAUUACUUCAAAGAUUUAGUUUUUAGGUUCGUGGAGGUUUCUUUGCAAUAUAAAGCUUGUUAGUUAAUAUGCAGAUCGGCCAUAUACAAAAUGGCCUUUCGUAACAAUUUGUGUAUAGGAUUUUCUCUUCUGUGAACGUAAAAAUAAAUUACAUUUUAUGUGAAGGGCAUAGAAAUGAAAAUGGGUGGAGAUUAAUCUACAAAAAGAGGAUGCACUGCUUGAGAGUGGGAGUGAGGCGGAGCUAAAAAUGAGAAAUGCCCAGUUGCCUCAAGUGACUUCCCUAUACAAUUUUCACUCUCUUUUUUUCCCCUUUUUUUAUAAGUGCCUAAAGUGCCCAGAAAAAUAUUUUCUUUGUAAAUUGAAUUUUUUUUUUCUCAGAAUUGGUAAUAAAAAAUAAAUAAAAAUUAAUGUUCUAUAACAGCUGAAGGGAAGUUUUAUUGAUUUUAUACUCAUCAUAUUUUGCACAUAGUAUUUGCAACUUUUGCACAUAUAUUUGCACUUGCAUAAGUAAUAGGUUGUGACUGUUACCACAAAUAUUGGUAUAUUCUAUCACAGCAGUCCUGAAUGAAAUAUUAAAAAAAAAUAUUCAAAAAGUAUUUUUUUUAAAUUGAAGUAAUGAUGAAAUAUCCAUAUAACCACAUACCUGCAGUUUCCAAGCUGUAAUGCAGAUGACACACAAGACUGGCUGACAGUCAUGAAAAAGUAGUUCAGAAACAGCUGUGUUGCAAAUAUUAGCCAUCAUUUCCCUAGCCAAAGAAACUUUUUGAAAAAUUGAAUAUUUUUUUAAUGAAAGGAAGUGAAACCACUAACAAUUUUAUGAUAUAUUGGACAAUAUUAUAUUAAAGUUUAAUGAAGUAGUUGCAGCAAUUGUUUGUCAUUUUAAAUGGAUUUUCUCAUACUGAGAUACUCUGAAUCAAAGCAGUUCUGUACUCAGUUACCCUUGGUUAGAAAAACCCAAGGCCUAAUUUACGAGAUAUUACAUCUAUAAAUUAUUCUAAAGGUGUUAUUAAUAAUUGGCAAUAUGUGACAUGGGUACAUGCUGUUCACAGCAGAUAUAAAAUAUUAACUAGUUUUUCCACCAUUUAAUUUUUGAUUAUGUUGACACACUAUAAAGAGUAUUGAGAACACAAAGUUGUAAAAAUUAAUGAGGCUCGCUGUUAGAUUCCAGUAUUACAAUCUACAUAACCUGGUGAAGAUAAAUGAAGAUAAAGAUUAUUUCUUUAGAAGAACUGGUCCAUCCAAAACCAGCAAACAAAAACCAUUUAUGGUUUGAAGGGGAACUGGUACUUUUCAGGGUUUUUUUUUUAUUAAGUUUACUUAUUCCUUUAUUACAAAUAUAUAUUUGUGAUGUGCGAAAAAUAGAUUCAAAUGUAGAAAUCCACACAUAUUCUUAUUGCAACUGGGAUUCUCCAUCUGAGCUCUCUGUCAAUCAUUGUUAUAAUCUCUGUCUUUCGCACCUGACAAUCACCAUAGAGAAAGCAUAGAGAGGAUACAUUAAUUGUUUCCAUCGCCCUCCCCCCCCCUUAUCUGCAAUGUGUGCCCUAGCAUUGCCUUGUCUAAACUGGCUUAUGAUGUCAAUUUUUAAAUCUUUAAUAUGAAUUUAAAAGAAAACAGAGCAUUAUUAAAAAAAACAAAAACAUUCGAGUGAUACAGAAAAGAGACUAUAGAUGAACCAUAAGCCAAGCUGAUCACUUUACAAUUCUACUACAUGUUCACACUAUUUUAAUAUUUCAGUAAAUGUUUCUGAAUUCCCGUUAGCUAAAAACUAAAAUAUGCAAAAGAAUGGAACAAUAAAUAAUUACUAUUUUAAUAUACCAGAAUGCAGAAUGUGAUAUGAUAUGUUUGUUACAAAACAUUCUAGAAGUCAAUCAAUAGUUGUUGAAUUUCAAAUUCAUUUUUAUUCUCUGUAGGAAAUAAUACGUUAUGUAUUUACAUUCCUUUUAUAACCUUUGCAAGUGGACUUUCAAGAAUCAAAUCUCAAAAAGUAGAUGCUUUAACAGUUUUUGAAGAACCCAUGGUUCAUCUGGAUGCAAAUCUUUACCGAACGUUGUCCCAAAAUGCUCUGUUGUGAACUGGUACCUCAACCCCUCCAUGAUAUAGUUUGCAAUAAUUUUUAAGCAUCAAAAUACCAACAUUAGUUGAUAUUUUGCCAGAAAAGACAUCUCCAAUUUACUCCAUAUUUUCAAACAUAAUGUAAUGCACAGAUUAGCAACAAUUCAACAAAUCAACCUUGGUUCAGAUCAUACUUUUUUUUCUGAAAACAAAUGGUUGAUGCCAAAAAUUAAAAAUAUUCCUUCAAAUGACUAAUAUUCUAAAUGGAGUUUCCUAAUCAAAGCUUCUGACAUCUACAGAAGUCACCAUAACAUUUAUGAGAUUUAUUGUAGAUAAAUCACUUGAAAAGUAGUUUUAAAAAAAGUAGCAGAAUGGAAUAAUUUCUGAUUAAACAAAUUAAUUCAAGGAAUAUAUUAAAAAAGGGGCAGACAGUAGAAGGGAUGAAAAUUGCCCAUGGAGGAAGAAGGGAUGAGUUUAAAGGACCUCUUAAUGGAAUAUAGACUAGAGUAAAGAGGUAGUAGUCUGUUCUAUAUGAAUGAACCUUCCCUUGAACAGUAGACAGUAUAGUUGUGAACAGAGGACAGAAGAAGAUCACUGGCAGAGCAAAUAGAUUGAGAAGGGGUGUACUUAUAAAUUAUUGAUGAAAUGUAAUGGGGUAGAGAUUUUUAGAGCUUUGUAGCCUAAAAAGUAUAGCAAGCCAAUGUAUCAAAAAGGGACAAGGUUGAGAGUAUCAACAAUAAAGAUAACAUAAGCCUGGCAUCAAAAUUCUUUAUGAAGUGUAGAGAAAUAGUGUGUGUUCCAGGAGAGAAUUGCAGCAGUUGAUUGAGGAACGUAUAAGAACCUGAAAAAGCUCCUUAGUAGCAUCUCGCGAAAGAAAGGAGGUAAUGUGGGACAUGUCUUAAGAUGAAAAUGACAGGAUGUGGUAGUCAAAGCUAACUCUAAAGCAGUGAGGUUAAAAAGAAUGAACUAAUAGACAUACCAUCAACUUGCUCACCUACCUCCUGCAAUACAGAUAAGUUAAAGGGACACUAAAGUAACCCAGUGGUCGAGGUGCAAUGACCCUGUCCUUUUAGCCCUACAAUUAAAUCCACCUAUAGUGGCAGUCAUGAAGUAGCUCUUCUGCUGCACCGAUCAAGUAAAACUCAUGUAACACGAAAGCCAAUGGAAAAGCAAUGAUCUCAUAAAUGCAAAUAGGAAUAAAAACAUAUAUAGACCACUAAUGGUAAACAAAAAAUACAGAAAAAUAAGAGAUGAGCUAGUAGAUGCUGUAGGAUUGGAAUAAAGAGCAUGCAACCUGUGGGUUUGUAAUUAAAACACAGAUAUGAUUUACCACAGGUACAAGGGUACAAUGCACAAAGCACACUGCUAAACUUCAUCCUUAUGUUUGCUCAUCCAUAAUUAUUUAUCUGCCAGGAGAACAUGCUCUUGUUAAAACAGGUGUUGUGUGCACGAUUGCUUUAGCAGUGGACAUGUUUGAAAUUUAUGUAGAGAGUUGGUGAGGAAGGGACUGGUAGCCUGUGCCAUAGGGACAGAGAAAUGUGCUUCCAGACAGAUACCGUACAGAAAAAUAUCAUUAGUGAAUCAAGUCAUUUUGAUGAGUUAUCAGAAGUUAAAGGUACACUUUAACUGUGUAAAUAAAUAUAUUUAUUUAUAACCUUAGAAUGUUCCUUUUAACUAUUAAAUUUCCUCCUUUGGGACUCUAAACAAGAACUGAAACGCACCUUUGAUCGAACAUCAUGCCAGUCUCAGCACGGCACCCGCUCCACCAAAUGUGAGAUCGUGAUCUGAAGCCAAUCCCAAGCUUCUCAAAUAGAAACUUUGACGCUCUAAUAUAAAUAUUGCCAUUUCUCAGAAAUAGCAAUUUUUACAUUUGUCACACUGCAGGGAUAGGCUCUAUGCACAAAAACCACUAAACUUAUGAAUCGAGUUGUUCAGGUGCUUAGAGAGUUGCUCAGGUGCCCUGCCCCUGCAGUCAAUAUACUAUGGUUACAAAGGGUGAAAAAGUAAAAAAUAAAAUGCAAACAAAUCAAUCUGUCAAUCAAUAAAUAAAUAAAUGAAUCUCUUCAUAAAUAUGUAGAUGAUAAAGUAGAAAAUAUAUUUGUUACUUCUACAUAGUCUGGGUUCGGUAAUGCUGGUGGUUGGUAUACUGUGGUUACUGGAAGCAAAUGAAAGCAAUUAAUUAUUUUUUUACUAGACUUGGAGACUGCAAUUCUUCCAAAUUUGGGCAGAUUGGGUGACAGUACAAAUUCUGGAACUGUGAGCCGAAAUGUAGCCGAAUCAUGGCUCAAAGAAAUAUUUGAUAUUAACAAGCAUUUUUGUUUUGAUUCCUGAUCUGGAAUUCAGCCUAUGGUUCCAAAGAAGAGAUGAUUGACGGGAAAGAAAGGUAAUUGAUGGCCAGAGGACCGCCACUAAAUGCUGAUUUUAUUCACAGAUCAAGUGAGUAGUGACCAACAGAGGGUACAAAAGGAGGAGCAGAAAAUCUAUGUUUAUAUAUUAUACAUUUAAUAAACUGUUCCUCUUCUUUGUCCCACUAUUGGUUACUUUUUCUCACUUGAUUUAUGAACCAAUUGGCAGGAAAAAAUGCCCCCAUCUGUGUAGAGGAAAAUAUACACAUAAUAUUUAUUAUGUAUAUAUUUGGUAGUACACCAAUUGGUCUAUAUUCACGCCCCCUUUCGAUUCUUCUCAUUCGUUUUCUGAAAUAUAUUCACCAUAUGGCUGAAAGUGGUUCAGCCAAAACUAAUUUGUGCACAAAUCUAUCUUUUACCAUAAAUCUAUUUGUAUCAUCAGUUAAUUUAAAUACCCCUUACAUACAGAGUGUGAAUUGAAUCUGAAAAUACACAUAUAAAAUAAUAAUAUAUUUUUUGAUGAUAUACAUUUGAUGCAUACAAAGCAAUUGAAGCAAAUGCAUUAUACAGUCUGUAAUUCAAUAAAAUAUAUGGAAAGUAUAUGAUAUUAUAAUGACACCAGCAUUAGCUCUUUACCUCAUUACUGUGCAUUAUUUCCUGAUUUUUUUUUUCUGCUUAUCAAAAUAAUACUGUAUGGUAAAUGCUAUAAAAAAAAUUAAUUUUGAGGAAACGUACUGGUGUUUAAAUUCCUAUUUCUUUUGAAAUAUUUGUAUCUUAAAUAUUUUUUCAUAAACUAGGGAUUUGUGAAUUGUCAACUAAGCUGCAAAAUGUAUAAGUAUUUGCUACUAAUGUCUGACAACAUUAUUCACUAAACACCAGAUUUUGCCUUGAUGGACAAAAUCCAGUGAAACUAACACAAUUCUGACCAGAAUGCAAUUUGUAUACUUACUAAAGCCAAUCCGGGCUGGAAUUCACUCAGGCCGAGCGAAUUUACAUCAACCAGCUGGAUGCAUUCGGUGUCCGGAUUAAAAUCAACCUUUUUACAUCCAACUCCUAUUCAAAGUGUAGGAUUUAUAAGAUUCAGUAAGCACCACUUUUACUAAAUUUGGACAGAAUGAAUUCAGUAGGAUGCACAUUCGCAAAUUGUCGUUAACUUGUUUGUUUGCAAGUAAAUUGAUCAUUUGAAGAAUUAUUAGCCUGCUAGCAGUGCCAGUAGCAAGCAGGGAAAUUGUUAGGGUUAAUUAUGUGGUGGCUAACCAGCACCUGCAAGCCAACCACCACAUUAAAACAGUUAAAAAUAAAAAUCAUUUAAAAACCCUAUGGGGGUUUCUGUAAGGGACGUUUAAAACUUCUCUAUGCCUUCAACCUGCUAAGUGUGUCCAAGUCAGUAGAAAGGCCUGAUCCAAAGGGGAUGUGGCCUGUUAUUAACAAGGAAAAACCCCUGUGCCCCCAUCUAUUGACAUAAAAUAAGGGACUUUAAAAUAAAUAAAGGGGAGUGGACAUAUCAUUCUCAAUCCCCUGCCUUCACCCAAGGCCAGUGGGUGGGGGCUAUUAAACUUAAAUAAACAAGGGGGGAACUCAUAUGUCCCCUUCCUGCCCAACCCAAGAAUGGUGGGUUGGGGCAACUAAUUUUAUAUUUGGGUAAACCUACUGGGGGCCUAACUUGGGUCUCUAAAUAAAUAAUUAAACAAUGGAGGGGUGGACAAUGGCAAUUGCUUCCAUAUUUGGCUUUCGGUCCCCAAUCCUUAAUCUAAGGCCAUGUUAAAAUAAAUAAUCCGCUGAGGUGGGGGACAUUUGGUCUCCACAUCUAUUAUUAAUAGAGCCACUGUUUGCCACUAAUGGCUGGGGGCUGGAGUGGGGACAUUAGGUCCCCCAGUAUAAAAUUAGGAGUCCCUGUCCUCUGACCAUUGGUGGGGGCAGGGGAGGGGCAUUAACCCUUGCACCGUUAUUCAAGUCUGAAUUACAAAAUCGAAACAUUAUUGAAUAGCAUGAACAAUGUCUAAAUUUCAUAGUCUAAAUGGUACCAUAUACAGUAUAAUGAUGCCUCAUUCUGUAUGGGUUUAUUGAAACUUUUCUGAAUAACCCUGUGAGAUUUCAGGAACAAAAUGUUGUUUUAGAUUUGUUCAAGAUGUAUUAAUCUAUUUAUUAAUUGCCAAGUAAGGGGGAAAAACAAUUACCAGCCUUAGCAGACCUUAACAAAAGUCAUAUUUGGUUAUCCCGAACUCAUUGUGUUAUUAUUGUUCAUGCAAAUGUUUUAAGUAGUGCUCGUUAAAUGGGAACGGUCACUUUGCCGAAUAGUAUAUCAAUGAAUAACAAUCUAACAUUCAGAAAGGGAAAUCUGACUUCAUUUGAAGGGUCUCUGAAAAGCAAGCAAAUUAUCGUCACAAAAUAUAGCAUUUCCAAUCAAUUAUAGAACACACUGUCUUCUUAUUCAAUUGACUUACUUACUCUCUGCUAUACUUCAAAAGAAGGGUUUAGGAAUGGUAGUCCUGUAAUGCUCACAAUGUGUCAAUAUAAUAUUUUUUUUUUAUCUUCAAAAUAACUAAGAGUACUUAUGUCUUCUUGUGAAGAGGCAUAACCCCAUUUUAGAUAUGGGCCUUUUGGUCUUCCUCUCCACAUGCUAAGAGAGACUGUGAUCUCUCUAAAGUGAACAUUGGGUCUGUUUUGAAAACAGUACUCUGUCAGAACUCAACGUGCCACUUACUGUCCAGAUGGAGACAUGUUGGUCCUCUUACCAGUAUAUUUCUCUUGGCAAAUAAUCUUUUUGCAUAUAAUGGAAGAGUUGUGAAACCAUCCUUCUGUAUUUUCAGUAGAUAGAGAGAAAGUUUAUUGAUAUGUAGAUGGAACAUCAAAUCACAACAUUCAAUCAAAAGUGCACUCACUCAUAGUAGAAUAACACUGUGUUCCUGGUGUUGUGUGUUGUAAAUUGCCCUUUUAUCUGGAUUAUUUAUACAAAUUAUCCCGAACUAUGAAUAUGUAUGUAUUUAUGAAUAGGUAAGGAAUGCAUCUUGCAAAGGCUAAAGAAAUAGGAGCAUAUAGUAACACAGAAAAAGCACUAUUAUAUAUCAGAGUACAUUGUAAAAACCAGUUGCAAUUUACUAUAGCUCAGGCAACAGUUGGGUUAUAGAUUGAAUUGUUAAUUAGAUUGCGCAUAGAACGUAUUAUUAUUUUUCCUUGCUAUCCAUAAGCAAAAGCCUAUGAUUAAGCACUAAUAUUGAAACAGCGAUUAUUUUCACUUCAGAAAUGAUUGUGUCUGAAGUGACGAGGGAUCACAUCGAGGUCAUUUUGCAGACACUGUCAAACACAACAUGCAUCUACCAAAGUCGGUACCCAAGACAUUACAGUAAAUGUGUUAACAAAACUCAAUACGCAUCAAAAGAACCUACUUGAUCAAUUAUUUGAUUACCCUAUUUACAUAAAACCAUUGGUACACUACUGUAAGCAGAAAAGUCCAAAAUCGAAUACAUCACUGAACUUUAGCUAUCUGAAUUGAAGCCUUUGCAUACAAAUCCAUUGAAAACCAACAUAAUAUUCUGUACUAAGAGUAAAUAACACAGGGUGACUAUAAUUUCCAAAUGUAGUAUCAACUAUUGUGUGUCAUACUGCCUUUUUAUUGUAGUUGAUUGCUAGAAUCGGUAAAAAAAAAAGGUCUGUUCUUUGACCAUUUCUUUCUGGUAUAUGUUGUUCUAACCUUCUGAUAUUUAUUUCCAACAUUCUAAAAAUAAAAUGAAACAAAAUGCUUUUUGCUUUUUUUGCAGCAUCCCACUGAGCACCAUUAUCUGUUGUCUAUUAAGUGAGAAAUAAAUCAUUCAGUGUACUUUGUGAUAGCCUUGCCUGCAAAUUGCUGUGUAAACAGGAAGAUUCACUAGGCAUACCAUCACUCUAGAGUUUAAUGGUUUUAUUUAUGAAAUCUAGUUAUCACCAUGGCCAUCCAUAUAGAAGUUACAAAUAACCCAUGUGCAGAGCCUAAUGGAUUUAUGGGUUAUCACCUGGUUCUUCAGACAAGAAAGAGUAUCUGUCAGCGUGGAUCUGUCUCUAUAGGCACUUUCAUGGAAAAGAAGUACAACUUUGUUAACAGUUAUCAAAGAGCUUUAGUGUGGUGCUUCUCUAAUUCUUUAAUGUUUUUUGUUUGUUUGAUGUGCACCAUAAUUAUGUUGACAUCCAUUCUCUGGUUUACAGUUCGUUCAGUGACCCAUUUCUUUAAUUACAAAGUAUGUUAAAAUACACCUUUAUUAGAUUCUUCUCAGUCUUAAAACAGACUCAAUUUUACAGGGGAAGGUUGUUCUGAUACAUAAUAAUUUAUUAUGGGUGGUCUACAAUGUGAGAAUUCACUGGCGAUAGCACAGACGGUGGUUAAUACUAAUUCAUCAGCUGAAUUAAGAAAGCCACAGAGACAAAGUUACUGCAUGGUAAUAGAUAAAUAUAAUUAAAAGCUUUAUUCAAAGCAUAUUAAAUGAUGUGUGAUACUAAUUGCUUAAUCACUUUGUGUAACUUUAAAUUUACACAGAGGUUUGUGUAAAAUUUAAGAGGUGUAGGUAAGAGUGUGAAGACAACUGUGACUUCGCAGAUGUGUGAAGGUGUUAAAUGCUGCUGAACAAAAACUCUGAAAACAGUUUAGGUUUAAGUGUUGAAAUGUUUUCAAAUGCCAUAGGAAAUUCUACAAAGAGUAAAGACUGCAUCCACUUAAAAAACCCUGAUCUAUGUCUUACUCACAAAAUACAAUUAAAUUGGCAAUUAGUUAUUUUAGUUCUUCAGAAACCAUGGUGAAUCCUACUAAAGAAAUUAUUUAAAAUAUAUUUCUCAACAUGCAUUAAUCCCCAAUUUCUUAUGACUGAUUUCAUACAAAUAUUAUUAUUUUAAAUAUGAGCCACAUGUCAAGGUCAAGUAUAAUAUGAUAGCUAUUAGAUUAAAACAAAAUCCUUUCAGUAUCCUUGGAUAUAUGCCAUCUGACCUUGGGACUUUAUCCACCUUAAAGGGUGGCUUCAAACAUAAACUGUAGUGUGUAUGUACUGUGUAAGGACUGUGUCUGUCUCCCUCCAAGUCAACGGUGCUACCAUCAGCUCCACCACGCAGGCUCGCUGCCUAGGUGUUCUCUUUGAACCUGACCUCUCCUUCAAGCCUCAUGUUCAAUCUAUCGCCAAAUCCUGUCAUUUCCAUCUCAAAAACAUUGUGCGCAUCCGCCCCACUUAACGCCACAUGCAACUAAGGUGUUGGUCCAUUCCACUGUCCUUUCUCGCCUUGACUACUGUAAUCCACUUUUCAGCGGUCUUACGUGCUCCCAACAUGCGCCGUUACAGUCCAUAAUGAAUGCAGCAGUGAGGCUCAUCUUCCUGACCGCCCACACCUCCUAUACCUCACCCUUCUGUCAGUCCCUACGUUGGCUUCCUAUAAAAUAUAGAGCUCAAUUUAAAAUUCUGGUUCUUGCUUUCAAAUUGCUACAUAAUGCUGCUCCCACCUAUCUAUCUGUCCCAUCUAGGCCCUUACGAUCUGCUACGACUUAUGUUUAUCUUCUGUCCCUACUCCCACCUCUGAUGCUCACCUUCAAGAUUUCUCGAGGGCUGCACCGUUCCUGUGGAACUCGCUUCCCUCCUCUGUUAGAUGCUCACCCAGUCUCCACUCCUUCAAAAUAUCGUUAAAAACCCACUUCUUCAUAAAAGUGUAUCAAUUAAACUGUUAAUAGCUCCUGACUGAUUCCUCUUCUGCAACUGUCACUUGUCUAAUACUACCCUUACUUAUUUGUGUCAUUUUACCCCACUCCCUCUAGCCUGUAAGCUCAUUGAGCAGGGCCCUCAACCCCUCUGUUCCUGUGUGUCCAACUUGUCUGGUUACAACUACAUGUCUGUUCAUCCAUCCAUUGAAAAGCGCUGCGGAAUUUGAUGGCGCUAUAUAAAUAACAAUAAUAAUAAUAAUAAUAUGAUGCCAGAAGUACCCUGGCCCCAUUUCCCAGUGAUGUGUCAAACGAUUUUGCGACGUUUGAAGACAAUCCCAUUGGCCAUCCAUUGGUUGAAAACAUCAGCAGAUCUCUGUCAGACAAUUAAUGCAAUUCUGUGCAUAAGAAUAUGCACAGAAUUUAAAUGAACCAGUCCAGAACUCUUGUACCAUGCUGGCUAUUGAUGCCCACAUGAAAUUGUCAGAGAUGCAGUUACACUUCCGGCAGUAGAGGGUUUCAACCCCAUAUGUGCAGAAUUUCAAAGUAAAAUGCUGAACAUACAGACUGCAGGCACUAUGGCCACUUCAAAUCACUGAGGUGGUAAUGGUGCUUGUAGAAACUCUUUAAUUUUAUUCCAUUGCUUUAAUAUGUUGCUCUGUGUUAGGCAAUACAUUCAUGCAUAAAUUCUAUAAGGUAUCAGGGUUCCACACAACAUAUUUUAUGUUUUUCUUGUGAGCAGUUCAUCCAGCUCAAUGAUCUUCAUAGCUACUCUGAACAUGUUGGAGUUCCUAAAACGCAUUGGUUUAGAGGAGUCUUUACCAGUUUCCUAUUUUUUCCACGGAAAAAUUCUGGAAACAGGAUCCCAAGAGUUUUCUCAUGUGAAUGUUGAAGAAACCUCUUAAUUCUAUAUUUUACGAGAUCCAGAUAUGCAUAAUUUCUCAUUGUUACCUUUACUAACAGAAAGUUGUUAUAUUCCAUUCAAAGUUCUAUGCGGAAAAAUAACGCACCACUGAAAGCCUGGUGCGUCCAUGGCCCACUAACCAGGGGUGAGUUUCUACUCGCCAGAGUAGUAAUUUAAUUCUCCAUAGCUAGGGGGAAGUAGUAAAUGUGAGCCCUAUGGUAAGGUGUAUACAAGCUGUUACAGUCUAAAACACAGUUAUUAUAUUUUAUCUUCAUUCUUACCAUUCUAUGUAAUACAGUAUUAAUAAUGCCAACACAGCUCAGAUACCUCUUUAGCACUUCAACAAGCCAUAUCAGCCAUGGGUACAUCUUAAGUGCACCCUCCAGUAAUAUACUUUAUUUUGCGUUUUACCAAUAGUUCCUCAUCUUUUACAGAAUUUGCUUUCUACUAAUUUCAUCUUGCAACUCCUUCUCAUGCAUCUCCCCUGUUUGAUAUUUUUGCAGUGAUGAACAUUGUCUAGAUCCAGUUUUUCAUGUAAAUCGUUAUCAGAUAUAAAUGUCACUUUUCCGGGUAUAAUUUAUGCUUCUGUCACUCCUGGGGGUGUCCGUUGAACCACUUUUGUUUGUCACUCAUGUUCUUCCAUACUAUGGUAUCACACUAAACUUAAAUUCAGGUAUUUUCCAUUACUCUCGAUUGUCUAUGUUAAUCUUGUUAUCAUUAUCUAUACAUAAAGAGUCAUGAUCACCCAGCAGGCCCUUUCAUUGCAUCCAUGUUGGUCACUGCAGGGAUUUCAUAUAACACAUACUUAAUUGGACCCUCAUGGCAUAGAAAGAGCUUGUAAAUGACAAAGCAGUAGUUUGCUGUCGUGUGUGUAUAUGUGUGUAUGAAUAGAUGAAUCUAUUGCUAAAAUGACUUCAUAGGGAUAUCAAUAUUUUAAAAAAUGACAACAUUUUAUUAGGUUUUCAUGCUAUAUUGUAAUAAUUAGGAUGGUUGUAUGGCUUAUUACCAGUGCUGUAUAGAUGAUUUGCAUAUUUGAUUUAACUUUUUGACCAUAGAUAUAUCUGUCUGGAAACAAAAGCACAGAAUACAAGUUACCCUUCCAAAUAAAACAUUGUGAUAUUGCUGCAAUUUGACUUAACUAAUCAUCCAACUUAAAAAUCUACAGUCUAUUUUGUUCACGGUGAUAUUUAUUGUUACUAAAUUGUAUUUGGACUGUAAUGCAAUCUACAUCCAAAUUUAAGAUUUAAGUUUGGAUAAGACUCUUCAUGGAAGAUAUGGUUUGAUCAUGCUCUGCACCCGUGGGGCCUGCCUUUCACAACUUUGACAUUUGUUGAAGACCUAUUCUAUAAUUAAAUGAACUGUACUCGUUCCCAGGAGUUUCCAUGUCACAUUUAAUUCCUCUACUGAGCUGCCACUUUCUUUAUCUGCACAAUAGCAUUGACAGAGUGUGUGCACUUUAAAGAGAGGUGCUGUACCCUAUUUUUCUCAAGAGCACUGGCAUUGGCAUUCAGACAAAUGACAGUCUUGCAAGAGUACAGAGCUGGCACCAAACAUUUGUGUGCUUUUUUUCUGUUUGUUUUAAUUGGCUAUCAGACAGGAGUAUUUAUGGAAUUUUUGUUUUUAAAAAUGUAUUUUAGAAAGAUGUGGGGAUGCCAUAGAAUUGUAAUGGCUUUGAAACCACCAUGAAAGCCAUGUUCUGAAUGGGUCACAGAGUCUGGAGCUGACUCUCUAACAUUCUAUGCUAAUUUCAUAAUACUGAGACUCACAAAUCUUUCCUCUUUGUACAAAUGUAAUCCCUUCACGUAUAUAGAUUUGUCAAUUCAAAUUAUCUUUACAUGUUAGGAUGUUCAUGGGGAUUAGCAAUGCAACCGUUUAGUUAAGUGAGUUAUUGAGACAGCCAUGGCUAUCCAUUAAGUUUAAAAUUACAAAGUAAAAUUCAGAGAAACUCAUUUGGGGACACCUUUGGGAUAAUUUUGAGUCAACAAGUUGGAUGUAAGUCUCUAAAUUUUUUAUCCUCUAAAAUUUACCAAACUCAAUUAAAAAUUGUUGAAUACUUUUUGUCCAGGGAUUCAAAUCUGUUAGAAACACUUUCCAAAUGAUUUAUUUACAAAGGUCAUCAUUAAAGUUUAUAGGAUUUUUUUGUUGUAAAUAAAUCAUUUUGAAAGUUUUUUUUGGCAGCUUUGAAACAUUUGGCGAGCUUAUCCAAAAAUAUAAAAAUCGAUUCCCUAGGUCUGUAUUGAGCCAGAUAAACUCUAAACCUUAGUUUGUCAAAAUCAACACAAACAGCUUUGGUAGAGUCCAGAUAAACCCAAGAACAACUAAGGAGUUCAUUACUAAAUGUUUCCUAAACUAUAAUAAAUAUUUCGACCCACUAAACAUCAGGUUGAGAGAAAAGGUGGCAUAGUGUCCAUGCCAAGAGACUGGAUCUAUCAGCAAGUUAUUAAUAGGUGAAGGAGUUUGACAAUCAUUCUUUAGCACUGUAUUAGAAGGCACGGCGGGUCACAUUUUAACCCCUGAGUUAUCAAACAUUUGGUUUUCUUCUGCAUCUAUUAGAAGACAAACUUGUAUUGAAAAAGGGAUGAAUGGAAUGCAACUGAAAAAAGUGAGAGAGGUCUAUUGGGUAAAAAAGUACAAUGUCUAUUUGGCCAUGGGUUCUUAUUAAUAAAAACAUUAUAGAAUUCUGGUGUUCUACUCUAGAUGUAGCAGACAUUUCCAUGUCUAAUUACAGGCCAAGCAAGUCUCAUAAAUAUUCAGCAGCACUUCUUAUUUUUAAAACAUUCUAAAAAUCAAUAGUUCUUGUUUUCAGUAUUUUCAGCAUGGAGACAUUCUAUAUCUUUCGCUGACAAUGCACUGCGCCAAUAACUAUUUUUGACUGCAUAUAAACUGCCUACUUACUCAGAGUAGAAACGAAGUCAGGGAAAAGACAAAGCCAUGAAUGAGGUUAUUUGACUUCUGUUUUAAAAAUAUGCUAGUUGCUGAAUUAAACUGUGUUUUUGGUAUGCUCAGCAUGUGAAACGUAUCUGCUUGCAUUGAUGGACAGUAGAGUGUAGAUGUCAACCUGAUUUUUUUUUGCAUGUUUCUUUUUAGUCUAGAGCAGGGCUGUCCAACCUGCGGCCCUCCAGAUGUUGCUGAACUACAACUACCAUGAUUCUUUCAAUGAAACAGAUAGCCAGGGAAUCAUGGGAGUUGUAGUUCAGCAAAAUCUGGGGGGCCGCAGGUUGGACAGCCCUGGUCUAGAGGGUAAUGGAGACUUGUAAUGUACUUUCUAUAUCAGUAAGGUAGUGAUGAAUACUACGACAGGCUGAAAUAAACACCUGAGGUUGAUAUAUGCCCUUGUGCAGAGGUGGGAAGUAAAGUUUGACAUUUUAGUUCUUGACUGGCCAUGUUAAAAGGACCAGUUUGGUUUGUGUGUAUGUGUGCACCAUAUCUCCGAACAUUUCAAAAGGACAAAGAGAGACACUUUAAUUUAAGGGUGUAGGUGAAGGUGUAGCCAGAUAUGUAGCAAUUCUGAGCAAUUUUAGGUGACUUACUAAUAACAAAUUAUAAAACUAAAAUGUAAUUUUCAUUGAGAACAAUGUAUCUGAUUUACACAGUCUGAGUUCUAAACACAUUACUGUGAGUAUUAUUGCUGCAGAGCUCUGCUAUACGCUCAGACACACCAACAAUAUAGAGCCCAUAAAAAACAUGGACAUUGGGUCCAAAAUCAGGAUUGCUACUCCUAAAGAAACUGUGCAAGCUAUUCUUUCUGGUCUAUUUUCAGUUUUUGAUAAUUGUAUAGAAGUCAGUGAAGAGGUAAUUUCACAAUCUCUAAUGAACAUACAAUUUUUGGUGAUAAGCAUUAGUAUUUGGAUCCAAAUUCACAUCUUGUGUAUAUCAUCCCUUUUUUUUAAUGAAUUUUAAAUAGCAACAAGUGACAUCUGGGACAUUUUAGACUGAGUAAAUGCACACAGUUGGAAUAGAGAUACAGUUUCUUUUGAUACCGUCCUCCUGUCUAUGAGUCCUGGAAACAUAUUAUCACAUUCCUACAUCUCACUUUCUCACAGAAAUAGUAAAAUUUAAGAACUACAAAAAAAGCUAAAAAGUUGCUAUUUGCUACUGUCAGUACCACGGUAAUAAAUGCCAUAUACUCCUAAAGGAACUAUGCAAUUGCCCCCCAAUUUUUUUUUUUUCAUUAUGGAACUUCCAACCCAACAUACUGAAUCAUAUUUUAUAAACCCUCUAAACAUCUUUUCUCAAAAACACAAACUCAUUAUACUCAAAUUUACUUUCUAUUUUCAUUUGAUUGUCUAAUUAAAUUGUAAUGACUAUAUCUGCUGAAUAGUCGCUUUUAAUAAAUAGGUGUAGAAAAUGUUACAGAAAUUCAAGGGUUGUUAUAGAUCAGAUACGACUGGUUCUCUGUCUCCAACUGACAUUAAUUGUGGAGUUUUUACCUUUCUCGUAAUGCCUUUAUUAAUUUAACCAGCAUAGUUCCACCCAUGAUAAUCAUAUUAUCUGACAGUUAUUAUGGAAUGUUUACAGUGUAUGAUAGACUUAUAUUUUGAAAUAAGGUUUUAAAGCUAUGGAAAGAAAAUCCAGGGAUUAUUAGAAAAUGCCUAACCUACAGUGAUGUAUUUUAUAGAGUGAUUGUUAUGGAAGAAAUAUGAGUUCUGCAUUAUUCUUUCUGAUAAGAGGCCUAUAAAGUCAAUGUGCAUGAUUGCUCCAUGUCAACGUUCAAUGUAUUGCAAGGGAGAAUAAGAUCUGUAUCCAGAUGUUUCCUCUCUUUGGCUCUUGUAGAUACCAAGUGUUCCAGAAUAUAGUGAUUCAUGUACAGAAUAUACAAUAUAUGAUGGAAUCUUUUGUCUCUUUCAUGCAUUAUAAAGACAUAAAAGAGAAGAGACACAUAUGAGCAGGUUAAGGGCUUCAGGGCUGAGCAGGGAGAUCAUUUUGAUCAGAGUUGGUGCCCCAGGAUUAGAUAUCUGAAUCUGAACCCUUAGCAGCCACAUUGGCCACCUCCAGCUCUGCCCAGUAGAUUCACAGGUAAGGAGUGACAAUCAGAAUUUAGGAAGUGACCUUUUCAUUAACAAAGUCUAGCUAAUUGUUCAGACAGUACUCUAAAUUUCAGGAGCUUAUGUGAUCUGAAAUUUGACACCCUGAGGAUUUUUUUUUUCUUUGACUGGAAAAAUUCCACGACAGAAAACACUCUAUAAGUCUUUGAAAAAAAAUAAAAUAAUAAGUAAACAAUGAAUAUGGUUGCAUUGAAAAAAAUGGCAACUCGAUGAAAGUACACAAUAAAUUACAGAUAAUGCAUUUUAAAAUGUUUUUAUUCUUCUGAAAUAAUCAUGCAUAUCUGAUGAUAUAUAUUAUUCUUAUGCAAGCUAUUGAUAUAUGAAUGAGAUGCUAGAGCUAAACGGGGAACGUUAAUGGGACUGGUGUCAAUUUAUCAUCUAUAAUUGAAUCUUAAUAAUGAAUGUAUAUUUUACUCUAACACUUAAAGGACCAAUGAUUGUCUAUUAUCUCAUGAUAAUCCCUUUAAACACCCUGUUUCAAAACGGCAUACUCCCCCUCCCAUUUUAAUGAUACCAUCAUGUAUAGAACUUGGAACUUGGAACUUCCAGAUUGAUCAAGCAGAGAAUGCUCCAAUUAAAGAUUUGGAAUAUGCUCCUAGAUCACCAGUCCUCACUGCCAUGGACUUAAAGUUUAGUUCCAUCCAGAUUUUAUCACACUCUGAAGUACCUGGGGACAUUCUUAAGAGACCAUAUAAAGGAGUCAAUUCAGAAAAUGUCCAAUGUUUAUUAAACAGAACAAAAGUUUUAAGGCAAAGUCAUAAGUGGCAGUCUAGGGGCAGUUACAUUAAUUGCCAAUCAAAUAUUAACAACUGUUAACUAACAACAUGGUUUAAGCAUAUAACAAAUCAUUGCUCUAAAACUUAUCCAGUGGGCAUUACUAGCUGGGGUCUUCUUAGAAUAGGAGGAUGAAGGCGUAGGAUUUUUCUAGAAGAGGUGGGCAAGAAUGGUCAUGGGCAGAAAUACGUAUGCAUCAUCCUUGCAAUUUACAAAGUUGUUAGUUUUAUGAUUUAGCUGACUGGAAAUGAACCCCUUCAAUAGACCAAUGUAGGCAAACAAUACAGCUGAUUCUUAAUAGGUUAAAGAGUUAGCACUAAAUGCCAAAAUCUGAAGCUGGAUAUAGAAAGACUGUGAGUAAAGAAAGGAUGUUGCAGAACUUAAAUCGGCUCUGUAGCUGCCUUUGCGUAAUUUGCAAAGACCCCUGAUGGUGACUGCUCUGCUGUUCAGGGCCACGGAAUGCAGGGAAAGGUGAAUUUUACUUACCUGAGCCUGUCCAUGGCCAUUGUCUUUCUGACAGUCCUUUUAAACUACUGGCACUUUAUCUGAAGUCCAUGGAGGAUCCUGCGAGAGUGCAGGAUCCUGCAUAAAAAACCCCAAAAACACAUUUCUCUGGGGGAAGUGACAAAGCUUGAUGGCUAUAGCUCUGCCAUUGGUCAAAUUUUGUCAAAUGUAGGAAAUAUAUUAAGAUAAAAUAGUCCCUAUAUGUAGUAGAUUUUAUCUUUAUGAAGUACUCAUUUGAAGGAGUGGGGAGGAGGGGGUGGGGAGCUUUUACAGGAUAGAGGAUGGAUGACGGAGAAAAUGAGAAGCUAGUUUAAUUUGUAAUUAGAUAUCCUGAAAUCCAAAUAAACACAUAUUUUUGCAGAUUACAUAUUGUACAGACUAGACAGACCAGAAAAAUCUUUAAUGUUAAUGAGGCUCUGGCAAGGCUCUACUUGUUUGUCAUGCUCUCCACGUACCUCGAUGCCUAAUAUUUUAUACGAGUCACAUCCCAAGAUGUUUCAUUAUCUCAUGUACACCACAAUAGAAUACGAAAAGCCUAACUUCACAACCUUCAGCCCCUUACAAUCACUCUCUCACACACCCCAACUCCAUCUUACAGGAGUGUGUUAUGUGGGCAGUAGCAAUAUAAUAAAUUAACCCCUUAGUGACUGAGGUUUGGCAUGAUUCCAUGAAUUGUGUAAAAUGGAAAUCUGAAUGGCAAAAUGUACGCAAAAAAGAAAAAAAUGAUCUGGAAAAUAUUCUCCCAUUUAGCUAUAGUUACAGCUGGCCCAUGCUAGCCUCAAUGUUGACAUUCAGAUUGUAAUGUACUACAAAUGAAAGAUUAGUGGAUAAACCCAAGAGGGUGAAAAAAAACAUAUAAUAUACCCACAGAAUAUUUAUCUAGGUCCAUUUCGACAAUAUUCACAUAAUGAUUGUAUCACUGACGUCUGAUUGUAUUUACUUUUUUGUGUCUUUCAUGCUAAAACAUCACAUUGCAUUGUUUUGCUGUGAAUACUGUAAUUAUGAUAUGGGCUACUGCAGAAAAAAAAACAUCAUCCCCUGUUAACAGCAAUACGGCUGAUGAUAGUUUGUUUUAGUGCUUGUUUUAGAAUUCAGACACCAUUUUGACAGAUUAAUUUACUAGACCAGGCAUAGUCAACUUUUAGCACUGCAGAUGUUUUGGACUACACCUCCCAUGAUGCGUUGCCAGCAUUAUUAGUGUAAGAGCAUUAUGGGGGAUGUAGUCCACAUCAUCCGGAGUGCCGAAAGUUGCCUAUCCCUGUACUAGACCCAUGCUACAUAUGGGGAAGAAUAGAGGCCCCCUACUGCAAAUAACUCAUCAUGGUAUACUGCUUGUUUGACACCUGGGUUUUUGCAGGUGGUAUAUCCAGGGCAAGGAAUUCUGCCACCCUAGGCAAAGAUCCAUUUUGCCGCCCCCUCAUGAGAUAGUUCCACAAGUUCAUUCACUAAACUCCAAAAGGAAACAUUUCACUAAUUUCUUUUUAAACAAUUUAGUAGAUAUACCCUCAAAGAAAAUAAUUAUUUUUUUCUGCAAGCCAUCCAAUCAGAGGCUUCUCACUAAGAAGCCUCUGUUCUGGGGCUGCAGUUAUGCACAUGUGCAAUCGAUCACAGCUUUCCCAUGUUUCCCUAGUACAACACAUUGAGAAAGGGAGAAGGCAGGGGCACGCUAGUACAGCACAUCUGCCUCUUCUGGUAGCUCUGUGGAGCUAAAGGAAGUGGAAGAAAAAUUUCCAAGCUGUGUGACAGACAGGGAGGUAUUUUGACCCCAAUUAUAAAAGGUCUAAUUUCUAUUUAAAUCAGAACUUUUAUAAACACACACACACACAUCACACUAAUACAGACCCAUACACACACACACUGGCACACACUGACCCAUACACACACAAAACACACUUUCCCUGACAGUCACAAACAGUACAGAAUACCUGCAGCAGCCUGUCACUUGCUCACUCUGCCCUUUAUAGCAUGUUGGCUGCCCGGUAUGAUGUCACGCCGAAUUACGACAGCCAUGAGUAUGGAGCACUGAGAGGAGUGGAUGAUGCCGCUCUACACACCUUCCUGUGAGCUGCAGCCAGGCCUUGUUAUACCAUCCCUUCACCUGCCUGAGAUAGACUCUCUGUUCGUCACCAACACUCACCAAGGCAGCCCUAAAAGAGUUUUAGAAAAUACUUGGGCUGCAUACAUUCCACAUCCCUGAUACAAACUGUGUGCUUAAUACAUAAUUGCAAUAUAUGAUAUUACAUACAUGUAAUACAUUAAUACACGUCUUAAUACAUACACAAACUAUCCAGUAGAGACACAUAGUGUCUAAUUCUCUAAUACACACACACACACAGACACUGUCUAAUACACCUACACACACACACUGCCUUAUGCAUACAUACACACACAGCCUAAUACAAACACCCACCCACACACACAUACACAUACACACGCAUUGCCUAAUACAUACGAACACACGCACACACUGCCAAAUACAUCCAUCCAUACACACACACUGCCUAAUACAUACACAGACACUGCCUAAUAUAUAUAUCUACACACACACACACUGCCUAAUACAUACACACACAGCAAGCUGCCUCCUUCCCUCAUAUACUCAGGUGCGGGCUGGGGGAACUGGUUCUGUGUCAUGCUUCCAGUCUUUCUGUGGUCCCCACCAGGAACAGGACAGGAGGAGCAGCACAGGAUAUUUUUCCCUUCCACUGCCCUCCUCUUCAAAGGACUUCUUGAGGCGGGGGCUUAGAGAAAGUGAGGAAGGGUUAGAGGAAAGCAGGGGCAGAGUUAGAAUUUUUAGAGCAGGGAAAGGCUGAAUGGACAGAGUGAAUGGUUUGUGGGCGGGCAGAGGCGGGGUUAUGAUUGUAACCCCUAUGCUUUGAUGAGAGCAUUUUAUCUGUCUGAACUUCAAGGAGGAGGACUGUAGCAGUGAGGGUAGGGCGCCGGCAGCUCUAUCACAGGUGGAGUGGGGUCUCUGUGUUCUCCGUGCGUAAACACUGGCAGCAUAACCUCAUGGGGGAUUAAGCCUGCAUUACAGCGCCUGCGGUGCCCUCUCUCACAGUGCGCCCUAGGCCACUUCCCAGUCUGCCUAUUAGAAGUGCCGGCCCUGGGUAUAUCUUGAGUCUUUUCCCUUUGACAUUUCUGUUGAAUUUAAAGGUAAUUUAGUUUUUUACACAUUUCGAAUUUGUGGUGAAUUUUACAGUCCAAGUCUGUUCUAAAGACACCAUAUGCCAGAUUUAUAUUCUGCUACUACCUCAAACAACAUUAAUAUGAUAUAUAUAUAUAUAUAUAUAUAUAUACAUACAUAUAUAUAUAUAUUUUUUUCCCCUUCCGUUACUAUCUGUGAUUUUCCCAUAACUAUAACAUAUAUUGUAGUCCAAUAAAUCUGAAGGUAUGAGUGUACAGAACUGAAUGAAGACAUUAUUAAGGUAUUAAACCUGCUCUCAAAGUUAUCUGUUACCAUCCUGCAUUUGUACAUUUAUCGAACUCCACCUUGAGAAGAUAUAGAGAAGCUUCUAAUGUAUUCCAGCACUACAUGUUGGUGAGAUAGCUCAGUGGGCUAAUGCAUCAUUAGGAGAACCUUUUCAAACCUUGGGGGUUGUAGUUUCAACACCUGGCAUGGGUGAUUCAGCCCUCCAUCCUUCCAGUGUAGAUAAAAUUAGUACUAUUAAAUUGGGUAAUAGUAACAACCUCUGGAUGUUGGGCAAAAGUAACGUCUCCAGGAUGUACUUGGAAACCAGAGUAAUCUGAAUGUACAUUUUCUGGUUCAAUACUUUGUCAUUAUUAUAUGUUUUUAAAACCUCAAUUUGUAGAUUCAUGGCAUAUCCAUACCCUCUUUGACACAUUGAAACUAACAUAGCAAUCAUAAACAUGACUUAUGGUUCUUAUGCAACUGACUGAUUAAACGUGUACCUGUUUGUUGCUUCCAUAGCAACUGCACAUUGUGUCUGAAGUUGGAAUGACAUAUUACAUGAUAGCAUUAAACGAAUGAAUGAGAGUGAAAGAGCUGUCACAGAUUUUGAUUUUUUUAUAUUACAAAUCUGAGUCGGACAUUUUAUCACACUUUUUUUAUUUUCUGGUUCAUUGCGCAACUUCAGUUUACUACAACGCACCACAAUUCUUUCUUUAUUAUAUGUUAUUUGGAAAGCCUGCUAGGAAAAAAAAAUCAAGGUAAUUAAUCAGUAUCAUGUUUGCCAAAGACAUUUAUAUAGAUCCUAUUUCAUCUUACGUAUGCCAUUUGAUUGUAUUGGAAUUUCAUUGAAAUAUCAAUUAAAUAAAUAGGCAGAUAUUCAUAAAGAUUCUAUCUUUAUGAAAGUCUCGGAAGUGACAGGUGUGUUAUAACAGAUAAUUUGGCAACACAGGAUAUUUAGAGCUGUUUGAGGUUAAUUCUCUCAUUGUGUACUUGUGUAACUCCAUAAUAAAUUAGGUGUAUGCACUCUCCCUAUAAGGUUUUUGAUCAGUUUAGCAAAUAGGCAUAGAAAUCUGAAGUACCCAUACCCCAUCCUUUAUUUUUUUAAUCCAGAAUUAAACUGACUAAAUAAUAAAUUUAGGACCAACCAGUGUUUUAUUUAUUUAUUAAUUCUACCACACCACAGAAUGUCUGUCACAAACACAGAUUAACUAUACGGAUAUGUGACAUAAGGCCACUGGUAGUUGGAUUACUAACGAAAAAAAUGUUAGUUUUCAAGAAAGUCACUGACACAGGACUACUGACUCUCAUAAUUUACUUGUUAGUGCCAGUGUGGUCUUAUGGCACAUAAGCUUGAAUGAGAGCAAUGUUAUCAUGAUGUGAUUUUGUCAGACAUACCUUUACAGGUAUAUUUGCUAAAGUGAAAAUUCUAAACAAAUUGUGUCUGUCUGGUAUACAGCCACGAGAGGCAGGCUUAGCCCUACAAUACAAACAUUGUAGUUUUUCUGACAGUGCAAUGUUUUAGCUUCACAAUGUUAAGUGGACAGGGACACUGCACCCAGACCACUUCAAUGAGCUUAAGUGGUCUGCGUACCUUUAUUGUCCCUUUAAGGGAAAAAAUGGACCACAUACAGGCCCUCAAUGGACAACAUUUGUAAGCAUAUGCUCUUCUAACAGUCUUUCUUUCCCUGUAUAAUUUGGUUUAUUAACUAAAUCACAAGUUGACUAUGGAAAUUAAUGCUUUAUAGGAAAUUAGUCAAGAUGCAAAGGUUUUCAAAGUAAUUUGCCAUUUCUCAACAAUUCCUGGAUUAAUGUAUGAACUCAUUAGCAUUUAUGGGGAAGGCAGAUUAUGUCUGAAGCAUAAAAACAAAACACAAAAUUAACCUAAGCCUUAACAGGUCCGGCUUCUACAAAGGGCAUGCUAGGACAGACUAGGUGGGGAGAGGUUGGUAAAAUCGAAUAAAGGGUACUACUGACGCAAACACCAGAAAAACAGCUAUGAAACAAUGUAGAACAAAUUGCUGAUAUAAGUAUUGUUGGGUAGAACAUGAUUUUCAUAAGAUGCUAAAUAAUAUGUCAUUUCUAUCUCAAUUGCUCAGCAAUGGCAAAUUGCAAAUGAAUGCAUUUUAAUGGAAUUCAAUAUUAUUUAGUUAUUUUAUUGCUAUACUUUACAGCAAGCACAUGUAGCUCAGAGAACCUAAUGUAUGUAUAUAUUUUUAUAAUGAAAUAAUUAUGUCCCCCCGUAUAUUUUAUUAACCAGGCCAUAGCAUGUUUAUUUAUUUAUUUAUUUUUUAAUUUAGAUGUAUUUUAUAAUAGAAAGGUGUCUUGCAGCAAGCAUUAGCCUCUUAUUAUCGUAAUGUUAUAGACAAACGUAGCACACAUUUCAUGAAUUGUGUAUUAGCAUACGUCCGCUAAAAGGAUUUUUAAUGAUUUUAUUAUGCAAAUUUUGUUUAAGUUUAAACUUGUUGAUAUUGCAAGAUUAAACCUAAUUGACAGCAGGAUGAAGAAAUAAUUAGCUUAAUUUAAAAUGGCUUAAAUGGAAGCAUCACUUACUCUGAAGAACAUUAAUCAAGGGAAAGGCAAGUCAGUGUGUUAUCACAGGCUUAACUGUAUUAGUCGGAAUAGCUGUUAUUAUGGGUUGAUUUUUGACAUAUCUUAACACAAGGUUGUGACAGCAUUGCAUAGCUUGUCACUUUUUUUUUCAACUAGGGUGUCAAAAAAAUAAAAAGUAGAAGCCUUUUUCUAUGCAUAAUAUCUGCUGAGGGAACAUGAAAUCUUUUGAAACUGUUCUUACGCUGCAUUUUCAUUCUGUAGAUAUUACUGGCUUAUUGAAGAUUCCAUCGACCCCUGUAUGGUAACUCCACUUAGUGCAAAAUGGCUUCAGGGGAUCUAUUCACACAUACCGGUAGAACUACGUAAGGUGUGGAACAAAUCCCUUCAGGAUUUAACAAAGGUAUGUAUGGAUUUGUGUCAGGCACUGGAAGCUGUGCUCAUUUUUAUUAAUACAUGAAUAUUUGACAAGUACAGCAGACAAAUUAUAUUUGUGAAUACUACCCUCUAGAUAUUCACAUAACUACUCAUAAAAAAGAUGAUGGCUAUGAAAAUACAUAACGGAAAAAUAGAUACCUCCAUAAAAAUCACAACAAUACAUUUUUCUUAAUAUUACAGACAGAUAUUUAAAUCGGUAAAACUCACAAUGUUUACAAAGAAAAGAAGAAAAGUACGUUUAUUUUUUCCAUAGGGAUAUUUCUCAAACGUUUCAGUCUUGAUAAAGAUCCCAAGUGGAAUUCUAAUGCCACUUUAACAAACCCAAUAUUUUUGGCUGGCAAGUCCCUGUGCGUUUCCCCUGCUCAUAUGGUUUUCAUUUAAUUUACUGAAACUCACCUGGGUAUUGCAGUAUUAUAUUGAGUACUCAAUGUUAGGUCCCAUAACACGCUAUUUUCCAUGUUCUAUAUUAAUAUCUAGCUGUUUAUAAUUAGUUAAUCAACACAAGUAUUGAACAAUGAAAAAUGUGAGUUAGGGGUUGUAACGUAUUCAAUUAGUGAACCAAACUUACUGGGUAGUCUACAUAUUCUGUAAAAGAUGAUGUGUGUGAGGAUCCAGGGCCUUGCGGUUUUACUGAUAUUCUAUCUGUCAAGCAUAACACUUCUCAAUGUCAUAGCCUCACCUUAGCUAUGUCUCAGAUAAGGUGGUUAGAGAUUGUGUCAAGAGAAUGCUAUGGAUCACUAGGUACUGCUGCUCAAUCUCAGCCUUUGAAAGACAAGAAAGAUGAAAUCAAUGGUGUCUGGAGACCUUCAAAUUUGCUUCUUUAUUUAACAUGGUUCAGUGAAAGACCAAAGUUCUAACAGUACAUAGAUGCUAACUGGUCUUGCCAAAAUGUGGCGUUCCAAGGAAUGCAAAAUCUAUUUCACCAAGCAAACGGGAGAUGUUUUUGUAGAUGUAUAAUGCUUUAAUAUAUAUUCUAUUGAUGUUCUGUUCUGGUGGAACAAUUUUAUGCUCAUAUAGCAAAACACAUUAUAUCAUUGCUUGAAAUAGUAUAUGUUAGAAAACAGUUGAGCAGUUACUGCUUUACAGUUUUCCUUAAUCAUGGGACUCCAGGUGCUUAAUUAAAUAUUUUUUUUUAAAAAUGCUACCUUUUAUGUGAAUAUUGGCAGAACUUGUGAAAUAUCAUUGCUGCCGUUAAGUCAUUUACUUUACUUUCAGUUGAACCUUCUUCUCCCUAGCCCUGAGCAUAAUCAGGCUAACUUUGGUUUUGCUGUGCAUUUGCAAAGGAAUCCAAAACUUUAUUCAGACUAUCAGACUUCACAUUCCCUUCACCCUAACACUGUUUUUUUGUCCUUUAAGUACAUAAAUCUUUUCCAGGAAUUAAUUUUAUUUUAGUGUGUCUCUGCUAAAAGAUUGUAAAUGGCACCCCUCCCUUCAAAACUCAACAGUAACAUUUGAGGGGUAAAGUUCAUUGCUGCAUUUUGGCAAACAAUAGGGGGAGGAGGGAAGAAGUUUAUGAACCAAUUGAGAACAAUAAAAGGAUUCAUGCAGGCGGUAAUAUUUGCCUACAAUAUUCUCUCUCAUACAGAUUCUUUGUGUAAGCUGUUUCUUUUCCAAUAUUUAAAAAACAAAAUCUGGAUUUUGUGAGAUGUGGAAUACAGUAUUGCAUCUAAGCAUUUUAGCCCUUCUUCCUUUCAGUACAGGAUAAAGAAAUACAUGAUUGUAUCCUUGUACAGCAAUCUAUAAAUUAAUUUGUCGUUUUAUCCUACGUUUCUCUACUGGGCAUGAGUCCUAUGCUCUUAUUUUUUUUUAAUUACUAGAAGUAACCCUUAUUACAUCAAUAAGUGUCAAAGUGAUGCAUUUAUGUUAUGCUAGAGGUUAGCAGCGGAUAGCAAGCUUGAAAAUCAAUUUAUAACCAUAACCUUAACUUUGACUUUUAUGGAGUUCUUGGAGAAAGCCAAAUGUCAGAUGUGGCUCUCAAGUCAUUUUACAAGUCUUUAUAUAAACUGAAAAUUAUUUUUACUUUUUUUUAUAUUGCAGUAGUUAGUACAAUGAAUAAAUAGCAAAGGGUUUUUAGCAAGGUAGCAAAGGCACAAACAAACAGUAUCAAUAGUCAAGUUGCAGGAAGAAUGGAAGCACAUUGUUUGUUUUAUAUUCUCAUUUUAGGUGUCUUUACUUGAUUUCAUAUGACCUGCAAAAUUCAGAUCUUAAUUCCUCAGAAUGCGUUUUCCCUACUUGUGGUUUUACAUAAGAGCUUUAAAGGACUGUUUUUGUUGUUGUAAACAUAUUGAUGCUCCAUACAUUACUUAUCAGUAGGCACACAAAGGGUGACAACGAUAUUUUACUCCAUUUCAUCCUAGUAAGCGAUAUCAUGCCUUUCCUUUGGCUAAUGAAAUCAACAUUCCAUUAUACUUUCAUUAUACCUUGGGGUAGAAUUCAUCUUCAUAUUAGUGUACAGAGUGUGAUCUGUAAUAUAUAAAAUCAAUUUGAUAAAAUAUCAAUUCAUAUUUUUGGCCAGUUCUGCAUUUUCACACUCUUAUAUCCCCCGCUGCUUUAAUGAUCGAAAUUUAUGAAAUCCCAUAAGGGACCAGAAACCAUUUCAUAUAAUUGAAAAAUCUAUUUUUAACUAUGCCUGGAACUACACUAUCUACUGUGUGUCAAUACUUUCUCCAUUUGCCGAUUAGAUGUUAUAAUUGCCUUUUCUUCUUUUUUUUUUUAAUCUGAAAGCUGGAAUUUUUUUUAUUCUGACAGUCAUAUUAUUUUUCUUUUUUUUUCUUUUAAAGGAGGCAGAAGAACAUUAUACAAAUGCUAUAAAGAAGUCCAUAUUAGAUUACCUAUUAUUGGAUCCAUUAGAACAAGAGAGGCUCGGGAUUGUAAUUCCUCCAAAGGUAAGAUUUUCUUUGUACUUUACUCAGUGCUCCAUCAUCACUUGUAUCUUGUUCGAGGUACAUUGGACUGUUGAAACUUUUCAAAAUAUCACCAACUUGCCCCACAACAAAUCCCCUUACCCAGAAAAUGAUACUAGAAAUGAAAUAUGUAAGGGGAUGGAGUCCAAUCAAAAGCCACAUGUGUCUCUGAUAGGUCCAUUAAUCAGACGGCCUGGAACACAUUGGGUUGCUGGUGUCAAUUUUGCUCCUAUAGUGAGUGUAAUAUACGCAGGGUGCCUACACAGUAAGGUAGUAUCUCUUCCAGAAAGAGAGCCGCAGAGUGUGCAUGUGUGGUACUCAGCUCACCCAAUUCUGAAACACAGCUCACUAAAGUGAGCCAGGUUGUGUAUAAACUUAUAGCAGCUGCAGUUGCUGCCAUCUGUUUGAAGAACAAUUCAUUUUAUCUUUGGGGGUUACACUACGUUUACCAUAAGCAUAUGUAGAAUAGGAAGUUAUGGGAUACGAUUUGCCCCUAUAAGGCAUAAUAAGAUGCUCCUGAUUGGAACUUCUCAGCUAGGAAUGGGAUAUAUCUACCUGCUGUUCCAGAAGAGACCCAGUAGUUUUUUAAAAAUAUUUUUUAAUGCUUUAUGUAAUGCUUUAGAAGUGCACUGUGUCAAUUUUGUAUGGAUUAACUUUCCAACUUCUCCAUAGCAUUGUUAUACUCCAUGUAUUGUCAAAACGUGGAGCGCAAUGUUUUGUGCCGUAUCUGGGUUGGAAAGUCACCAUUCCAACAACAACAGCGAUGAUGAUGUCUAAUGAGCCUUCAAAGUAUCAUCUUGAUAAUUCAUGUAAAAAUGGUUCCUAAGCAGAGGUUUAAUCACAUAAUUUAUCAGCAUCUGUUACAAAUGAUUAGUUUUGCUGCCACUUCCACUUCUUUAAUUCUUCAAGGAGUUAUUUAAAAUGUACCUCUGAUACUUGAAAUGUUAUAAACUAUUUUGUGAUAUAUUUGAUUUAUUCUACCAUUUAGAUAUCUAAUAGUGCUGGACGGGAACACUUUCCUUGGCAUGAAAGUAUGCACGAAGCUCGAGCCAAAUUGGAGAGAAACUUGCACAUCACUCAUCCUGUCAUGUCAGCUAUCCUGUUCAACUUUUAUUCAAAGUAUGACAUUAUCUUACCUGCUCUAGUUACACUUUGUGGGGAUUUUAGUUUUAGCUUUUAUUGCUUGAUUAUACUUAAUCAACUAAAAAUGACCUGCCCCUUUAAUUAUCUUAAUUCUUUCUUUUUAUUAUCUUUUCAUUCUCCUUAAACUCUAUAUACAUUAUACAAUUAAUUUAAUCGUAACUAUUAUGAAAUAGAUAGCACUAGUUAUUAACCAUAUGGGUUAUACAUUUACUGAAUACAUUGAGACUACAGUAAUAAAUAAAUACUAUUUUAUUAAUUAAUUAAUGCUCUUUAAUCAUCAAGUAUUCCCUACAAAGUCUGCAUUUAAGUUUAGUUUGCCCCUGCUCAUAUCUCACCUUUUGGCUUACUUUUUCCAUUACCUAACCGUACCCCAUUUGCAUGUCAGACUAGUUCCACCAAAAGUACCGCAGACUACUUACUUGUCAGAGAGGUUUCCUGUGCAUGAGAGCUAUAGCAUUUCAGUUAGAUUUGUGCUUGUGCAUGGAGAAACAAUCUGGUUCUUCUGAAUUGAUUCAUUCUGAAAUUUUGACAAGGGUUUCAUACAUGCUGUAUUUUGGUUCAGGUGAAUUUCGUUCAUGUGGUUGUUUUGGGAAAAAAAAAUCAGAAAUACCAAAAUGACAUGACAAUUUGGCAAUUGGUGUACUGCAAAAUAUAAAUGUCAUAUAUCUAUAUUUUGCACAUUUUCCCAUCCUUUUAUUCACAGAUCAAGCUACAGGUAACCAAUAGAGGGAAAAAGAAAAUUAAUUAUGUUUUACAUAUUUGUUAAGCAUAUUAUAUAUAAAUAUAUAUAUUUUUUUUACUACUCCUCCUUUUUUUCCCCUCUAUUAGUCACUUCUCACGUGGUCUCUGAAUAAAAUCAAUAUUUUUUUUAUCAUCUUUUUCUUUCAAUCAUCUCUUUUUUGGUACCACUUUAUCUUAAAAUUAGUUGGAUGAUAGAUUUUCUUGUUAUGUUUCUACGAGAAUUAACUAUGUAAUGCGAUGUAACUGAUGCUAUCUAUGACUCUGUUUUCAUUUAGGUAUGACACCUUUAGACUUUUCGAUUUCAAGAACCUCCUUUCCAUUGUACCAAUGAAGCUUGAUGAUCUCGUUAAUCACAUGACUAAUAUUGCUAAAAGAAGGUCGGAGAUUUUGGAAGAUACAUGGUUGAAAGAUUGUUGUGAUAUUGUAACUUCAAACAGAGAGGAAAUAGAAAUGGUGAUGCCUCAAGAUGACGAGGUGAGUGUGCCUUUUUUUACAGAAAGUACAAAAUCUUUGAAGAAUACCUAUUAAUGGGACAUGCCAGACACAUAUUUAUUUAAUGCUUGAGAGCUACAUUUUAAUGGAACUCAAGAAAUCUCAGGAAAUCACUAUUUGCUAAGCAUUAUUGAGAUUCAAUGAGUACUCCUGGAGUUAAGUACCUGUGACAUCAUUAAUUAAAGGACCUGUGUGAUAUUUUAGAAAGUAAAAGUAGUUGUUACUGGACAUUGGACUCCACCUUGAUUGUUAUACAUUUUAGGUUCUCAGUUGAAGAAUUUUGUCUUUAAAUUUAAUAUACUAUUAUAUUCCUAUGAUUCGUAUUUUUUUUCUUGAUUUUAAGAGACAUUAGAAUACAUUAUAUAAACUUGACUAUGUUUCUAUAAAUUAAUUCGUAAAGAACUUAAACUAAGUUCUAAAUACUAAUUUGUUUAGAACUUAAUCUAAAAUUACUAUUUUCAGUAAAUCUUCUGAAGACCAUAUCAAAAUUAAGGUAGCAAUUUGUUCCAUUACUCUCUCAACAAUAUCAAUGAACCCAGAGGCCGGUUGAGCCAUUGGCCUACUGACAAUCAGGAUGAAGCCGAAGGCUUGAUGUUAAAAAGGGCACUUCAAGAUUAUUUUGGGUUGGGAUGAGAAAGGUUGAUUCUCCUCCCUGUCCUGCUGCUACCUUAUCAUUCUUUUUCAUUGAAGUAAGAUCUUUUUAGGAUUUCCUUCUCUCCAUCUCUCCGACCUUUAUUUCUCUUGUAGUCUUUAGUUGGGCUGUUUUAUUGCAGCAGUAUGUACACAAUUUACCACUAUUAUAAAAUAUUUGUUAUAAGUUUAAAUAUUACAUACUAAACAUACUAAACACACCUUUAUGCACAUGUUGCACAGAACACACAUACAUAUACCUUUCACGCAUGUAUACACUUCUAAUGCUAAGAGAUUCUACAUGCACAUAUACGUGGGAUUUGUACAAAAUGUGUCCUCUUUAUAUCAAACAAACAAAGAAAAUCGAGGGUUGGCUAAUCUUUCCAUCCACCUAACAUUUUAUUCCAUGGCUAACAUUAACAGGGUUAUUCUCUGAAGUAAGAAUUGUUCGAAAGUCAAAGGGCAUUUCAAAUUUAAGGCUAAAAUGUCACACUAGAACCAUAGCAGACUUGGAAAAUGUCACAGCUCAGCUAUUUUGGCAUUUGAUUUUAAAUUCACUUUAAAAUCACUUUUAUGUCCCAACAAGUGUUACUUUAGUGAAUAACCCUUUAAAUGGUUUCUUUUUUUUUCUUCGAUUUACUUGCUCAAACGAAUAUAGGGAUUGGUCCCAACAUCUGAACCUCAACCAUAAACCUCUAAUGAAGAGGUUCUUUCAAUUCAAUUACACAGUCAAGUUGUUUCUUGUUUCUUUCAAUGUUUUGCAUUAUUUUUGGUGGUUUGGGUUCCAGCUAAUAUAUUCUCUGUAUUGGGAAUAGUUUGACCUGAUUUUGAGCACAUCAGUUGUUUGUGUUGAAAAGAAAUUAUAUAAGAAAACAACCGAUGUAACUGUUUUGUAGCAUUGGUGGAAAUGAAUGUUCUGUAAUUACAGUGUGACCUAUACUUCAGUUAAUCUAUUUGAGUUUUAAUGAAAUGCUCCUUAAAUGCUUUGUUUGGUUUAAAGCACAAGGCAAUCCAUUAUAAAACAUUAAAAACUGCAUAAUUAAAAUUCCCUGUCAAGACAAAAGGUAGAUUAUUACGAUAGACUCUUUAAAGUCAAAUAAAUAUAACUGCAACUUUGCUAAAACAAUUCCUAAACUCUCUCUCUCUCUAUAUAUAUAUAUAUUUUAAAAAAAACAACAAGAUUCUAAUAUUAUUUAUGACAAAAGAUUAUAUUAAAAACUAAACCUGUAAACAAAAUCAGCUGGAUAAUGAACGGUUGGUGUAACAAAAUAUUAUUGAGUUCCUUGAAAAAAAUACUACAUAUAUUGAAAAGAAGUUUUGGAUCGGAUCCAGCUGCGACCUUGUGUUCAGCUGGCUAAUUCCUCAAACAUUCAGAAAGUGUAUAAAGAGAAAGCCACCUUAAUAAUCGGAGAAGAAACAUUUACAAAAGGUGUAGGAUUAAAUGAACAUGCAGGUGCAUGGGGAUUAAGUAACUGAUUUGCAGAAAGCUUAUUGAUAAAAUGCCAAAAAUGUCAAGAAUGGCAAAUUUAAAUUGAAAGUGUAAUCCCUCAAAAAAAAAAUCAGUGUACCUGCUAAAGCAGAAAUGUGAAAAUGUAACGUGAUCUAUUCUGCAUUCAUUGACAGUGCAUAUUGGAGAUGCUGAAAUACAGCAGUUUAAUUAGACUGCCAGUGCUUACAGAUCAUUUUCAUGUUUAUUUUAUUAACCCCUGUAUACUUACACUAUGUGCUUAAUGUGUGCUGCUGCUAUUGACCUGCUCCUUAUUAGUGUGUGAGCAUUGGCAAUACUAAUAGUAUGUAGGGUGAUACCUGCUUAAUUUUAAGCUCCAACAAUCCUCGAUAAAGUGUAAGAUAUUUGGAGGAAAGAACUUGAAAGCAUAUAAAUGUUUAUUAUUUUUGUUUUUUACUAUUUAACUUGUGGCAACUUAAUGCUGCCUAAAAGCUCUUUCUCUGAUAGGGGUCUUGAGAUUAGUGGUUUUCCCUAAAGGAGAUUUAUCAAAGUAUUCUGUUGUAGAAAAGCGUGCACAAAUAUAACAGGGGGGGUGGGGGGGGUGUAGGGUUUCCCAGUGCACUGUGCCUACUGGUUCCACUAGUAUCCAUGGUGACUGCACCACUUUUAUUAUUUUUAGAUUAUUUUUUAGAAUGGACCACUUUGAUAAAGCUCUGUCAUUAAUGUUAGAAAUGUCAAACAUUAAAUUCAUAUAUCCUGCACAGUGAGAUGCAAGCAGGUUAUCUGGUUGAAUUUUACCUGAUACAAUAAUUUCUGAUUGGAUGCAGAUGUUGUCUACUUUCAGCAGCUGUUUUUUUUUAAUAAUUAAAGGGACAUUGUAGUCACCAGAACAACUACAGCUUAUUGAAUUUGUUCUGGUGAGUAGAAUCAUUCCCUUCAGGCUUUUUGCAGUACACACUGUCUUUUCAAAGACAAUGCAGUAUUUACAUUACAGCCUAUGGAUACCUCUACUGGCCACUCCUCAGAUGGCUGCUAGAGGUGCUUCCUGGGGCAGUGCUGCACACUGUGGAGACACUGAACUUUCCUCAUAGAGAUGCAUUGGUUCAAUGUAUCUCUAUGAGGAGAUGCUGUUUGGCCAGAGCUGUGUUUGACUUGUGCUGGCUCUGCCCCUGAUCUGCCUCUUUGACAAUCUCAGCCAAUCCAAUCAGAAAGCAUUGUAAUUGGUUUAGACAACCACUUCUGAUGAUGUCAGCAGACAUCUGGCCGAUCAGGGGCAGAAGCACCAGCUAUAGACUUGAAUACAAGAUUUUACUAUAUUUAGGGAGGCAAGUGGGGCCGGGUGGCACUAGAUGGUGGUUUUAACACUAUAGGGCUAGGAGUAAAUGUUUGUGUUCCUGACCAUAUAGUGUUCCUUUAAAUGUUCAUUUUGGUUGUUGGUUGGUUUAAACAUUUUGAUCCAUUUUCUAAAUUUCUACCUCUACAUUGGAAAUGUAUUAGAUAGUCAAGUGGCAAUUACAGUUUAAGGUAUGAUUAAGGUAUUUUAGCUUGAUUUGAUAAAAACUAUCAAUAAGCAGUUGACGAAAUUAAUUUAAAUAUGUUUGUGAAGAAAUGUUUUCAGGUUAGGUGUACUUGAUUGCUAUGUAGCGUACCUGUUGAAAACAUGCAUAACACUCCCGUAGAAUACAGUGGUCCAUUGUGUUCCAUUACUCUUAAAAACUGAAUAUUAGCUAACUGAAGGUGUAUGGCUUGCCAUGUGUUUAAUUGUCACCUUUUGAUUGCUGUUGCUUAAAUCACAGCAGUAAACUAUGCAGUUGAGCCUACUGGGAUUGUAUCUUGAUAAUCAAAUAUGAUUAAUUUCCUCAAAUAUAACCUGGCACCCCAGAGUUAUUAAAACUUUGAAUUACAUUUUUAAAUUAAAGGAAUAUAUGUGGAAAUAUUGCUUAAAGGGUAAACUUGUCAUUUACAUUUUUAUUGAGAAGUUGUCAACUUAUCUGUUUUCUAGUGUUUUGUACAGCUGUAAGUUAACAUUACUCAAUUUCAUUGAAUUUAUUUCUGAGUAUCUAUCUAUCUAUCUAUCUAUCUAUCUAUCUAUCUAUCUCUCUCUCUCUCUCUCUGUCUGUCUGUCUAACCUAAGAGUGUCGGUCUAUCUGUCUAUCUACUUUCGUCAAUCUGUCUAUCUUUUUAUCCACCUUUUUAUUUAGAUUAGUAAAUGUUCAUACAGAUAUAAUAUAUCAGAAGCCAGCGUGGAUUUACCAUGGGAAGACUUAAAGACAUCAAUUAAAUCUCAGCCACUGAAUUAAAGUAACUUAUAGAACGAGACAGAAUGACAGAUUUUUUACAGCAAAACCAAGUAGACUUUCAUAAAGAAGAAAAUGACAUUCAAACCAUUACCAGAUUAAACUGAAAAAUUUUAGUUUAUUUUAUGUACACUUUUAUAUACACUUUCUACUUAUAUAUCAGUAAGGUUUACUAGGAUAAUUGCACUUUAAAACAAAAAAAUAGAAAAAUAGAAACAAGAGUACCCCAACCUACUUAUCUUAAAUUAGCAAUAACAGGUCAGCAUGGCUGCUUAAAGCAUGCUGUAGUGCUAUAGUACCAGGAGUGCUAUCAAAAAGAUAUAUAAAUAAAAACAAUAGAUUUUUUGCUUUAAAGGGACACUAGAGGCACCCAAACCACUUCAGCUCAUUGAAGUGGUCUGGGUGCAGUGUCCCAUCUCCCUUAACCCUGAGCACGUAGUCAUUGCAAUUUUUAAUAAACUGUUAUUAAAUAAUUACCUGCUAGGGAUAACUCCUCCUCCAGUGACUGUCUACUUUUAGUUGCCUAAAUGAUGCUGGACAUCCUCACCCCUUCUGCACCAGAAGGGGAGGGGAGGGUGGUCCUUGACAGAGAGGGAAGCUAUAGUGCCAGGAAAACGAGCUUGUUUUCCUGGGACUAUAGUUUCCCUUUAAUCUUCUCUAUGGCGGCUGUUGCAGUGAAUGUGGUCAGAUGCUUAGUGUGGCAUUCCACAAUGUCUAGUGCAUGGCCACAAUCUACCAUGGUGUAAUUCUAUAUUUAAUAUUAUGGGAGAAAUAUGAUGACCAUGUUUGUAGCUUCGAGCCACUGAUAGGUCCACAUAUUUUCUUUUUCUUUGUCUUUUCUUAUUUAUUUUUUUCUAUUGCUUUUCUCCUAGGUGUUACGGAGGAAAAAGAUGGAUCAUUUAUUUUGGAGUUUAGCCACACUAAUGUCAAACCUUCUAAGAAAAAUUGUUGAAGCUUCUCUUGCUGACCUAGUGGAAAUGAUUGAAACCUAUGGCAAAGGGAAUCAGUAUGAAGGAAAUUAUCUUCCUGAUCAUCUCUGGCGCCCAACUAAACCUCAUCUUGUUUGGAUCUUUAUGGUAUGUUUUCAAUCUUAAAUAUAUAUGGCAACAUUUGUUCCUGAUCAGCAUUUACUUAUGGGUUAGCCCCUCCCCCCACAGCAGAAAUGAUAGGAUAUAGAACUAUGAAAUUGGUAUAAAUAGAUCCAUCUCCUUCAAAACAGGCAGUCUUUGUUUCCUGUCCUCACAGUAGUUUGGAAGGAGUCUGCUUAAGCAGGUCUAGAAUUAAAUUUUUUGCUCUCCAGGACAAUAUUUUUGCAGGCCCAGCCAGGAUUCAGCCUCUCAUCCCUGAAGACCCAGCAGAUCGCACAUAUGUAAGAGUUGCCUCCCUGGGUGCGCCUUUUAGUGAAUGUCGGUCUGACCAAACGUUCUUCCUGAGGGGGUGACAGUGGUUCAUUGGAUACAUGAGGCCAAACCAGGGUUAAGUCUCUUUCCCUGAAGAACCAGUUAACAGUACCAUUGUUGGUAGUAAAUAUUGAUGUUUCCAUCUCAAAGUCAGUAUCUGUGCUGCCUCCAUUUUAACCCAUGAUAGACAAUCCAUAAAUUGAUUGGAGACCAUAUGUACGAAGUGACAUGAAUAGUUAAUUAAAACAUUACUUUUCAACACAAACACACACACACAAAUGCUUUUGGUGGUCAUUAUUUAAAGGUACAGCUUAAUGUAGUUAUUUUGGUGAGUAUAGUCAGUUCCUGCAGGCUUUUUGCCUAGGGACACCUCCUGUAGCCACACUUCAGAUGGCUACUAGAGGUACUUCCUGGGGCAAUGCUGUGCAGUUUGCAGCAGUGACAUUCAGCAUUUCCAUCCUCUGCAUGGAGACACUGCACUUUCCUCAUAGAGAUGCAUUGAUUCGAUGCAUCACUAUGAGGAGAUGCUGAUUGGCCAGGGUAUCAUUUGGCUCUGCCCCCUGACUCGCCUCCUUGACUGUGAUCAUCAGAAUUGACAAUCUCAGCCAAUUCAAUGCUUUCCUAUAGGAAAGUAUUGUGAUUGGCGAUCAUCACUUCUGAUGAUGCCAGAAAAGGAGUCAGGUCAGGGCCAGAGCCAGCACCAGCAGACUGAAAUAAAGGUCAUAUUUUACUAUAUUUAGGUGGGUAAGUGGUGGCCAGGGGGCUAGAUAGUGUUUUUAACAAAAGAAUAUAGGGUUAGCAAUACGUUUGUUUUCCUGACCCUAUAGUGUUGCUUUAAAAAAUCACUUGUAGUUAAUACUGUAAAUCAGAUUGUGAUCACUAUAUAAAAUAUUAAUGUUGCUUGCAGAGUUAAUCGAAUAACUGUUACAAACUAACAAACAUCUAUAUUUUAACUAAACUAUGAAACAUGCCGUCCUAGAAAAUAGUUAUCUAUUGCCACAGAUUAAGGAUAGUUUAACUAUAUAGAUACUUCACAUUAGAGACAUGUUUUAUGUUUAUCUUCUUCUAAUUUUCUCAAGUCCCGAGUUACUCCUAAAUUGGUUAAAACAAUAAUUUAAUGGUAACUGGGAGAAUUUAUUGUUUCGCUUGUAUUUGCUUACUCAGUCAUCGAGAAAUAACAGAGACUGAAAUUUCUUUGUUUCGAAUUAACAAUAAUACAUAGUCUGCAACUAUAAUGAAGUGCAUUUGAUGGCAUGGAUUACAAAUGUUUCUUUCCAAGCAAAACAGAAAUAUGUAAGCUGACAGCGUCAUGCAACAGUAACUUCUGUCAUUUAUAUCAAAACCCUGCCACUAAAUCUGUAGCAGAAAUCAAGCCCAUUUGCAAACACAGUAAAUACAGAUGGUUUUGAAGUGCCAUCAUGGAAGGAGAUGAUACAUUAAACAGAAAAAAUCCUUGUGGUUCAUAAUGAAAACAAACACUCGACAAACACAGUAAUUUGUCCUUAGUCUCUAGCCCUUGUUUCCAUAUGGGUAGUUUUUAAGUGCUAUCCAAUUUCAGGGAAAGAUGUGAUGCUAUUGUUUGUAAACCUAAUAACAUUCUGUUUUCGGUGCAAUUAAUGUACACCAUUAACAAAGUUAAGACAAAGUGGAAACUAUCUAUUAUUUUGGUCCUCAUUGUCAUAUUUAUUAAUAGUAAGUGUUUAUAUAUAUAUAUAUAUAUAUAUAGAAUGCAAAGUAAUGUUAUGACAUAUAAAUCUGCAUUUUUUUCAUAUUAAGGCAUUGUUUAUUUGUUGAACAGAAUAGUCUACAUCAUGGAUAGGCAACAUUCUGCACUCCAGCUGUUUUGGACUACAUCCCCCAUAAUGCUUUUACACCCAUAAUGCUUGCAAAACAUCAUGGGAGGUGUAGUCCAAAACAUAUGGGGUGGCGAAGGUUGCCUAUGUCUGGUCUACAUGAAUCAUGAGCUAUCAUCAUUUUCUGCAAACAGUAUUUAUUACUGCCUUAAUUAAAUGCUAUUCUAUCUUUCCUAAGAUACAAAUUAACAGGUAACUUGUUGGCUUGAAUGAAAUAUACAAAGUUCUAUCCAUUUCAUUCUGUCUGUUCUUUAGUACGAUUACUUAUUGCUAUUGGUACAAAAUAUUAUAAUUUUGCUGUAUUGAUUCCAGAUGAUAUUUUUUCCUGAGAAUAUAUAUAUAUAUAUUUUUUACCUUCCAUCGUCCGGUUAUUAAAUUAAUUUUGUUUUCUAUUUGUUGAACAGACAUCUUCUCUGUUCUUUGCAUAGAUAUUCUGCUGUGGAUAGUGUAUUGAUUAUUUUCCUAUGCUUUGUAUGAUUUUCAAAUCAAGAAUAAAAUCAAAAUAAGUGUAAUAUGUGUAAGCGCUCACAAUUUAACCAAUUGUGAACACACUGUGAGCUGCAAAACUCUCCUAUGACUGAUCCCUCUCAAAUCAAUCAAAAUAACCCAAAUUACCGAAAAUAAAGUGAGGUGUGCUUGUAUACGCUCGUAAUACUUAUACUUAUUUGCUCUAUCUAAUCCUUAGGAUGUAGUAGUGCACAUGACACAAAGAAAGAUACAAUAUGCACAAAUAAUAGAGUAGAUUAAGCAAAUAAAAAAUAAUACUGAAAAGUGUGAACAGUAAACAUAAAAUAUCUCAAUUUUAAAUGAGCAGUAUUAAUGAUGAUCGAGCACAAAACAUUAAAGAAAACAUUUAGAUCACAUUGUCUUUCGUUGCUAAGUGAUUGUUAUUAGUGAUUGUAAGCUUAUCUUAACUGGAGGAAGCACUAUUGGUGCGAAACGCGUCUUGGCUGAAAUACGCACCAUUGGGGGCGGAGACAAUAUUCAUUAGCCACGUGGUUGGAUGUGAAAACUAAGUACGCUCAGUACAGUUUGUAUUUUUUAUUUACCCCUUCCAGGUGCCUUAUUGUUCUUAAAAGGAUUUUAAGUUUGUAAGUUGUUUAUAUUACUUUUUUACUUUUAAAAUGCUAGUCUGGCAUAGUAAAUUGGAUUAACGCUAUGAACCUGCUUUUUUUGCACCUCUUUUUUAUUGUUUCCCAUGUUUUUGAGUGAUUAUACUGCAUGCUGAGUCUGCAGCAAAACAACUCCCAUCCCGAGGGAAAACUCCAUAAACUGGGUAUUCUGGUUGGAGAAUGGUCAUCAUUCCAGAGAACAACAUCUUAUUUUUAGGGCACUGUUAUAUUGAGCCAAAACAGGGCUCCCUGUCUACUAGCACUACCAUAAACAAAGGAAAACCUUACACACACACACAUGCACCUUGGACAUUUUUUAGAUUAAAACUGUUUCUUUGUCUCCAUUCACACACUUACACAUAGUAUAUAUUUGAUUAAAAGUUUUCUUUAAGGUUUUGUGAUCAAUCAACAUUGAUACUUUUAAUUGAUACAUUUAGAUUUAAAUAUUUUAGGUUUACUUGUACGCACUUUAAAGUAUUAUUUGUGCAUAUUAUCUCUUUCUUUGUUUCUUGUACACUACUACAUCCUAUGGAUGUAAUACAGUAGAUAACUACAAGUAUUUGUGUAUGAGUGCACCUUCCUUUAUAUUUGGUAACUGUGCUUUUCAUAACAACAUUAGAGAUGACUGUCUACUUUUUUAAUGUUUACAACAUUGUAAUCCAUCUAUCCUUAACUUUUGAAAUAAUGCUUCUUAUACACUGUACAUAAAUUAUGAAAUGUGAGUGCAUUGGUUAGCCAGUAAGAAAAGUCACAAUCUGGUUUAAUUAAUCUGCUUGUGACAGAUCGGAAGUUUAAGGGUACCUGUCAAUUAGUUUCUUGUGUAGCUAAUGCCAUAAAGAUUAUGUAAAGCCUCACAUCUUAGGUGACACUCAGAAUGUGGCAUUAUGACAUUCAUGAAUUGAUGCAAAAAAAUUUACUUUUUAUUUCCCAUUAAAAUGAAAGCAUCUGUCUAGACUUUAAUGAGUGCACCGCUUGGCGUGGACAUUACUUGAGGACUAGAGGCUUCCCAAUCACAGAAACCUAUACAUUUGUAUGAACGAAUAGUCUAAUGACUCUUGACUCAAUUAUAAACUGUAGAAUCUGGCAGGAAAGCGUAGUCUUUGGCUUGUAUCAGAAAAGUAAUUCAUUGACACACCAGACAAAUCAAUGGAACUAGAUGUUAUUUGUGUGAGAACUGCAAAAUCAAGAGGUUCACUUGAGGGUAGAAUGCUCUCUAUGUUCCCCGUGCAGCUAAAAUUCACUCACAAGGAAAAGAACUGAAAAGAAAAGCAAUUAAAAUUGACUUUUUAAUGAAAUGCGAUUUGCCUAGUCCGACAAAAGAAACUGUAAUGUGAUUUUUAACACCUAUAAUGAUGGAUUUGCUAGUUGCAUGCACAGAACAACCAUAUAGAUUGAAUGUAUAUAUCACCUCAAUGUACAGAAACAAAAUUGUGUUUAUCAUAUAUGGACUGAUAAUCAUAUCACAUAACCAUGUGACUUAGUUAAAAUGCCAUUGUAAAAGCCUAGUAUGGCCAACCUUGGGUAUUGGCCAGCUGUUGGUUGUCAAAGAAUUAUGGAAAAUAUGGGCUGACAACACUCAAGUUUGUGCAACCGAGAUUAAGCCGUUAUAAUAAAGAACUGUGGUAGUUAAUGCCUGGUUUUAUUUUCUUCCAACAGAAGCCUUUGUUAAAUGAAUCAUAUGUCAGUAUUAAUCCAUCUAUUGAAGAGAUUGUCUUCGGCUUUGACAAUGUAAUGGAAAGUUUGGUUAUCAGUGUCCAACAGAUGAAAAGAAUUGAACAUUUUCUCUUCCAGGUAAUUUGUUACAAAUCCAUUCUAUUCAUCUUUUUGCGAUCAAUUAGCCAAAAUGAAAAGAAAGGUGGGCAUAGUAUUUGAGCCUUCGUAAACUAACAUUACUGGUAGGAUUGUGUGAAAAAAUAGAUAAACAGCGGUAAUGAAAAAAGCUCUGAAAUUUGAAAAGAAGCAAUAAUGCAACUUACUUGGAACAUUUACCUUAGAUAAAGAAACAAAGCGAAACUGAAUAGAAAAUUGCCCUCGUUUUUCUGUUACCAAAGUAGUAGCCAUUGUGUCUACAUGUUUUGUUUCAAUGUCAUUUGUUUUCAGAGAUGAGCUUAAGUUUAUAUUUUUCUCAAGUAGUUAAGGUGUCUUGAGUCCCCUGGAGUUUCUUACUUUCCAGUGUUAAACUGGUUUCAAUUCUAUUUGGGAAUGGUUUCACAACUUACCUGAGGUCCACCAGGAGCAGAUCACCUCCUUCUAUGCUGCCGCAGUUCUCUACACAUAGUGUUUCAGACUUUAGAUACUUACUGAGUGUGCUCAGCUGGGUGCGCUCAGCCAAUGAGCUGGACCUGCACUGCUGGAUUAUCUGAAUCCACAGCAGGUUUUGACCAACACCUGCUGGAUACCAUCAUAGUUGUCUUUUUACGCAGGGGGGCACCAGGGCACUUCGAGCAUUAUAAGUGUCUGUAGAAGUUAUGGUGCUUGUAGUGUUCCUUUACAUUUAUCGAAAACUGUUUAACACUUAAAGGCAAAGGCACUGAAUCAAAUUGCAUUUGCUUAGUCUCCUAUUUUGUUGGAAUCUUUUUCCAGAGCAAUGCAAACCCUGCUCUCGACUUAUUAUUGCAUAUGUUUGUGUUAAAUAAUUGAUAACAAGAAAGAUUACACACCAGUGAUGGACCUUGAUUAAGUCCACAAAGAAAAUGUAUCCAAUGAAGAAAAAAACUAGAAACUGUCCCAUGAACAGUAACCCUUUCUCCCAAGCCAGCAAGUAGCUUGACUUUAUUAUUCAUGAGACAUUUUUAUUCCCAUUAAAUAUAUUUAGCAUUAACCCACUUCCUGGGUAAUUUAUCCCCAAAAAAUCUUAAAACAGAAAAAAACAUCCAGACUGAAAUGAUCUUUUUUGAACCAUUUUUAUGUCCAUGAAACUACAAUACCACUUAGUGAUCAGCUCUUCUAUGUCAUCCUACAGAGAGAUUUUGCUUAAUUAAAAAUAAGUUUUUUGUUUUGGGGGUAUUAAGGCUCCAAUAAGUAAAUAGCAUUUUGGGGUAUCUAUAUUUUUAGAGAUGAAAAAAGCAUUGAAAUCUAGUAAAUCAACCUGACUUCCUAACACACUGAUUCAACAAUACACCACAGUGGUUAUUGUGCUUAAGCGCCCCUAACUUUGUAUUUUUCGGAGUUGUCUUAAAUCAAUUUGUUUGGAAGCUUGACUAUUAUUGAAUGGUGUUAGUAUGAGUCAAGCAGCUAAUUUGAACUGACCUGUAAUAACUUGUUUUAGCAUCUUCCCUUCUAGAGUUGAUUACAAAUUAGAGUCUAUUAGAUAGACAUCAGAGAAACCGAGAUUUUUUUUUGUAAAUGCUGUGUAGUGGUAAUGGUCAUAAUAACAAGUAAUAUGCGCCUCCGACAAAAUAUAUUUUUUUAUAUUGAGUAAGGAAAUACUGUAUUUUUUAUUCAAAAUUUUCUGCUGCUCAUGUAACAUUUUAUAACCCUUUGUUUCUGUAUUGUUAUUUGAAAUGAUUGAUACUUUCGGAUAGGGUGGAAGAGUUAUAGCUUUGUAUCUAUAAAUUAGUAUUUCAUUGAUUAUAAUGUUUAAAAUGGCACAAAGUUCUUCAGGUUCAAUCUUUCAUUUGCUGAUGUUUGUUAAUCUAGACAAAGGCAAAAUAAAACCCUAACACUUUUUCCAAUUUCGUUUUGAAAUGGUAAACAAAAUAUGACUCCAAAUAUAAUCAGGUUUUUCUUGGGUAAACACUGCUUGAAAUAAAAUAUGUUUCAAUGGUUAGAUGAGUAUGAGAGACGUGGCAAGCAUUGAUAUGGCUGGUUUUAUUUCAGAUUUCGGAAGUCUAAUAUGUCACUUAAGAAGAAAAGGUUUUAAUGUAUCAUAAAAGUCAAUGUCAUAGCCCGAACUCUAUUAUCUAUCUGUAUUUGUUGUUUUGUAAUGAGUCACAAAUGCUAUUCCAGAGAAAGUGUUGAAAUUUAUAGUAUCAGGUAAAUAAUUCUUAAAUCAGUCUCUGGAGAGUUAGCUAGCUCUUGCCCAUUACAGCUUUCAAGGUAAACAAUCGAGGUCUUUGUAUCUGCAGGCUGUAGAUAAUCUGAAAAUCAAAUACAUCAGCUCAGUACAAAUCCAUGAAGAGAUUGUCCUGUCAGCCAAGGCAAGAAUAAAAGCUGUGAUUGAAAACAACAUUCAUGGUCCAAACAGGUUAGUAACAUUUCGGAAUUCUUAUUUUAUUUGAAAUUUCUCCUCUGCUCGCAAGUUUAAUUAAUUUUGUAAAAAUGUAUUAUAUGUUUGCGGUAAAUCACAUGUGUGAAAUGUGUUGGCUUUGUUUUGUUGCGUUUCUCUUUUAAUUUGCAUGUUUAUUAGCUGUAUAACACCAAUUCCUUAUCUAGACAAAAUAAAUGGUACGUUAUGUCAGUAUGACAUUAUCUCUCUGGUUGUACAGUCGGUUCAAAUGGUAGAUGUGAGACAAAAAUUUUUCAUUGGAUCAGAGAAGUAGUAUUUUUUCACUACUUAGACGUUUUAAAGUUUUUUAUAACACUGCAAGAACUCUAAUUUCUUAGUGUUUUCCUUGAAUGGUAAGCAGACUGAAUUAACCUAAUUCCCGAGGAGUUACUAGUUGGACACGCACACUCUACAAUGCGUGUGCAAAGAUAAGUACGCCCUAUGUAUUCUCUAACACAACCAGUUAGUUAUGGAAACCCAUGUCUAUACACUUUACUUUAACCAUCAUGCAAUGUACCAUUGGAAUACAGGUAGGUGAAAAAAAGUAAUUAGAUAUAAUUAUCUAUGUUGGCUGCAUUGAUCCUUUGUUUUGCUGUCCAUUCUAUUAGCCAUUAAAUGGGAAUACCAUUUCUAUGGAGAAGCGGUGAAUAGUUAUGUAAACAAAUGGAUUUGAUAUUCUUUUCCACUAUUUAAUUAACUUAUACAGUGGGCAAAAGUCAACUCUGGCUGUUAUGAGAUGACUAUAGGGUUGAUAAAAAAACGACUUGAGUCAGGUCAUUUUUGACAAUGCUUGUGUUUUUUGAAUGCUAUUUAGAUGUAGCACAAGCUUUAGAUGCUAUUUACCUUUAGAGGUUGUUUACUCACGUAACGUAUAUGAGGUUUGGGUUAAUUUCCUGAGCAAAGAAUUUUGUACACAAAAAAAAUGAAAUGAGAAUAAACUUCUCUGGCAAAUGGAACACUCACAAGCAAAGGUACAUAGUGCAGAGCAAUGAGAAUGAAUGUGAAUUGGAAAACAUAGCAUACUUACUUACAAUAAGAUUAAGGCCCUCUGGUAAAGAAAGCAGUUAAGAGUAAGGCCGCACAGUGUAAUUAGCAAAGACAGUGAGAAUGAAUAAUAUAUUAUGCUGUUAUUACACUGGCUACAAGUGGUACAAAUGUGUGUCCUCAACUCUUCAUACAGUUCUGAGCUGAAAAAAAAAUAGCAUUUUUGCAUUUCGACUAUAGGUGCAUGUGUUUUGGUUCCUUGUGAAAGUUAAAUGAGUAAUCCUUUGUGAUUGCGAGGAAGAAAUUGUGGCUUAAUUUUUCACAAAUUUUGCUCCUCACAGAAAAAAAAAACACCGGAACCUAAAAAAAAAUAUUUAACUGCAAAUAUUGGUCUAAGUCAAUUUAGUUUCUUUUUAAGCAAAAGUAGCUGAACUGAAGAUAUAGCCGAUCUGAGAAUUUUCCUGCUCAGCUUUGACUGAAAAUGUUUACAUUUACUUUGCUUCCCAAACACUUCCCAGUUUACUGAAUAACCCAGAUAGUUAUCACUUUUAUGAACUAGAACUAAUUUAUAUGUAAGAAAGAAAUGGCAAAACUACAUAAUUGCUAUUUUUUCUUCUCUACAUUACAUUUUAAAAAUCAUAAACUCAACAUUAAAUGUUUAUUUUCUUUGUUUUAUAAUGCAGAACGGUUGUUUAUAUAAGUAUACAAUUUACCAUUAACUGAAGACCAGCAAGACGUUUGCAUACACUAAUUAAGAAUGAAAAAGUAGCAUCUGCAGACGUUUAAAUCUUUUGAUCGAUAGAAUUAUCUGCACAUUGGAAAGAGGAGACAUUAGGCACUCCUAUUUUACCAAACCUAUCUGCUUCGUCCAUUAGUACAAUUUAUUCAUGGGUUGUGUCUCAUGUAGGUUUCACUGUUCAGUAGCAGGUGUAUAAAUCCAUAGCGGCUUCACAAGUGGCUCAGCAGGGCCUCACAGCCAUACAUUCACAAGAGACAGCUCAUCUACUUAAUCCUUAUGUUUUAGUCAGCCUUUCUCAUUAUGCACACGAGGAUCUUGAUGCUCAGCUGGAUUUUGACUCUCAGGAUGAAUUGAUGGGCGCUCUUUGAUCUUGGUUGUGUAUUGUAUCUGUUUAAUCUUUCAUUUUAACUCAUGAUCUCCCCAGCUCAGACCAUUGCUCUUUUCCAGUGAAAACUAUCAAUAUUACUUUUUUUUUCUACUUUUUGUCACUCCUUUACCAGGCAGGAAACCCCAUGAACAGAUAUAUAGCAGUGGUCAUUAAAUAGGAAAGUGAUUGAUAACUCUUAACUCUUAUCCGUUUUACUAGGAUAUUAUAUGGCUUUUCUAUGAAACUUCAUGCUCAGUUAUUUACAACAGUGUUAACUGGGAAGUCAACGCGAAUUUCAAAUUAAGUUACAGCAGCUGAACUUGAAACAAUAUCUGAACACAGUAGCUUUUUAUAGUUUGACAAUUUUUGUGAAAAAUUUUAAAUUCACUAAAGAUUCCUGACAAUCCACACUUUAGAAAAUGGCCUUGACAUGCCGCCUUUGUCUUUCUAACAUGAAUGCAUAAGGAACCACAGGGAUUCCAUCUAAAAUCUGGCGAUCUAGCCUUAAAACGGAUCCCAUUAGGAGUUUGAUAAAAAUGACAAAAUAUUAUGUACUACAUUUACACUGUAUUAACAUAAUUUGUUAUCAUCAAUAACAAGAAGUAUUUUAUCGGUGAAAGAUAAGGGACAGUUGAGAGGAAAAAAGACACACAUUGCUCAUGUUUGUCAAAGUCAAACAUCAAGACUUAUACCUUCAAGAGAAUUAAUUCUUUAUCCUGCAAUGUUAGCCCUUUAGUGGUUUUAUUUGUGAUCAGCUUCAAGCAGAGUUAAGAUUGAUGAAUCUGAUUGCCACACAAUCAUUUUUAAAGUUAAUAAUAUCCUCAAGCAAAAGCUAAUUUAAAAUCUUGAGCAGUUUAUCAAGGAAAUCAAUUUUUUUUACAUGUUGAUGUGCAUCCGAACGCAAGCUUACAUAGCGACAUAAUUUUGUUUCAUCGCCCUUGUAAAUAAAUUGAAUGAUAACAAUGUUGGUCUUAGUUCUGGGAUUUUACGAAAAAUAUCUGCCAGGAAUUUUCUUUUCCAAACUAAGUUUUUUUUGUUUGUUUUUUGCUUAAAUGUUGAAACUUGGUGUUCAGUUCAUUGUAAUUUGGUGUUUAGUGAAUAAUCUCCACUGAGAUUAAACCACAUGAUUCAUUCUUUUAGCUAUCUGCAUUUACAUAUAUUUACUAUAUGAAGCUUUCAGAUUGUGUUCUUUCCCAAGCAUCUGGAACAUUAAUUGUUCAAAGAGACAUAAUUUUAACAUGGUUUCCUAUAUUCUAUAGAGUUAUAGCUUAACAGCUCUCCAGUUUCUGCUAAACACGCACACACACACGCACACACAAACACACACACACACAUUUGAUGCAUCAUUGUAUUUCUUUGUGAAUGUCUGUCUCUUGCUGCUCUUUUGUAAUAUAUUGACUUAGGCAAUAUGUUGCUAGGUAGUCAUUUUUCCUAUUGUAACAAACAGGAAUAUCUGAACAUGUGUUUGUGUGUGUGUGUGUGUGUGUUUGUGUGUUUAUGUGUGCGUGUGUGUAUGUGCAAUCAAGUGUUUGUUUUUCUGAUUUCUCUUCUGAGUCAUAAGUUCUCUUCCUAGGAGGGUCAUAUUAUUAUUAUUAUUAUAGUAUUAUUAUUAUGUGUAUAUCAACCAUUCAUCCCUCUGACGUUGAUAAGAUAAAUACUUAGUUAAUAAUAACAUUUAUUUAAAAGAAUUGGUUGAGAAGUAGAGAAAAUAAAAAAAACAAAUUCCAGGUAAAACAUUAGAUUGCUAUGCAAUUUUCAGGUUGUAACCUGUGAGGGAAGAUCCAUACACAUUACGGGGUGCGCAGUUGUGAACGCUAUAAAUAUUGUCUCAAAAUUAAAAUGAGUUCCAAGAAGUGUUGUCUGGGUACGAUGAAAUAAUUACUAGCUUGCAAAGCACGUAUAAUAUUUUUUCAAAUAUUGUCUUGUUUUUGCAUGCUAUUGCUGUUCAGUUUAAGUGUGCGUUUUAGCUAUACUUCCAUAUGCUAAAACAAGGUAUAAAGUCAGCAAUUAAAGCAUAAUACGAAUAACAAAGCAUUGCUCAUUUAUAAAGAUAAUCAACCAUAGAAACUGAUUAUUAUUUAGUCAUAAACAUUUAUGCAAUAUUACUGCCUAGUCCAGCAUCGUAUAGUGGGGUCUUUAUUCAUCAAUCGAAAACGAACUUUAUACUUAAUAUUUUGCAUCAAUUAACUUGUACAUACGCAAGGCUGCUGUACAACUUUCUUAUAGAAAGCUAAGUACAGCAGAAAUAUAUAAAAAACACUAGUAUUUUGUGUUACUUUGUAGGUUAGCGAUGAUGUAUGUUUUUCUUUCUACUUUUAGUUUUUGUACAAAAUGCAUAUAUCAUCAUGAAAAUAAUCAUAUUUCUGUAAAGGUACUCAUGUGCUUAAAGCAUCUUUAUAGAUAUGACUAAAUAUUAACUUUUUCAUAUGUUCUAUUUUAUUAUUCAUUCUAAAACAAAAUAGUUUUACUUAUUUACUGUAGGUAUUCCAUGGUAUACAAGCCUUUUUUCCAUCAGCUUUCGCCUCUCAUGGAAAAGAGAUUGGAAAAGCUAAUAAACAAAGAUGUCAACCUUGGUGUUUAUGGGAGAGAAAUUGACUGUAUGAAAAAGCUGGCAUCGGAUCUCGCUUCUUUGCCAGUAAAUGUGCCCAUGGAGAUGCUGCUGAUGGACUGCUCUGAGAUUAAUCAGGUACUGACAUAGUAAAAUAGGAUUAUUUUUUUUUUUCUCAAGCCCGAUAUAGGGCUAUAUUUCCCUUGGUGGAUGUUUCCUAUUAAAUAAUUCACUGAUAUGUCUAGGUUUAUAAAAUUUAAAUAUUUAAGCAGUGUAAUGCAUUAUUGUUUUACUGUAAAAAAGAAAAAGAAAAACAAAGGUUUUAACUUUCGGAAUGAAUGCAAAUAAGGAACAAUUUCCUGUACUUAUGAUUGAUAACUUUGGAGUAACAAUCUAAAAACAGUAGUUAACAGGAACUUAUUUUCUAUGGUGACUGCACCACAUUGGCACAUUACCCUGAGAACUACCAGGGAUUGAUGGUAAAGUUUAAAGAUGGUGGGGAGCUAGAUUCCAGACCGGUGGGGACUCUAGACUUGACUUUUUGUGCUUUGUCCAUGGAACCUUGUAUACUCACCCUCUGACCCAAUGAAAAAUGUUGCACUGUUGAACACCAUAAUCCCAUAGAUACACAUUUUUACUAAACAAAAUCCACUUGUUUCCUAAAAAGGGUCAAACUCUACCCUCUGAUGCUGUUGAUCAAUGACAGCUGUCAUGGAUCUGAGUGACCAAAGUAAAGCCAAUAGAUGAUUUCAGAAAUAUGCUGUAUAUUGGGCAUGUCUGAGAUUUUAAUAUGUAGAAAAUAGGGUAUUGUUUUCAAUAAUGCCUUAAAAUCUUAAAAUUAUUAAUUGCAUAGCCUCUCCAGACAGCAAUAAAUGCAAUAAAUGAAGAAGGAGUUAAACAUGGCAGACGCACCAAUGUUAUUCGGACAGACUUGAUCAUUAAAAAUUUGUCAAUAUGUUUUUCAUUGCAACAAAAACUGGGUGGGUGUUGCUGAACCUGUUCUUAAAGACCAGAUUCCAAAGUGUGGUAUGGCUUUUUAAGUGACAAUCUUAAAAGGAUAAUCGUCCUCAACACUGCGUAGAAACACCGAACAGCAGUAAAGUUGACAGUCCAAUCUUCAAUUUAUAAACAGUGGGGGCACAGAUGCUUAUCAACUAUAUUUUGUGGACAGCUGAGCCUGUGGAUGACCAUUUGUUAAAUAUUUGUACUUUCUCAAUUAUGUGUAAAAAUAAAAUUGCCUACCUAUAAGUCACAGAUGAAUUUAAGUCUUCCCAUGAUUUUUGUAAUAUUUCUAGAGUUUUUGGUCAAGUUUUCUUAACAUGAGCAUAUCCUAAUAUUCUCAGAAACCAAGGAAUGCAAGUGUGCUCAUCUGAGGAGAUUUGUCGUGUUUGAAUUAUGUUUGAAAAAAAAGUUUUAUUAUAACCUUGUCCAUUUUGUAUAUGUAAUUUGUGUUAGCUGUGUUUUUGUGCAGAUUAUUUGAUUAACUAACAAUAAAAUAAAACUAAUUAACGGUAGAUAGGGCUGUAUGAGAACAAUCUUUUGAAGAGCCUUAUUUUAUUUGUCUUUAUUGUAAUCUGCUUUGUGCCUUAAUAUGUGUAGUUAUAAUCAUCUAAUAUAGUCACAUGUCCCCUAGUCUACCAAUCAGAAGCUGCCAACAUUUGGUCUCAAGAUCUACUUCCUUGCGAGGUAGAAGUAGCAAGGCCCACAUACCCCUCUUUAAUGUUCUGACUGGUAGAAUUGCUGGCUUUUACUUGUGAUCACCUCAUAAAUAUAAAUAUAAUACACAAGAUCAUUCAUUUGAAAGGAGAAUAGUCCUUUUUUAAAAUGGGUAGUCAUUUUUUUAACAUUCUUUAUCUAGCAAACUUUUCAUUCCAAUACAGGAUAACAAAAAUAACAGAGAUAUACAAAGUUAUCAGCAGUAUCCAACAUUAUAAACUCAAAAUCAAGACACAUAAAGAAAGCAGAGCUUUCCACUUUGUAUAAUAUAAUAAAUAAUGAGGUAAUAAGUAUUAAUCUCAAAGGACCGAGUGUGUAACGAAAAGCGAAAUCAUGAACCAAAGGGUGAAAAAUUGUCAAGAGACAUCAACAAAACUAGAACAAAAAAAAAACAAAAAAACUAACCAAAAAAAGAAAGAGAGAAAACUAUUCAACUGAGGAUAAACAGAGAAAUAAAGUGAGGAACCAUGCAAGAAACCAGGCUAACAUUGUCACAAACCUUAACAACAAGUCUCAGUCAAAAUUCAUUGGGAAACAGAAAAGGGGGAAAGGGAAGAGAAAGAAAAAGUAAGAAAAGAAAUGGGGAAGUAGGAAGAGAAGGUCAUUUCCAAGUAGAGGGUGAAUGCAAAAUAAAAUAAAUUAGUAUCUCUGGAAGAGGGCACCUAAUUAAGGCUAGAAACUUGCACAAGUCCAGGGAUCCCAAAUUCUGUAAUAUGUUUUUCAGGUAUCGUGAACCUGCACUGUGAGAUUUUUUGCAUUUAUCUUGCUUCAUCAAUCCUGCAAAAGAUCAUCCACAUCCCAAGAUUCUUGUCAAGUGCCCAGAACUCAGCAAUAGCCCUAGAAGUGGCUAAGGCCACCCUUUCAGCUAAUUUAAUUUCUUUUCUAGUAUAGGGAUCUAGAAAUUCUUAUAAUAUCAAGGCCCAAUGGUCAAGAAUGAGUAUUUUUUUUAAAUACAUUGGAUAAAAGCAAAGCUAUUUAAACCCAGCAAGGGUAGAGCUUUAAGCAUCUCCACCAGCAGUGUAAAAAGGAACCUUUAUUGUCACAGAGUUUCCAGAAGUGAUCUAACAAACUCUCUAUGCAUUCAGAAAAGUAUCACGGGUGGAAGUUGCCACCUAAAAAGCAUUUUAAAACCCUUUUCCUUAUGAGUGAAACAAAUAGUAAGCAAUCCAGUUGCGCUCCAUAUAUUGAACCAGUCAUUCACCUUUUCUGAAGGACCCAAAUCCUGUUCCCAACUCCUAAUGUAAGGAAUGGCAAUUUGAGAAGAAUGAGUCCAUAAAUACAUUUAUAAUGUAGAUAUCUAGCCCUUCUGUAUAGGACUAGACUUAUAACCCCAUUCACAUGAGGUUAGUGGAGCUGUACCAGCCUGUAGCACUGCUAGGGAGGAGGCCAAGCAAAUUAGUUGACCUAGCGAAAAUGUUUUAAUUAAGUGAGGGUAGUGCAAUCAGGAACUUUCAAACAGCACAAAAUCUUAGCCUGAUUGUAAUGGUGGAGGAGGUUCCAAACCUGGAUAAAAUAGCCUAUGUUUUAAAAACUGGAGUUAUUGGUGAAAGUAAAGCGGAAAGGUCAAACUUAUUCUUCAGAUGAUUUCACAAAGAAAUGGAGUGUGGGGGGAAGUCUCAGGCAAUAAAUACCUAUUUGUUUAGGCACACAUAUGUAAAAAUUGAUGAUCUCUACCAAAUAUUAACAUGUAAUUAUUCUACCCAGCAUUUUUAUGCAGGUGGUGCAUGCCAGUUUUGGAUUUGUGACAACUGUGACACCUGAAAGUAAUGAAUAAAGUAUAAAGUAAAGGAGGUGUAGGCUUUCUGACCUGAUCGGAGGGUAAAGGGUCAUUCCACACACUUGUGGCUCCUAUUAAAGAAUAGGGACAGGAAGGGUCUGAAAUAAAUAUAAAAACAUGGGCAACAGAUUAAUCUUAACCAAGGCUACCUGACCCAACCAGGACACACCAAGAUGGAGUCAUUACUUUUUAAUAGUUGAAGAUGAUGGCCUCUUAAUGAGCUCCAGCACUAAACAUAUCAAUAUAGAUUUUUGCAGUUGAUGUGAUGAUUAUCUGACAUUUGUGGACCUUACUGGAAACAAGUAGUCACUUCUUUCAUUAAGGAAGUCUUGUGUUCUCUUUUAUGAAAUAUGCAGAUAGACCUCUCUAUGGAAAGUGGAGAGUCUUUCAUUUCCAAUGAGAGGUUACCAAAAAAGCCUAAUUAGUAGAUGACUGUCAUAGCAAUAGUGACAACUUGAGAAUGUUGAUGUUGAAUGGACAUGUUCUGUUGGUCACAAUCCGGUGACCUGUAUAAUACAUUCACUUUUAUGGGCCAGUAAUGACAAAUGAAUCCUCACACCUAUAGAUUUGCCAUUAUUUGCUUGGAUGUUAAGUUAAUGCAAUCUAACAAUGCCAAUGUAAUGAGCAUAGUGAAAACCCAGUAGCCAUGGAGAAUUAAUUAGUUUCAGUAUCCCUAUGUCCUAUCCUUGCAGUCAAAUUGAAUAGCUUUAGGAAAAUGUUUCUGAGGCAUGUGCAUAGAAACCGAGCUCUGCAUGCUAGGAAAUUCUUACUGGAAGAUGCAAGUUUUGCACAUCAUUUAUUAAAUAACCAUUUGAUGGUGCAGAGAGCAAGAAGUUUAUUGUCUGUGUGCUUGAAGGGUUAACACUCCAAUUAGCCUCUUAACCACUGUACCAUAAUAAAUUAUUGCAAGGUCUGUUGACACUAGAGAGAGGCUGGUUAAGUAUUGGAACCUGGCUCUGACUCUUAAUCAAAUCCGAGUGGAUCAAGGUAAAGGCUUUGCUAGCCUAUGAUUCAUUGGUCCCAUGGAUAUAUUUUAUCACAUUCUUUCAUGUGUUUUUUUUUAUGACUCAGACACCAACAAUUCAGUUUUCAAUUGUGUUUUAUUUACCAUUUCCAUUUUCAAAAUUGCUAUUAAAAUGUCAGCAAAGCUUAUAAAACGAAAGGAAAAAUAAUACCGCUAUUCACCCUUGCCUUUUCCAGCACACUGUCGAGUAACACUGUCACACCAUCAUGAGAAUAGUAGGAACAUACAUUACAAUUAGAGAACAGGGCUUGCCACUAACAGCUAAAUCCACCUCAUUGUUAUGUGGCGUUGCAUUUUAAAAGCAUCAUUAGAGUAGCAGACGAAUUAAUUUAAUGACCGUCUUGGAUGUUUAUCAUAGGAAAUUCUCACUUAUUGCUUUCAUGAUACCAUUAAGUCAUUUUAAUGUCUAGUAUGAAGCUAUUUUGGAAAAUAAUGUACAUUUCUAAUUAAGACUAAUAUCGUGGAGAGCAAUGUCCCCUGAGUGUUAUUGUAAUAAGCUACAUGUAUUCCCCCCUUUCGACACUAAUAGUCUCUUUAAACAAUGGUGCGCUCUCUGUGCAACAAAGAUGUACACAUUUAAUAGAUUUGCACACAAACACACACAUACACAAACACAAAAGACUUUAGGAGCUGAGGUCUACUCUUGGCAGUUUUACAUAUGUACUAAGAGGCAACCUAAAGCCCCUGUAAUUGUUCCUGAUAUAGGGAUGUGCUCUUGGUCCCAAAUCAAUCUUGUCACUCCUCAGAAAGCAAUGAAAGAUAAAGAGUACUAUUCACCUGAUUGCCUUCUUGCUCCCAGACAGCUGGUGACGCUUGUCUUGCUGAUAGCCAAGAGUCUCAGAUCUCAGGCAAGGAUAAAGAAAAGCUGGGAGCUUGCUGAAUCUAAAUUUGACAGUCGAUGGCUGUGUAGAGGGUCAGGAGGGAUAGAAUCUGUGACACGUAUGAGGAAGGAACAAAAUUUAUCUGCUCUGGUUGCAAUGAUUAGAUGUCUCGUCUGACUUUCUUACAGCUGAUGAUUGAUCAUACCCGCCAGCUGACUAAUAUCAUAAUUAACAAAGUUGCUACCACAUCUGAGAAGUUUAAUCGUAAAAUUUGCCAGCAGUAUGAUGGCAUUGUCACAAAGAUCUCUACAAUUGCUGCAUCAACCUUUGCUCUUGUGGAACUGCAGAACUAUGUAGACAAGCUACGAAGUGUUGAGAUUCUGGAGAUUAAGGUAGGUUAUGUGAUUUCUAUUUUAAUUUAUAUUUGCUGAGAUAAAUAACCAGUCAUUUAUUGUUGUCAUAAUUAGACUAUGCAUUCAUGAAUUGUUUCAUCAGCUUGGCUAAAGAAAUAUAUACUUAUAGAUGCUAUUGUCUUUUUUACCUUUUGUAAUCCAUUCUGCAUAUUUACUUUAAACACAUGAAUUCCAAUUGGAACACAUUUAUUUCUAUACACAAUAGCACCGGUGUUCAUAUUUUUUUUUUUUUUUAAUUCUAAUAUUUUUGUGAUGCCAAUAUACGAGUCUGAGUGCAUAUUAAAAAUCCUUAGCAAGUUAAUUUUGUUUGGUACCCAAUAGUUUUCUUUCCAUGAUUACAUUGGGAUAUGUUCAGUGAGGCAGACAGCCUCUCUGCAGAGUAUGUUGUGAAAAUGCCAAGAUGACAAAUGCUUAAUGAGUGUCAGCGGUGACAGUGACUGAGAAGGGGGAUCUAGCAUAUAUUAAUAGUAAUACCGCCGGUAGGAAGUUGAAGGCUAAAGAACACUUUCUGUAUUGUCACAUUUCUAGUUUAGAAGAUGAUAAGUCAAUCUGAAUUAUAAAUAGGAUUGCACAGAUAGGUUAUUCCACUUUUCUGAGGUUAUCAAGUCUAUUAUACCAAGGCUUAAAAUGCUCAUUUAUCAUGUCCUAGUUCUAAUUUAUCUUCUCAUCUAGUGGCAGCGGUUUAGCAAACAGGGUUAAAAUCUGGUCUCCAUAUUGUGCUUUAGUAUCGGUUCUCCUAUUAUAUUUUGUGUCCCUCAUUACCGUGUAGAGAGUUAGCACUUUGACAUUGGAACUUGAAUAGGAUUAUAUAACUAAGCUCAUGUAAAUUAAGCCACCCUCCCUCCCCAUCUCUUUUUAUUCAAGGCAUGAAAUGUUGACGUGCAUUGUGACAGUGGCUUGUGCCUUUCUAAGAGACAUUAAUGGGGCUUUUACUCGGUACAAGGCAUCGAGCAUGCACACAGUCUGUUAAUAAGUGUUCUCACUUCUCUCGCUCCCUGCUUGUGUAUUCAGUGUAUCACAGGUACAUUUCUUUUAAUUCUUAGGAUAAACUAGCAGUGGCUGCAGAAAAUCUUUUUUUCCUUUUGGAGUAUGCAUCUUUGUCUAAAGAAGACAUUAUCCUAAAUGGCAAUACAUUUUCUUGGCCUGAGAGGAUAAUGCCCAUCAUUACAAACAGGUAAAUAGAACAAACCAAUCUGAUUUUCUUUUUUGUUGUUUUCUAUUUCCUAUCUAAUUCUAAAGAAUUAUGAUCGUUUUCUUUCCCUUUUUUAUAGUUAGACACCCAGGGAUAUUUUAUCUUAGCUGUUUUAACCUAUACCCAAUAAUGUCUCCCAGUACGGUCAUUUAUCCUAAUGUUAUAGGUAUGAUACAUGAUCAAAAGUGAAUGUCGAUCAGAGGCUCGUAUCACAUCCGAUGCAAAGUACCUCACUUUUAGCAUUAUUUGUACAAAUGACCUUUGUAAUAGUUUCAGUGGAACGAAUAAUUAUAGUAAAAAUGUUAAUGGCGGAUUGGCUUAGUACAUUAGCUAUGCACGGUGAAAACAGUGACAUUUUUUAAUGCAUUGAAAUGUGCUAGAAUAUAUGUCCUGCAAGUGACUGAAGCUCCAGCCAUUUUAGUGAAGAUUAAAUUUGAUUGACCUUUGUUAGGGUGAUUAACCCAUUUGAAAUUAAAAGCCGGCUCUAAAUUAUUCUGUCCAAUUUAAAUGCAAACACUGGGGGGAAAAAAAAAGUAGUAUUUCACUCAAGUAUAUAAAAAGAAGAAUCCAAUUCUCCCACCCACCUCCUCCUCCUUUUUUAUUUUUCCUCCCUCCCGAUCAUUUUGUCAGUGAGACACGACUGCAGAGGGAGCAUGACGGAGCUCUUCUUAAGCUGUCUCGAUGGCAGAAGGAGUUCACUGAGCGCAUAGCUGAUGUAGCCAUUGAGGUGAAAGAAUUUCAGAAGAAAGAACGGAUGUCAGAAGCCAGUGCCUAUGUACAGAAACUCAACACCAUCAACGGGAAAAUACAGGAGUUUAUUGAAGAGGUAAGACCUACAGUCGUUAAUCACUGUAGAAAUAAGACAAUAUAAUUCAUUGUUUUUUGUUUAUAAAUUAUUUGCUGAUUUUCUGCUGGGGUUGAUUUCUUUCUGAAUUGUUUUAAUAUUUGUUUUAAAAGCCAUUUAUAUUAUUUUUUUGUUUUUUUGCAUUUUUUUUUUAAUUUUUCUCUUGUUAUGCGUUCUUGGUUCUUUAAUGUAUAUUUAAGUUGCUUCACCAUAUAUAAAAAAAAAAAAAAUUGUAUUUAAAAAAAAAAAAAAACGUGUUGUAUGUAAAAGUGUAGACAAGUGAUGGGAAUGAGCAUUCCACAUAAUUAGAACAGAAAAUGCUGUGAUGUUGAGCCUGCUGAAUGAAUGUUGUGUUUUGACAGGCUGCAUCAUUCAGUUAAAGAAUGAAUACAGCACACAAAAGCAGAGGGAAAGAUAUCCACUAUAAUUUAGCUAUAGUUUUAGAAAUGCUUUAAAUGAGAACUGUUUUAUUACACCUUGGCUGUUGCAUUACAACACAUCGUCUACACAAUAUUUUUUUUAAUUAUUAUUAUUUCAAAGGGAAAAUAAUCGUCAGCUGUAUUGGUAUCAGGUGUAAAAGCGUAAACAGGGGAAAAUCUCUCAUUUAAAAGCAUUGGAAUAUUAUGAAUGAACAUUGUGACUUACUCAUUUUUGGUACCGAGUGGCUGUUUUCUGUAAGCCUCUUUAAAUAAUGAGACAUUUAACUCGCCUUGAUGGUGGUCUAAUGUGUUAAAAGAAAACAAGCCAAAGUAAAAUGUUAGACUGUGCAUAUUCGAUUUAAUAUUAAAAAAAUUAUAGUUAUGUCAGUGUCACACUACAUAGUCAGAAUCUAUUUCAAAUUACUUAUGCAUUAAAUGUUUUUAGAAAACAGACUUCGUUUAUACCCUUCGUUUCCUGAUUUGUGUUAUAAGCACUAUGUAGCUACUUCCUGGUUAGUUAGUGCUGUGGGGAAUUACGUCUUCCAAAUAGUGCUAAUAGUUUUGCACUAUUUAAAAAAAAGAAUUAUAUGUAUAUGCUUGUUUUUAUGUACGUCUAUAUAUAUGUAUCUGUCUGUCAGUCUAUCUAUCUUUUUGUCUGUCUGUCUGUCUUCCUGUUUGUCUGUCUGUCUCUCAUCAUAUCAUUGAAAGAGAGAGGCAACAACCUAAGUUUACAUUGAUUGUUAUUAAAACACAUGUAUCAUAGUUUGAAAUUGCAUUUUAUUAUCUAACAUUUGCUGGCCUUUCUAGUCUGUUGUAUUUUUCUCUAUACAACUGGCUGUGAUGUUUCGCUGGCAUUCUUUAAUAUUCAGUCAAAUUCUGUCUCAUCCUCUCACAAAAAAAAAACAGCUUCUAUGACAUCUCCAGGAAAUUGAAAAGUCAGUUUAGUUUAAUGGUUAGUGACCACCAUUUGCUAUUUCUCCCAUUAUUCUUACCAUGACCAAACCAUAUUAAUUUGCUCAAAUAGUCAUACGCUACUAUCUGUGAAACCAGUUGAACCCCUAUUUUGGUCACUUGAUCAAUGAAUUCACAUCUCAGGAAUGUAAUAUACCUUUAUAAAGAUAUGAGAGCUUUUUUACUGCUCAGCAACCCCAAUAGUUGUUAAUUACAGGUAAUAACCUUGUGUGUCACUGUAUGAGGAAUGGGUAUUGACCACCUUAAUGAUGCUCACUAUUAUAGUCUAAUACAGGGCUGUCAACUAUUGCUAUUCUUUAAUACCAUUGCAUUAUAGGCAUACAAAACACAAAAGAUAGAAUGUUUCAUUAAAAUGACAUUGUUCUUGGUUUUUAUUUGAACCCUGUGGUUAACAUGACACUAAUCUUGUCUUAGCAGGCCUACUUCUUUAACAAGUCCACUCUUUGUCUAUUCUAGAGGGCAAGAAUAAAUCAAGAGGAACAGCUUCUUGAAACUGGACAGAUAACAUCAUUCCACCAAAUCCAAGAGAUUUGUAAAGCAAAGGAGCCUUAUGAGAGACUAUGGACCACUGUAGUUCACUUUACCAGGUGCUAUGACAAAUGGAUGAAUGGCCCACUGCUAAAAGUCAAUGCAGAGGAAGUGCAGGAGGAGGUAAGCCUUUGGAGACAUGUAUUAUGGGGAAGGGUCGAUGAAGUAUUUCUGGCAUCAAAUGUUUCAAUAUUAGUCCAGUGACAGCUACUGCUUUACUGCGCUCAGUGAUGAACAGAUCUGCUGUGCCCUAGACAGGGCUUUGGAGGUGGAAGAGCCACAUCUGAGACCCAUGUGCGACAAUCAUUAAAACAUCUGGGGAGGAGAAAAUGCUAGUUUAAUUGGGCUAUUUCUUCAGAUUUGUGUGUGAUGAAAACCCUUACCAAAAUGUAGUCAGAACUAUGGCUGCUAAUGACUUACCAUGCUUGAUUUGCUAUUGAAUAUUGGAAUAUUGGAAUAUAUUUAGUUGUAUCGGAGGCCCGCGGUAUGGCAAUGUUUGCCUUUGUGUAACAAUAUUUAGGGCCUUCAAAUUGUUACGAUAGAAACUUCUAAUUUACAGCUUUUAUGUAAAAUUUCUUUAAUAUGGCACUCACUUGCAGGAGAAUUUACUGUAAUAUGUUGUAGCAACCAGUGAAGCAAGUUUUAGAAUAGUAAUGUUUAACACAGCUUUGGAGCUCCUGCAAAAAUGAAUAUAUUGUAAUGCAGUAAAAUAAGUACAAUAUUGGCUUACGAUGCCGAAUAUUAGCCAAUGAUUGAAAAUAUGAUAACUUUUAUGAUAACAAUUAAAAAAAUUUUAAUAAAACAGUAACACCUUUUAUAAAAAAAUGUUUGACAUCAGGUGCAGAGUUUAUGGAAGACAAGUUACAAGUUGACAAAAAUGUUUUAUCAUCCGGACUUACAUGGACCUAUGAAAAUAGCUACCACCGUUAAGACUCGUCUCGAAAAGUUUAAACUCAAUAUGUCUAUUGUAUCAGCUUUGUGUACACCGGGGAUCAAAGCAAGACACUGGAGCGUAAUGAGUGAAAAGGUAUAGUAAAUUGCCAUUUUGUCAUAUACUACUGUGACAAAUAUAUAUUCAGUUCCUGUUUUUGUACUGGAAAAUGUAUGUUCUGCGUUUGUGUUGAAGAAAAAGCUUAAUCAAAUCAGGCUGUGCUGUUAUAAAAGGCUAUUAAAUGCUCUAUAGAUAUAAAUGUCAAGCAGCACUGUUCUCCACUGGAGUACCUGCACCAUUAAAAUUAUUCACGUAUGGGUUAGAAAUGAUUUGUCAUGCAUACUGUGUGUUUUUAAGCUCGGCUUACUUUACUGAUGUAUAAGGAAUAAUACUACUUAUUUUUUUCUCAGCUGAGUAUUUUAAAUCAAGAUUUAUAAGACUAAAUGUAAGUUUAUUCUGUCCUAUGUGCCAAUUCCAAGAAAUAUUGGCCUUGUUUGUUCAACUGGGUGAUUAUCAGGGGAAUUCCAAUUGUAAUUUGGCAUGUGCACAUAACUCCCGCAAAAUACAUUCAAAUAAUUUAUAAUUGCUACUACAUAAAUUUUGAAGGGAAAAAUUGCAGAUUUCUGCUAAUAAAAUGCAAUUAAAUACUCAGCUUCAGUUUGUCAGUCUUGCUUAUGCAUAUUGUUCACACAUGUACAGUGUUUUUUUUUUGUUUUUUCAUUUUUAGUGUCUUGUUUAAGAAAAUAGGCUCUUUCUUCUGCGAUUAUAGCCAAAGAUUCCAGCUCAUCCCUACCAAAUUAUAGACUUUUUGCAUAAAUGGGCCUAAUUACCUGAAUUCAGUUUUGAUUAGCAGUGUUAAUUGAUGCAGCUGUGGAUGCUAUCUGUUUACCUAAAUUACCAUGUGCAAACAGCAAUAUGCCUGAAAGUGAAUAUGCUAAACUGAAAAUACUAAUUAGUGGUGGCAGAUUGUUAUUCAAGUCCCAUCUUUAAACAUUUUAAUGAAAGCUCAGAUGUGUCAUGGUUUUAUGAUAUAGAGAAAGAACAUUUUCUAUAUUCCAUAUGAUUUCUAAAUGUAAUUCUUAGGAACAGAUGGGUCGUUGCAUGGGGUCCUUCCGCACUGCUUGUAGUGUCAGAGUUAAUGUUUCCCUGCCCGAUACAUAUUUCAUUUUCUUCUUAAUAUUUAUGAUACUGUAACAUUUUGUCUGUCUUACUUGUCUGUAUCUGGCCUGGUCUCUUACGAUUAUAUUAAAGACAAAUAGUCCUAGGCAUUUUAUGGUAAGUUUUACUACUUUUUGUCAAGCUUCAUAGGGGUGACCUUCAGUACUUAGAGAAACUAAUAACUUUAACCUCUCACCCAGCACCAGUGAGACACUGCGGAAAUAUGUCUAGGCUACAGUAAAUUGGUUUCAAAGCCUAUACUGUGCUUUGUUGCAUUUUGUUCUAAUCCACUCCUGACUUCUCUAGACUCAGAUGCUAAAUACAAUUUAGCUCCUGUAGAGUGGCAAGUCAGGAAAAGUGAAUAUGAAACAGAGAAUCAAAAUGAUGUGUUUAUCAGUACCCCCUAUCGACUGAAGAAGCAUAUACAUAUAAUCUGUCCCAGUCUGUCACUUUUGCUCUUUUAUAAAGAGUUCACACAGUGUUCUGACAUUGAAAUGAUGUCCUGUGGCCAUGAAUGAAGAUGCUUCGACUUUGAAACUGCAGCGUUAUUAUGUGUUUUCUCAUUGCAAGGUGUACCAAUAAUGGGUUCUUUGUCAUCGUACAAGUAAAGAUGAGAAUGCCAAAUUCUGAGCCUAUUAAGUAUUGAUCUAAAUACCAGCUAAGUAGAGUCACAGUAUAUUAUUUUUAAAAGUAUACUUAGCUUACAUGUUGACUUGCAAAAGAAAAAAUAAAAGAGCUUGACCUUCAGCCAUGUAGAGACACAAAUGCAAGUAUUAAAUCAAAUAAUUGUAGAUGGCAUGCAGAACUAGAACAUAUGUAGCAAAAUCUAUUGUUAACACUUCUCAUAGAUGAUCAGUUUCCAGUAAAAGAAUUAUGACAAAGAGCUUUGAGCAAAAGGCCUAGCAAGUUGGACGUCCAACUUUACCACCAAUGACAUCCCAAACUACUCUAGUCAGGCUUUCCAUUUUUCUUAAUGGGUCGAAUUCCCAACUUGUUUUUUAUUGUAUGCUAUCUUCUGCACUUGAAAACAACAUAAAUAUUGGAAAAGAUGUACAAUUAAUUCUCAUGUAAACUGAGGUUUCCUAGGUGUGUAUGUUACCUUUUGGCAUGGAGGCAUUGAAUCUAUUCAAUGGACUUGAGUUGGGUUUUAUCACGAUGGUCAUUUAAACAUAUCUAGCCUUUAGUUCAGCUGCUAUUCGGUAUUAUGUUUUGACAUUUGUCACGUUAAUAUUUACUUCUUGCUCUUUCUUAUCUUAGUCCCAUAUCUUCACAUCUGGUAUUUCCGCUUUUCUUCAGAUGUUUCCUUGCUUGCUUUCAACAUAAUACCCUAAUGUGGUCACUUCUCAAAACAUUAUUGCUCAUAGAUUAUCAUUCAGUUGUAGUUGUUCUUUAUAUUGAAUGUAUCAAAUCUAACACAGCAAUAAAAAGAGAAAGCUAUAUUUGAAAUAUGUUGUAUGUUAGCAGUGAAGAUCCCAUCUACCAUGUUUGUUUGAGGGUUUAAUCGAUUUUACUGUCUUUAUUUUUGGUGAAAGGUUAUUACGAUAUCUACUUUAAAAUACUAAGAAAUACUCGAGUUGUUACGUGAUGUAACUGGUUUCCAGUUUCUAAUGGCCUUUGAUGACAAUUAGUGUACCAGGAUUGGAGAAUCAGAGAAUAGUAAUUGAAGUAUUUAAAAUGAUUGUUUUAUUGUCAUUAUGUGCUUUUCAAAACACACCAAAAAUCAAAGCCUGACUUGGAAAUUCUUUAACAUAAUAAUAUGAGUUCAUGCCAAAUCCACAUUUGCUAAAAAAUAUUUGCUUAUCUCUUUUCUAUUCUAAUAACAGUAGCAUUUGCUGAAGGGCAUGUUUAGUUAUGGUGGAGAUAGCUCAUAUGGAAUUAUAAGAAAUAUAGCUCACAUAAGCCCUGCUGAUACCAGUUGCAUAAGUUAUCAUUUAGGCCAAGGUACAUUUUUAAGAUUUUUUUUUUUUUUUUUUAAUAUUCUGAAACUGCUUCGAUUUGACAAUACAUGCACAUUUUAUGAAAGGAAGGCUUCUAUAUUGUCUUUGACUUAGAAAAUAGCUUUCAAUUUUCUUUUGCAUGACAGGCAGUUGUAUACAUGCUAGUUUCUAAUACUUAUAGAAAAAAAGAUAUAUGUGAGAUUGUAAUAGAAAUGUAUUCUCCCCCAGAUGACAGUAAGAUGCAAUGCCAUUUAAUUAUUUAUCAGCAUUGGUAUAUCUACUUCUGGUGAUACAUCAUUGUUAAAAAAAACUCAGUCUCAAAGGAAAAUUCAUAUUAAAAUCAUUCUUCUUUCAAAUGCUACCACCUGCUGUUUCCAAAUGGCCAAUCUGACAGGUGUGAGUGACAUCACAGGAUGUGAUAGUUAAACAGCAGACACAUCUUGAAUACUAAAAUCGACUUUACAUAAAGAACAGCAUUGUUGAAAUUUGGUCCACAAUUCAAGGUUAACUUAACUGUAGUUUUCAUGAUUCCAAUAAGGAUAAAGACAUCUCAUUGAAGAGAACCCAUGAUUUAUCAAAGCUAAAACAAUUUCUAUAACAAUACGCUUCUUUGUAUUAUUGAAAAAAGAUUUAGAUAAUUUCAGAAUAUGGAACAGUUAACAUCUUAUAUCUAAUCCAGAUUACUGAGAGAAUCUUGAGUACUGCGUUUAGAAUAUGAAGCACAUAUUCAACAGUUGCAUCAAAGUUUAAACUAAUGAUAAAAAAUAUCACCCUAAAAAAUAACCGAUUCAAUAGUGAGAUAUCUUAAUUUGCUCUGCACUAACUGUAGAACAUGUUCAACCCUCGGUAUGUCAGAUUCUAUUCCUGGCAGGGUUAUCUUAGUUUUGAAUCCUUCUGAAAUUGAUAAAAUGAGUUUGAUGUGCACAAUGUGGCAAACUUAAACAAGAUAUUAUUUUUCCUCGAAAACAUUUUCUGAAAACUAGGGAAAAUAUACAAUUUAUAGGAGUAUAUGCAAGAGUAUGUGCUAACAGUUUAUUUUGUGUUUAAGCAGUGUUUAGUUGAUAGUCUGUGCCACUAUAUUCCUCUAUAGGGUGCUAAACAUUUUAAAUCCUUACUUAUUUAGCAUUCAGAUAAAAUAUACAGUUUUUAAGAUGCAUGCUAUCACAUACCCUGUACCAAAGCUCAAAAUGUCCACUCUCCACUAGCCUUUGGCAAGUCCUAAUAAAUAGAAAUUCACUCUGGGUUACUGUCCCAAGCUUGUGAUGAUGAAUAUCUUUUGGACUUGCAGGCCUCGGUGCAGGACCUGGCAUUUUGAUGCCCUUCCAUUCACUCUCAUGUGAUUAUUUUAUCUUGUAUUUAUAUAUAAACCUGAAGGACUCUCUUGUUGGUAGCAGUGAGAGACCUUCAAAGGUGGACUCUCCAACUGUCUCACCAACUGUUGCUGAUUGGCUGAAUCGCUUACAUCUAGCCUAGUCGUCCAUUUUAAUGGUAACAUUUACCUUUAAAGAAGGACCGGUUAAAACGGAACUCUAACAUUACUCUAGUUAUUGCUAAAAGUUGUUUUCCGCAAUAGAUGAUAGUUAAGAAUUACUAUUUUGUUCAAUGUGUUGAAACAUUCUGCUUUCUGCUUUACACAAUACCCGCAUUUUAAGAUUAGAAACGUAUUAUGCAGUAAAGCAAUUUUAGUACUGGAAUUUAGUACUAAAUGCAUUAGUUUUAUUUUCAAUACAUUGAAAACUAACAUACAAUUGAACCAAAAGUAACUUUUUAGACCAAAUGUCAAGGGGUUCACUUAUUGAACUCCCAAUGUAGGCACGUGCUAUAGUCUAAACCUUAGGAGAGAGUUGAGUGCAGUUGGAGUGGACCUUGAUCCAUAUAGCAGCUUUCAUUUUCUCAGAGUUCACAGCACGUUUUCGACAUGCUUAUUAGCAGGGUCCCAAACUGCUGAAGAACCCCAAAAGGACGUAACUUACAAAGUUCUCCUGAUUUGCGCCCAUUGAUUUUUUAUUAAUGAAUAGAUGACAUUUUAACCUGGAAAUGUCUCACCUUUUUUGUCCACUUGACUGCUUUCUGUAUUUAAUGACCUAGUUUUUUUUUACCAUUUAAACAAGCCAUUUAGCUGUUUUGUAUUUAGUUAAUUCUGAUUUCUGUUGCCGCUGUAUAGAAAACCAGUAACUGUACAGAUUUAUAAAGAGUCAAUGAAUAAGAGGCCAAUGAAAACAAUUUAUGGAAUUCCAUUUCCAAACUGAUGAAUUAGCAGUGGAUAAUAGCAUCCGAGUUUCUUGCGUUGGCUUUACAGCUUGUCAUUCUUUGUGAUUUAUUUCGCUCCAUAGGUUGGGUUUAACAUCAUUCCUCAUGAAGGCAUCUCUCUUCAGGAAGUUUUACAACUUGGCCUUGAAAAAUACCUUGAUGAUUUAAGCCAUAUCAGUUCUCAAGCCAGCAAGGAAUAUGCUCUGGAAAAAGCCCUUAAUAAAAUGAAGGCGGAUUGGGAGAAUGUCUGCUUUAUAUUUAUACCCUACAAGGACAGCAAUACCUACGUCCUGGCAGCUGUGGAUGAGAUUCAGGUACUGCAUUUACAUAUUGAUUUUUCUCAGUGACAGCAAAAUGCGUCUAUUUAUGAAAUAGAUCUGAAGCCUUAAAGAAUCAAUGUCUUUCAAUGCAUGGCUUGAUAGAAUGUUAAUUGCCUAUUGUGCUGGUUUUAAGGGGCUAAAAUGACUGUUCCUAAACCUCCAAAUCUAUGUUUGCAUAGGUUUACUAAUACACUAAUGUAUUUUUCUUUUGUUUUAUUACUAUUCUUUAUUUUUUCAUCUUUUUAAUGUGUUUUAUUUAAUACGCUAUGUUUUCACUUGUAUUCUUUUAAGAAACGCAAGUCAAAUGAUUUGUUACACUUGCUUAUCAGUUCCAUGAUUUAAUUGCUUUGUUGAUGACAGAGUGUAAGCAUAUUUUAGACGAACCUGAUUUUAUUGGAAUUCUGGCUUCUGGAUGUGCUUCAGCAAUGUAAUAACCCGGAAAACAUUUCAUAUUUGUGCAAUUAAAUCGAAAUUAUCUCUUAGCACCUUCCAAUGCAAAUUCUAUUGGGCUGAGGCCUGGAAACUGGGCAGGACGGCUCAUUGCGUUGAGUUUUCCAUCAUUAAUCUUUAAUGUGUGAGCUUUACACACUGCUUUAGUGCUCCAUUUGGGAUGUUUUAUAAAUAGUUUAUACAUUGUAAACCAGGGGUGCCUAAUAGGCAGAUAUCCAGAUGUUGUAGAACUUCAACUCCUAUAAUGCAUUGCAUGCCUUUAGAAUAACACAGCAUCAUGGUUUAAAAACAUCUGGGGAUCUACCUUCUGGGCACCCCUGUUGUAAACCGUUGUCCACAAAACCAAGUUCCCAAAUGUAUUUAGACAUAGACUGGUUCUGGGGAAAAAAAGUCCUAUAUACAUAUAUAAUUUUGUUGUUUUUCCCAUUCCUGGCACCAUAACCAUAACUACACACUAUGGUGGUUAUGGUGCUUGGAGCAAUCCUUUAACUCAGCCUUGGCUCAACAGCUAUAAUUUCAAGAACUAUUGCUUUAUAUGAAAUGUAUAUUUAUAGUGUGUGCAGUUUUGUGAGUGUGUGCAAUAGGCUCCCUGCUCCCUGCUCCCUGCUGUUCUUUCCUUCCCACCCACUUACGUUUUGCAGUAAUCAGUAAUGUGAGUGUUCCUGAUCAAUAAUUUCCUAGUCAUUACGGACAUAUUACAAGACAAUAAAACCAAUGUGUUAAUCAAUUUCUGCUUGGUGGCUAAAGCACCCAUUGGAAACAUUACAUCCUCAGGCUCUCUCUCUGCUCACAGCAUUAACACAGUCAUAAUUCAAAGUGCCAAAUCUGUAGCUGUCAGCAAAGAAAGAUAAAGGACACCUUUAAAAUAGUUGACUUCCCGUGACAUUAUCCUCUUUAUUGCUGGCAUACUAAAAUAAAAGCACAUGCAACUUUUAAAUACACGCUUUAAAUACUGCUACUCAAUUACAUAAAACCAGAUCUAUUUUUUUUUUUUUUUUAAUAUACUGCACUGGUAAAUGCAAACCAUUACAACAAUAUGGGCAAUAUGGGAAUAAUGACCUAUACACUGCUUGUGGCAAUGGUCAGACUGUACAAUUGCUUCAGUGUCGGAAUGCUGAAAGACACAGCAGUAUUUUAAAGGAAGACUCCAUGUAUGUGUCAGUGGUUAUGGCGCCAAGAGUGCCCUAGCACCUACUAUUGUAAGCAGUCAAACUGUUUGCUAACAGUUUGCUUCUCUCAACCGGUCGCCUCUCUGGAGAGUCAGAAGCUUCUUCUGUUGGCUCUCCUGACCUAAGCUCUGCAGUGCAGGACCGGCUGAUAAGAGCUUCCGUUGAUCUCUCUCAGCCAAUAGGCUAAGCCAUGGAUUUCCAGGCUUGGCACAGAGCUGAGAACUUCUGGCUGCAGAGACACAGGAAGUAGCACACAGAAGACCCCAGUUAUGAAGUCAAACAGGGCGAUUCAUGAAAAUGAGGAUUCAAAGUGAAUUCUAAGUGAAUUUUAAAUUUAUACAUGAAAGCCAAACUGGAAAAAAUCUCUAAGUCAGUUAUGCUUCCUGUUUGAAAUUCACUUUGAAUUCAUUUUAACGUUAUAUAAGGUGAGGGGGUGCCAGGGCACUCCUGGCACCUUAACCACUAUAAAGCACUAUAUUUUUUAAGGUGCUUUGAACAUUUCUUUAACACAGCAUUGGCUGAACAGCGAUGAUUUCAAGAACUAUAGCUUUAUAUGAAAUGUCCCUGUAUAGCUAGAUUUGAUUACUGUUCUCUGAAUCCACAAUGGCAGAAAACAAAUACAAAUGGUUAAUUAACUUACAUAGUGGCAGAUAUGAUGAUGCCACAGAACCAAAUUUUGUGAGCUUCUGUAUGUUCUUAUAAAAAUAUUUACAAUCAAAUACUAUUUGCACCCCAAAAAGUAGACAGUAACACAUAUCCCUCUAUUUAUGGAAUAAUGCAUGUUAAUGGUUUUUAGUUUUUUUGCCAUCCCAGUUUUCAACCCAUCUAUCCCUGAACCUUGAAGUCAAUUUAAAAUGAUUAGACCUGGCAUCUCACAAGCAUACCCUACUAAGGCACACCAAAGUAAUACUGCACACAACAUUUUUCCCUGACCUUUUUCAAAUUACAUUUAAGUGUCAAGGGAAUUUCUCAGUGACUAGAAGAUAAUAAGGUUCAAUCCGUUUUGCUGUUUGGCUUCAAAUUUGUCUUCUGAGAAACUCUAAGUUAUCAAUUCUUUUCAUCUCAGCCUUGAAUUUCAUUCAUCUCUAUAAUCCAGGUAUCUAAGCAUUUCUCUUCUUCCUUAUUUCUCCCUUUUCCAACCUCUUCAAGGUUUUGCUAGAAGAUCACAUUGUGAAGACUACAACCAUGAAAAGCUCUCCGUUUAUUGCACCAUUCGAAAAAGAAAUAUUAGCAUGGGAGGCUAAGCUGGUAUGUUGCCUUUUGAGAAGCUCUUGUUGAAUUUAAUUAGCUUUUAGAUUCCAUCUCCAUCCCAUAUCUCAGAUUACACCGCCCAAUAAGAUUCAUGCUUCACUUGUUCCCAUUGUGCUAAACUUUUCAAAGUUGGCUUUGCAAUCAGCAUUCUGUAGAAUAUUAAGAAGGGAAGAAGUAUUACAUUCUUUAUGUUAAAUUGAUUUCACUUUAGUUUUGAUUAUGUGAGCCUAAAUGGAAUAGGCACAGUCACUGGGUAACAGAGUGAAUCAUCCAAGUGAAACAUACAUAGAGGCAGCUGUGCUGGCUCAUUCGUCUCUGUGCUUUACUGGGUUGAAUCUGUGAUUUAAAAGGAAUAUGUGAAAAGUUUAAAUGUUGCUACUAUACUCUUAAGUGGAAUUGUAUCAUGUUUUUCUUGGUGGCCGUAAUUAAUAUGUACCAGCUGUACAUAUUGCUUGAGAUUAUAUAUUUUUUCUAUUAUUAUUUACAUAGGGGCUUUUGCAAAACAUUUUGGAAUCUUGGCUGAGGGUUCAGAUGGCCUGGCUGUAUCUAGAGCCUAUUUUUGGGUCAGAGGAUAUACGUAACCAAAUACCGAUAGAAGGAAAGAAAUUUGAAAUUGUUGAUGCCAACUGGUAAGUUUACUGACGCGUCUUUUAUAGAAUCAUUUUUUUAUUUUUUUUGUGGAUGACCUACUGUAUGGCGGAAUGUAAAUCAGUUCAAAUCUAAACAAAGAAACAUAUAUUUUGAUGUCAAAUGAGAUAAAAUAGUCACUUUACACAUUUACGUUCAUGAAUCUUGAGUUUAUUUUCUCCUUAAGUCUGUUAGUAGUUCUUUCAUAUUAACAUGAACAUUUAACAAUAAAAUUCCUGGCUCGCCAAUCCCAUAAACUCUCCUGGAGCAAGAUGGCUGCCUUCUGCCAUAUUUUUUUUAAUAUACACUGGGAAUGAGUAUAUAAAAGCCAGUUGUGAAUAUAAGGUUACACUUUACUUUUCUUAACAUGCAUAAUUAAAAUUGUAAUAGGUGUUCUUUUAUUUUGUUAUGAGAUUGAAUACUCUUUGGUAACUUCCACAGUCAGCUUCCAAAACAAUCACGAUUCUUAAAUAAAAUAAGAGGGUUCUGUUAUACCUAGUGUAUGCACAGAUGAGAGGGAGUCUAACUGACACUGAGUCGCUCACACUAGAAACAAAUAGGGAUUCACAAAAACCUAUAGACAAUAACAAGAAAACAACACUCUAAGAAAUCACAAUAUUCUAAUCUCUGUAGAUUCCGUGUGAUUUUUUUUACUCUCGUACCAAGCCAUUAUCACGAGUCAGCUCCUGGUUUUCGCGCACUAUUUCUUAGAAUGUUAUUUUCUUGUUACGAUUCUUAAAUCGUUUUUUUUUUUCUGCUACCAUAUGCUUGUUAUAAUGGUCAGGGUAGAAAAGUUACACCAACAAUGAACCAAAACCAGUGUUUAUUACAUAUCUCCAGUUGUUUGAGAUCUCACUCAAUCACCCCCUUAUUCUCUUUAUAUUUUACCAGUAGCUGCAAUGUUCCUUUAUUUUUUCCUAGCCAUCACUUCCAAAUUCCCCCUGCUACCUCUUGUCUCAAAUCUGCAUUAUAACCCUUAGAUUGUAAGCUCAUAAACUAGCUUCAAUGGCUAGAUCUCAGGUCAAGGUCAGGGCCCUUUUUACCUUUUGUAUUGGUCUGUGUAUAUUGUACUGUACUUGUAGCACUGUGGAAUAUAUUGGCUCUUUUAAAAAAAAAAAUUAAUAAGUGCUGGUAAUAUUAAUAAUAAUAUUUAAAUGGUGAAAAUUGUGAUAGUGUGACAAGGCUGCUGGCUAUGUAUGUCUAGUCUGGCCGCAAUCAUCAACAAGAUCCGAAUUAACUUUUAGCUGAAAGGUUUGCAUUUAAAAUUCACAAUAAUAAAUGUGUGUAAUGUUCAAUAUUUCGCUAAAUCCAAUGCAUUUGCAUUGGAAUAAAGCAAAAUGAGAGCAGCUGCACAAUAUUUUGAUAAUUGUACUGGACCCAACAGACAGCUGCAAUAUACACUGAGUAACAAUUCUAACCUUUUUUAUGACAAUCUUCAUAAAUUAAAGAACUACAUACACUUCAGCUUUGAUUUCCCACCCGAUUUUCUUUGGAGCCUUUAUUUUUUUGCUUUGCUCUUUUAUACCUCUCUUUUUUGUUCUAAAUCCUCCUUCAUUUCAUAAUUAUUCUGUUUCUACUGAUGCUCGCAAAAGACAUCAGACACCAAAGUCAUUAAUUUUCUGUUAGAAGACUUUCUUUUGGUAGAGAACCUUUGAAGUUUCGAAUUUUAAGCAGCUAAAGUUAUUGUAGUCUGUAUUUGUCUCGGCUAGCAUUUAAUAAAAAAUUUCAAGAAAUAAUUUGCAUGUGACAUAUUUCACCUUACGAUUUCCAAGUUGUAGGAAAUAAAUCUGCAGAGUUGAAUACAUCGAUGGGAAAUAAUAAUUGGUUUUGCUGAACACCGCUUCUCUUUUAUGGAGAGAACAUGUAUCCUGGAGUUUAGAAUGGCGAUCUGAUUUAUUAUUUGCAUAGCAACCAGUAAUACAGUUAUUAACAUAUCUAAAAAAAUAAAAAAAUUGCAAUAUGGAACAUAAAGAGUUAUAAUGCCAGUGAAGGAUUUCAGUAUUUCAGUGGUAUUUAACUUGCAUACUCAUUGCUAUUCCUGGUGCUGUCAGAUAAAAAAAUAAUUGAACAUUAUUUAUAUGCAGAAAAUGACAUACAGUAUGUUGUGUUGUACUUUGACAGAUUCUACAACAAGAUUCUAUAUUGAAUUAAGCUUAAAAGAUCUUGACAGGAACCUGUGCUUUAGUAGAGUGUUAUGAAUGGUGAGCUUAGAAGAUCGCUGGACUCUUUUCUUUACCAAAAUACAAAAUGUUAGACAUUUUUUCUCAAACUGAGCAAGUCGUUUUCCCUCGUCCAAGCCCCGUGCGCAAGCUUGAUGUGGGAGAAUUUUUGUUGGUCUUAUGUUACUGAUAACGUACAAUAUGAAAACUAGCAGAUAGUUACUCAGGACAGACAUGCUAGUUGUUGUAAAGUGUUAGUAGGAAAAUUAAACAGAACUCUGCUCACGUCGCUAGACUCAAACGAUUAUGCUCUCUUGGUAAUGUGACUGUCUGUUGACAGGUACAUUAUUUUACUACUUUACUUUUUUUGACUCAAAGCUUGCGGUACCUGUGUUCAUGUUAAACUAAAUAAAAAGUGCCAUUCGACAUGUUGGCAAGGCAUCAUGGUAGUUAUUUUAGAACAUCUGGGGAUCUACAUGUUAGGAGCCCUGUUUUGGAGGAUCUUGCAUAAACAUGAAUUAAGUGUAUAUAUAAUUUUAAAAAAAUAUUGUGAAAUAUUGUGAAAUGAGAAAAAAAAAUCCUGUUAUUUAAUGUAAUAAUUAAAAUAAUUGCAGGUUUUCAUUUCCUGCUCUUUUGGUGCCUUUCAGGCUACCCAUAAGAAGGAAUUGCCCAAAUCACUUUUAGGUGACUUUAAUUACUUGCGUACCACAGGUAUAUGUUGGGUUAUGAAAGGCUGUAUGGUGUACUACAUCAAUAGCAGCAUCUCCAUGGCAGGUUAAUUGAAAUAUGAUGAAAAGGCAAGACUGAAUGUAACAGUGGGGAUAGAAUAGAGCACAGGAUAACAAUAAAUCAUUUUAAAAUAUAAUAUUUUUUCAGAAAGGAACAAUAUAAACAGAUUUGACCAAAAUAAGCUAUUGUACCAUAAAUCUAAAUAUGUACAAUGAAAGUUGCCCUUUAAAGUGUUUUCAAAAGGAUUUAUUUUUACAGAUUCUUUAGUUAACAUAUGACUUUGAAGACUCAAAGGAAAUAAGAUAAUAUAAAAUAAAAAAAAUUAAACGCGAGUUUAGUAUAAUUCUAAGCAUUCCUAAUUCUCUUUGUCAGAUCUGUGACUGGCACACUGUCAGCCUUUUGCUAAUGCUUAGUGCAUCAAUACACAUUGCACUAUUUAUUAUCUUACUUAAAGCAGAUCUCUCAUUUUUUUUUAACAUUGGCAUGUCCCAAACCACGCCGUAGUUGACCUGUUUAUUUUGGUUUUUUUUAACAAUGCUUAUUUUCAAAGUUACACAAAUGAAACGUUUCCCAAUGUAUAACCUGAAGGUUGACAAACAUUUAUUAAUGGUCAACUUUAGUCAAACUCAAUGGCUCUUGUCCACUUUGACAUUGGCUGUCUAAUUCUGAACUAAUCUCCCUCCUGUGCCAAGUCACUACCUCAGACAGCACACCACUGAUUCUCAAUGUUGAACCUUGAUCGAUCUUGAGAGUCAGUUGAGGUCAGUGGAAAUUGCCGCAUGCCCUAAUGGGCAUAUACAUUAUUUGACGCACAUGCCCAGGUAUAAGAAGAUGACACUAUUUACAAGCGCUGCCAUCUUAGCAACUUUAAGAUGGCAGUGCCUAGAAAGAAGACUGGGACGGACUCAACAACUGUUUAAAAUGGUGAGUAAAUCUAACUCCAAGGUCAGACGUGCUUAUGCUAGGCUUAAGGACGAUUGGAGGAAUAUAACCCCUUAGAUUAGAACUAAGGGAACCAUAUUGUGACAGAUCCACUUUAACUUCUCUGUUAUAUGACUAUGCAGACUCAAUGUCUGAAAAACUGCAAGGCCUGUACUUAUAUAUUAUUGGAAAGUUAUAUACUUGAAAUUAUUAGUCUUUAAAGUCUGUAGCUGGUGGUUAUGGUGUAAAAAGUCACCUGGCAUCAUCUCACACUAAGAAGUUCAAAGAGUUUGACAAUUACCUGAGAUCCCUCAGACAUUUAUAAUCUGUCCUAUAUUCUGUGAUAUCACUAAAGCAAAAGUUUCCAUUUUGUAGUAGCAGUAAAAAUGUUGUCCUUAUUUGGGUAUCAUUCAUUGGCUGUUAGUGGCAGCUAAUGCUUUCACCCAAUAUAUUAAAUCUAAUUGUCUUUGAGGCAAAACAUAAAUUAGACAAAUCAAACAACCCCCAGAUAAACAUCAAACAAAGUGAAGUAACAACUUGACACAGUUAUUUUCAACAAUUAUUCUGGUAUGUGACUGGACACAGAACUAUCAUUUAGACUUCAUAUUUAAAAACUUUGGCUUUAAUUAAAAAUGAACAUUAUGUAACUGCCAAGUAUGUAACUAUUAUAAUAGUAUACAUUCAAAUAUGGAUGAUGCUCAGAAACCGCAAGAUUCUACAUAGAAGAUGUAUUGCGAAGAGAAAGACUAUGCCUUAAUUGCACAGCCAUGCUGGUUGCUUUUAUUGGAGAAAAGUUGAGGGCAGAGCUUCUCUUUUGUCAACUUUUGUUAACCUCAGGCUUUUCCAUAAAACAAAGUAGUCCCUGUCUUGUCUUGUGACAUUUUUGGAUUGUGUUGGAACAAAUUCCAGUGCAGUCAGAAUCAGUGUUUUAUAAUUAUUCAAUGAAAUACUGAAAAGUGACAGUGCUAUUUUAAGAAAAACAGGGUUUCAUUCCAAUGUCCAUUGUUCUUGGUCCAACUCCCAGAAAAUAUGGUUAACACUGACAAAAAUAUAGAUGAAGAUAACUAGUCUUGAAUUGAUAAAAGUUCAUAUGGAACUUUGGGGAUCCCUGCAUUGCUAUUAAGUGAAUGGUACCUGCUUAUGCCUACACACGUUCUGCACAUUUACUUCUUUGGGAGAUUGCUGAGCAUAUGUUUUAUGACUGUAUCACAGUCUUUUUGUUAAUUAUCUCAGUGCAUCCUGCUUGGUUCAGCUUUUCAUGCAUAAUAAUUUUAAUCAUUUAUCGCUGGUGCCAAUGAGUGCUUUGUUCUUAUGAAAGGAUAAUGAUGUUUUAAUUUGUCUAGACCAUAGCUACACACAUAAACCCAGUUAUUUGCCCCUAGACCAAUUCUGCCAUUUUAAACUAUGUGAUAAAAAUAUGAAAACUGUUCUCUAAUUACAAUAGCGUAACUAUAUAAUUAUUAUAUACCUUAUGUUGACCUUUAACUCCCAUGAACCUUUGCAAGCCACUUACCUUUUUGUUUGGCAAAGGUUGAUGAGAGUUGUAGUCCAGUGAAAAUUACAGCUCAGAUAGUUACAUUCAGUGACUAUUACAACUCAGGAAACCUUGUUUAGUGUGUAGCUUUUAUCCACCCUUGCUUUAAAUCUUGCUUUCUUUUUCUUAUCUAUUUUUUUUGUCACAAAGGAUUGGAUAUGGAUGUAACACUGAGGAGUCUAUUAGAUUUAAGCAGGCAGAAAAGUCAGAUUCUUAGGUACCAUUUUGUUUGCCUAUAAUUAAGAAGUUGUUACCUAAGACUCUUCUGGAUUUUUUUGACACCAUUGCAUUAAUACUUUAAUGCAGUUACUUUUUUUUUGUAUCAAAUCAUCUACCUAUCAUAUUUUCCCCAUCUGCUUAACUUGAGCAUAAUGGCUAUAAUUGCAGUACCUCGGUUGAUAUUAGACAGAUCAUAGAUAAGAUAAUACAAGUGAUUACAGUACAGUGUUUGAAUUGCACAGAUUACUGGAAGGAGAAUUCUUCUGAAAGAAAAAAGUAAUUAGCAAAUGCUGAUUAGUUAAACAAUGUUUUAACUGGAAUUGUUGACUGAGGGUGUGGAUGCUGUUGCAGCUCAUAUUUAAAUUGUAUUUCUCAUAUUCUCUGUGUCUGUUGCAAUGCAUUUUCUUAAUCUCUUCCUAACUCAAAAGGGUAAUCCAGACAUGGACCUUGUGCUCACUGUGCCAAGAGGGGUAUCAGCUACACAUUGGUGAUGAAGGUCAAAACGUUCAUCAGAGGUUGUUGUAUCUCAUGUGCAGAGAGAACUUGCUGGGAUUUGUGGACUGCCCUUGUGGGCGGGAUCAGUUUGACAUGCAAAUUGUGUUGGUUUUCUCAGUAAUGAUAUAAGCAAGGAAAAAUCUUUUUUGAGAUCUGAGUGGUGAUUAUCCAAAGGUCAAGCUUGUUGAGCUUCCUGAGUUUUUACCCAUUUUCAGAGAUCCCAUGUUUUCAUUUUUUGCUUCAAAAAAGUGACUAGAAUGAUGAUUAGUUAAAUAUUUUUUGAAGUGGAAUUGUUUAAUACUGGCAUAUAUUCUGUUCCAAGUCCAUUUCUAGAUUGUAGCCAUUUUGUGUGAUUUUAUUUUUUCAGUGGCAAGGUGCCAUCUUGUUCUUUGAAAUUGUAAAAUGAUUGUGUGUCUACAGAAGCCAAACUUAAUAGAUUGUCAAACAUGUUAUAUAAAUAUAUAUACAUAAAUAUAUAAAUAGAGCUUGGAGCGACAGUGGAACUAUAUGUGUAGAUUAGUUGAUAAACUAGAACACACACAAGAAUGUGUUGGCUUUUCCAUGCCAUGUGCAACUGUUUUAUAAUCUACUUUAUUUCUUAUUACAAGUGCAGUGCAAUAUCAGGUUCAGAUAAUGCACAAGAAAGAGUUACCUCAGCAGAGAUAGUUGCUGAGCAACAUUGAGGCCGCUGGAAAUGAACAUUUAAUAUCUUUGUUAUUGAAUAAUAAUAAAUUGAACUUUAAUUUGACACAUUGGAAGAUAGCUAUUGAGGCAAAACUAGUUCAAAUUAAAUCUAUGAGUAUGAGUACCUUCAAAGCAAUAUCCUAUUCCAAGUAUCAAAGAGAUAUAUAUAUUACCCUAUUUCUGGUGUACUGCAUUAUGUGGUGAGUAGGGAGGCUCCUGGAAGUUGAAGCACAGUAUUUUCUUUCUGCGUCCACCCAAUUCCUCUUAGUCCAAUUUUAAAUGACUUUCUUUUAACACGAGUUAUGAAUCGUGCAGCUUUUUAUACUAUUUUGGUGAUUCAAGUUAGACUUUUUUUUUAAGCUAAUUCAAGCUUGACUGAGCUUCAGAAAGGUAUGCUGAAUUUAUACUUUGUGACAAAACUAAAGCAAUUAUGGUGCAAAACCAAAUAUUUUAAGAAAAUGGGACAGAAACCAGUGAAAUGCGCCUGCUUAUUGCUCAAACUUACCACUUUACGCCAUAAUUGCUUUAGGUUUUGCUUGAUAGAUAUGCUAGCAAGGGCAAAACUUGGAAACUCACUUCAGGCUUAUUCACUAAAGGGAGAAUUGCCCUGAAAUCAAAUUGAAUUAUAAAAUUUAAACAAAAUAACUGAACUGGAAAAAAUAAUUCUUUAAGUCAAGCUGUUUUCAGCUUGCCUAUUUUGGCCUUAAAUUUUAAAUUGACUCUGACUUCCAAGUCGCUCUCACUAUUGUGAAUGACCCUGUCAACUAUUUCACACUUACCUUUGUAAGUUAAUUUUAUUAAUAAAAAAUAGAAAUCCUUAUUUAAACAUUAUUUUCCCUUACUUAUAUAACAGCAAGAUUAUCAUAUCAUCCAUAUGGCAAUGAGAGCACACUGAUGUGACAACUUUACUAUUAUAUCUAUCUUGGGACAGAUGUAAACAUGCUCUGACAUAUUUACUAAAUGGCCUUUAUUGAAUGCGCAUACAUGUUCCGCCAUGCUGUGACAACAGCCAUAAUCUUCCUAGGUAUCUGUUGUUGUUUGUGCAUUUGUCUCAUUUUGUUGGCUCUGCCAUUAUUAAGGACUGCAGAGCCUUUCUAAUGAGUUCUCUCUAUUCCCAGUAAAAAUAAAAUAAAACACGUUGAUUUAUUGAACUGGUUACAGCAAAUAAUGGAAGCGGAUCAAUCAAGCGUCGUGGGUUAAUAGCACUGAACAAAGCUUAGUCAUAAUUAGAUGGAUGGAGGACUUUCCUUGUCCAUUGCAGUUAAAAUUGAAAAGUCUGCCCUGCGACAGAGUGUUUUAGAGAAUAAUGCAGACAGCCUAGAGUAGAUUCACUGGCUAGCACUUUCUAUUUAUCUGAAGCUUAAAAAGCAGCUGCGUUUUUGUAAAAUGCAAUGAAUGUGGCAGCUCUAGUUAAAGGUAGAGGAAAAAAAAAGAUCACCCCCUUGUUUUGUAAUAAGGGGAUUUUCAAUUUGAAAGCGAGAGAGCCUGUUGUGUGAAACAUGAUUAUUACAUUCAGCACAUUCUAUCUCACCCACCAGGAGGCUAAUAAUGAAGGAGUCUGUAGAGGAGGCCAGUGCCAUGAGGGUUAUCUCACGGCCCCAGAUGCUGGAUAACUUGAAGGAAGCAGAAUUGCUUUUGGAUGACAUUCAGAAAGGUCUGAAUGAUUAUUUAGAGAAGAAAAGACUAUUCUUCCCAAGGUAAAUAGUCCAUUUUCUCUGUCAGCUGUGCUUGUUUGUCUAAAAUAUGUUUGCUCUGCAUCACCCACAUUCAUUUAUUUUACUUAUAUUUUGUGUGGGUUUUUUUUUCUGCCGUAGAUUUUUCUUCUUGUCCAACGACGAGCUACUGGAAAUCCUGUCAGAGACAAAGGAUCCCCUGAGAGUCCAACCACACCUUAAAAAAUGUUUUGAAGGAAUCGCAAAGCUGACAUUUAACACAAAUAAUGAAAUUACGCACAUGGAGUCACCGGAACGUGAAAAGGUUGAACUUGUGCAGAAAAUAAUUCCAGCCAAUGCCAAGGGGCUAGUUGAGAAAUGGCUUCACGAGGUGAAUAUCCUUAGUCUUUAUUUAAGAUUGUCUUUAAUGCAGCAUAAAGUUACAUUUACAUGUUUUUUUUUUAAUGUUUGAGCACACGUGUAUCUACCAUAAACAUCUCUAAUGAAAAAACAUACAUGUUUGUCAACAAGCUUUAUACAAUAUUUCAAAGUGGGUCCAAAAAAAUCUUUACAUAUUUUAUCACAUAAAUUUUGAAAGGGUAUUAUAAGAAUGAAUUAACAUGGAUUCACUUUAAGAGAGGUUUCCUUAUUUUGACAAUCUUUAAAUAUUUAUUUUUAUUGAAGACGUACUGUAUAUAACUAACAUUAGACAUAAAAUAUAUUAUGAAGAUUAAAGAUACAUAAAGCAGGAAGUGCAAUUUAGUAAUUAACAGCCAUGGAAAACUUAUAGUAAACUAUCCAGUAAAUCUGGAUAGUUACAUAUGAUUUUCUUUUCUCCUUCUAUUUAAGUUAUAAAAGUCAAAUCUCAAACUCCUCUGUGUCAACAUGGCUCUCUUUACUUCCUUCCCCUUCAAGAACUACCAAGUUUGGGUAUUAUAUGAAAGGAGUGAAGCAAGGCAUCGAGCUGUGAGGGCCUCAUCUGUGUUAUCUGAUGUAGGAGCUGAGAUGGGCUUUGCAGUGGUCAUAAACAUUGCAAGUGUACAGCAGCACUUGAAGGACUCACUACUUCCAAUAAGAAGUAUGGCCUUUGGUGCCCAUUUGGGCCAGAAUCUGUAGUCUAUAGAGUAUGCCCACUUGACCUAGUAGUAAAAACAUGACCAACGAGUAAGAGUGGGUAUCUAGUUAUAAAAGACCCCUUCCUGCAAUGUCAGCACAGGCUGACGUAAAGAGAAGUCUAGAUGAAGUUGCAAGCCCUAACUGGACUGCAAUGCCUGUUUAUAAGUGACAUUCUUAGCCACACUCUAAAUCAGUUUCUGCAGACAUCAUAAGUAGACUACUUACAGCUAAAUGCUUUAUCAAACAUGAUAACUUUUAAUGGAGAUAAUACAAUGGGAACCAGAUAGAUGAUAGUUAUUUGUUCAGUAUACAUACAUACACAUAUACAGGCAUAUGCUUGCAACACACAUACAAAAAAACAUGCAUUCAGACUAUUUUAGAAAACAAUUUUCAUAAUAUAAAACGGAAAAAAUGCAUUUAUUAUAUUUUACAUUUACUCAUCUACUCAUUAAUUAUACUUGUUGCUGUUUUAGAUGUGACAACAUUGUGCAUGUAUUUUUUACAUUUCAGCUAUUUAUUACACAUUAGAUUUUUUUUUUUUUUCUAGCAGAAUGUUAAAGGGACACUGUAGGCACUGUAUCUGCUUCAUUUCAUUAAACUGAUAAUAGUGUCCAGAGUUCCCAAGUUCCAUAAUUUCAUUCAGCAUUAAAUAGUUCUUCAUAUUUUUAUGUUUCAAUGCUAAAUUAGAGUCCCCAGUAGCCCCUCCCCUCUGUGCUGCUUCAGCGAAUGAGGAAGUACUUGCAUGAGCAGCAAUGAGCAGCUAUGAUUGGCUGAGAGUGUCAGCUGUCUGUUUUUAGCCUAUCAGAGCUCCAACUAAAGGUAUGAAGGGUAUGACUUCAAGGAACUGUGUAAUCUCCUCCUUGCCCACGCCUCCAGAAGAGGCCGGACUGUGGGGGCCUUGAUCCCUUAUUUAGUGUUUAACUGCUCUAAAAUGGUUUAACAUUGUCUGAAGAGAAAGUGCCAGGAGAUUACAGGCAUCAUAACCAAGAGAUGAAAUUAUUAUAGUGAGUACAGUGUCCCUUUAAGUAAGCAAUUUGUCAAAUAAUACACGAUAAAGCCAUUUUAUGUUUCAUAUGUCAUCAAUUUACUCAAGAAUGCUUAAAAUAAGUUAAUCCAUGCUGCUCUUUAGGUUCAGUCGACUUGUAUAUUUUGUAUUAUUAUUGUUUACACUUACAUGCAAGUAUUUUUAAUGUACUGAUAUAAAUGGUUUCGUUAUUUAUGGUGAUAAAUAGGGUUCAAAAAACAUAAUUUUGAAAAGCAAUGGAAUAGCAAAUUUUAAGCCAUAGUAACCAAAUCUUAACAUAUUAUGGCUCCAAAUUUUGCAAUUUUCUUGUAAAUUCUUCACAGCAUCCAGAUUAGUGAAUACAUCACCAAAUUACACACACACAUCCUGAAUGUAAACAGUAGUACAUCCACACAUGCUGAAACUGAAAAAGUCACAUUAUAUUCUCAUUGACCAUCUUAUUUAAAUAUCAAACAUUUGUAAUUCCUGCUGUUCUGUUUUACAGCAGGACUUGCUAAUUUUUUUAUGGUGAUAUAAAUGUGUGUCUAUGUUAGAUGCACACAUUAUUUUGUCUGUCUGUGUCAGGCUGUCAGCUCAUCUUAAUCACAUGGGUCAGUUUGCGCCACCCUGAAAGACUGGGUGCUUAUUUGUCUUAAUCGUGAUGCUUAUUUGUUUGCAUCCAUUGCAAAAAAACAAAACAAAGAUGUGCUGUACACAUACAUAAAAGAUAGUAGCUGUUGCCCUUCACACUGGAGCACUGUGGGAAGGAUCUGCCGUUCUUCUGGAAGUAAUCAAAAGUCAAAAUCCAGGGGCUUCACAGUGUGGUGCCAAAAUAGGUACAGUUCAUUUGGAUCAAUGAACAAAACAAAAUAUAUGUUUCAGCCUCAAGCCUUCAUCGCAUGAUUAUGGUUUGAGGCCGAAACAUUGUACAUUUUGUUAUGUUGAUUGAUUCAAAUAAACUUAAUCUAUUUUGGCAUCAUGCUGUGAAGCCCAUGCAUUUUGACUUUUGUCUGUAUCUCGAGUCUUGUCAUAAGACCGCCACAAUUUUUGACUAUGCACAUAAGAUUGUAUCACUUCACCUGUGUCAGCCUGUUCAUCUAAUAUAUACCAAAAAUAAGAAAGAGUCCAAAGCGUUUGAGGUUCUGUGACUAGUAACCUUGACAAAGACCAUCAAAAGUGUUGCAGACUUUACUUUGUUUGGUUUACAAUACUGAAAUUGGACCAUGGGUGGAACUUGAAAUUUGCUCCCUUACUCAUGCUUCUUCAGUUAUAUGCAACAGUUGUAUGAAUGUCAGCUCCGAGACACUGUUCUAUGGUGUUAGACUUUUUCCAUCUUUAUUUUACCAGUGUCAAAAUGUUCGUCAGUUUCUAUAGUAUUUUUAUAGAUUUCAACUUUUUGAGAGCCAAGCAAAAUAACAUUAAUGGCCCUAGCUGUUUCACAUUGGUCAUGACAUAGUUAUAUAUUUGUGUCCUCAAUGAACCACUACUUUGGGCACUAAGAACAUCACGGUUUUGUCUUGGUUUGGGUGUUUUUGCACACAUAUUUAAAUAUUUAAAGGACUGUGUGUUUUAAAAUAUGAACUCUCCAAUCAUUACCAUAAAACUAUAAAGUGUCGACAACUGGUGUGAAACAUUUGAAUGGUGAAUCAAUAUCCGAAUUUACUGCAUUUUAUUUAACUCUUUCCUGUUCUUCUUUAUGCCACACAAAUUGUUCCCAGUGUGAGUAAUAAAAGAAAAUAGCAGGUAAGUAAGAACAGGAGACCAGGUAAAUAUUGGUGGGAUGGAGGGACAUUCCGGUUUGUGCGUGCACUGCUUUACCUGGUGCAUUCUGACCUAUCAGUCGUUAACAACAUACCACCCGUUCCAUGUGUCACUUCUUAAAUUAUCGUUACUUGUGCAUGUCAGUUAUUGUUACCACUCUAUCCAUUCUUUUUCCAUCUUCCCAUUCAAUGAUUUCAGUGGUAUGGUUUUUUUUUUUGUUUGUUUGUUUGUUUUGUGUAGGACAUAAGGCAACAUAAAGCAUGUUUUAUUAGUUUGUUGUCACGAUUACAUUGCGGGUGCUGCGUAGCUCGUUUCACGUGUACUCUGUCAUCAAAAUGUCAGCUUGAUUUUAAUGAACAGAGAAUGCAUGCCCUUAACGAGGAUAGGGAGGUAGUUUGUCCAUAAAAAGAAUUUUGUGGAAAUGGUCUAUGUUUGAUUAGUUUUAUUUAGGUGUAUUGUGCAGUUCUGUGUGCUAUUUUUUUGGUUAGCAUUGCUAUUCUUUUCUUGUGACUAAACAGCUUUGGUUUUUAUUAAAAACCAUGCUAGCAGGUAAUUGUUGGCUGCUCUUGUUACUGUAGCCCCCCGUUAAGAUUCACAGCGUUUGCCAGUUGCAUGUUAGUGUUGUUGUCUUGUCGGUUAGCUUGUUUUUGGUGUCCUGUCACUUUUAGUGGAUGGAGUUGUUUUAAUCGUGUUGUUUGUUUGUGUCUUUUAAAAACUAAACAAAAAAAUAAUAAAAAACAAAAAAAAGUUGUCUUUGGCAGCUGCAACGCUGUUAAUUUGUGAUGUAAGCGUUUCAGUGUGCAGCUUGUCAUUGAAAUAUAGUUCAAAAUGUUUCGUAAUGUAGCAUGAAAUUAUUGGUUAGUUUUAAAAUGGAUGUGAAAUCAUGUGAAGAAAAUAAGUAUUGCAUCCGAUCGAGAUAAAUUCACUGUGGUGUUUUAUGGCUUUUUAUUCCUAUGUGAUAGUAAUAGUGUCUCAUGUAGGGAUGGAAGCCAUGAAAUACAUUGUGAAAAGUCAUCAACUAAAAUGGGGGCCAUAAGCAUAGAAAAUGCAAUGGCCACGGCGCUAAUAGACAGUAUUGAAAAACAAUUCAGCGAACCACUUUGGGUCAACAUCCUGUGCUCAAGUUUCAUUUAUUUUUGCUAUGAAAAUUUGAGCACUGUAAGCUGUUUUUUUUUUUUUGCAAAGGGGCUAAGAGGUUUUAGUUUAAAACUGUGAAUGUCAAGAAGCCAUACUUUGCUUAUCACGUUGUCAACCGCAGAGAGCGUCAGUCUUAUAGUUGGGUUAGUGGAUCUAGGAUGUUGGUCCAUACUGAUGUGUUAUUUACUGCACUUUUAAGGCAGAUAAAUGCAUUUAGCAGCAGUUAACCAGAGGUACUAUCAUUCCCAUUUGCACUACUAUAACUAUAUUAGCAUCCAUUACAUGGAUAUCUCGAUAGAUACAGUGCAUGCCUCUAAUGUGUUGUGUUGAAGGAAACAUGUUGAGGAGACUUUAUGGCAUAGGCACAUGAAGGGAAACCGGACAUUUUAUUGUACAGAAAAGUCCUCAGUAUUUUCCGUAGACUUUUUAUUUAUUUAUUUUUAAACACUUAUUUGUUUACUAAUGAUUUAUUUUUUAUAAAGUGUUUAUUUUUUUAAAACGUCUUCUGUAUGAAUUUCAUAUAAAAAUAAAACAAAUCUAUUAUUCUGA
Molecule: messenger RNA, 95891 nt
Organism: Pelobates cultripes (western spadefoot toad)
Lineage: Eukaryota; Metazoa; Chordata; Amphibia; Anura; Pelobatidae
Source: the annotation of a GenBank genome assembly